Messenger RNA from Onychostoma macrolepis, 98179 nucleotides. It is a transcript of the gene ttn.2, whose product is annotated as titin, tandem duplicate 2. Gene Ontology annotation, molecular function: ATP binding; protein binding; protein kinase activity. The record is from RefSeq and is a predicted model, not a curated record. NCBI's taxonomy places the organism in Eukaryota, Metazoa, Chordata, Actinopteri, Cypriniformes, Cyprinidae. The transcript is spliced from 241 exons. Bases 246 to 97148 code for a protein of 32300 amino acids. Gene Ontology annotation, biological process: protein phosphorylation.
ACUUCUGAGCAGUUGGAGCAUUCCCAGCCUUGCCUCGGGUGUAGGGAUUGCAAGGGAAAAAGCAAAACUACACGGAUAAGACCCUGUGUAGUUUUGUUUUUGGGGGAUAUUUCGAGGCUCAACCGUUCUCACACUGUGUUUUCUGAAAUCAUAUCUGGAUAAGGACUUUGUUUCAGAAGACAAGACCCUUUGGGCUCCGUCCCUCCAAUUCAAGGCACUCUUGUGGAUACAAGGUGCCAUCCACCAUGUCAACACAAGCACCAACAUUUACACAGCCGCUUCAGAGCGUUGUGGCACUUGAGGGUAGUGCUGCAACGUUCGAAGCUCAAGUUAGUGGUAAUCCAGUUCCAGAGGUGAGCUGGUUUCGUGAUGGCCAGGUUCUUACUGCUGCGGCUCUGCCCGGCGCUCAGAUCUCGUUCAGCGAUGGCCGCGCUGUUCUGAUGAUCCCCGCUGUUACAGCCGCACACAGUGGAAGAUUUUCUGUGAGAGCCACUAAUGGUGCUGGACAAGCCACUAGCACGGCUGAACUGCUGGUUACAGCUGAAACUGCGCCACCAAACUUCAUUCAGAGGCUACAGAGUAUGACUGUGAGACAAGGGAGCCAAGUGAGACUAGAUGUUCGAGUUACAGGAAUCCCUACACCUGUGGUCAAGUUCUACAGAGAGGGAGCUGAGAUUCAGAGCUCAGCUGACUUUCAGAUUGUUCAAGAUGGAGACCUUUACAGUUUGUUGAUUGCUGAGGCCUUCCCAGAAGAUUCUGGAACUUAUUCUGUCAGUGCUUCUAACAGCAGUGGACGCGCAACUUCAACUGCUGAGUUGCUUGUUCAGGGUGAAGAAGAAGCUGUUGUACCUGCGAAGAAGCCAAAAACGAUUAUUUCAGCCUCUCAGAUUUCACAGACACGUCAGACUAGAGUGGAGAAGCGGAUGGAGGCUCAUUAUGAAGCCACAGCAAUGAUGCAAAUGCAAGCAGAAGGUGGGGUUGUGACCCACCAGCUGGCACAUAAGACUCCACCUCGUGUGCCGCCUAAACCAACCUCCAAAUCCCCCCCUUCACACCUGACUAAAGUGUCAGCUGCUCGUCAGCAGUCUCCCUCUCCUGUGAGACAUGUUAAGGGCCCGACACCCACUCCUGUGAGAGCUGUGUCUCCAUCUACCAGACUGUCUGUUUCCCCAAUCAGACCAGUCAAAUCCCCUGUGAUGACCCGCAAACAGGUCACGCAGGCCUCUGAGGUCCUGCCCCCGUGGAAACAGGAGGGGUAUGCUUCAGAAGCCAGCUAUACCCGCAUGACUGCCGGAGCAAGACAAGUCCAGAUGACUUCUACCCAUGUCCAAAUGGAACAGCGCUGGGAAGGCUCUGUUGCUGUUGAGUUACAAGCUGGUGCUGUCAAAGAGGAGCAGCAAAACAUGGAUGAGAAAAGUAUUGCUGUUGCCACUGUGGUGGCGGCAGUGGACCAGGCUCGUAGUCGUGGGCCGCUCAGUGGCUCUCUAGAACAGCCCAGUGUUGAAACCGGCAUAACUGCAGUACACAUUACGUCUCAAAAUGAGCAGAUAUCAUGCAAGGAAAUCCAAGAGGAGUCCUUCACAAGUGUGACAACUCAUAAAAUCAAUAUCGGUGUUUCAACCACUAGUGAGAGAUUCUUGGAAGAGAUCUCAUCAACAGCGGAGGGUGAUGGGAAAAGAGCAGAGGCCGUGGCCACUGUGCUUGCUGCUGUUGAUCAUGCACGUAUACGAAAGCCCACGCAUGCUGAAGGGGCUCAGUUGGAAGAAGAGACUGAUAUAAGACAUCAGGAAAUGCUAGCAACUAAGCAACAGAUCACAAGUAAAAAAGAGCUGUUGCUAAUUCCCACUGAAAUGCCAACUUCUACUACAACAUCUACUACUGAGAAGAGUGUACAUGUCACCCAGAUUCAAAGAACUACUGAGGUUAGCUCCAAGGUGGAGACUGACCUUGGACCAUCCCCAGUUCCACAUUUCACAGUAUCAAAAGUUACUGUACCAAAACCAGAUCAUAGCUAUGAGGUUUCAAUAGCAGGUUCUGCUAUUGCCACACUACAAAAAGGGUUAUCCUCAACAACUGCAGCUCAAAAGAUCAUCAAGCCUGUCAAGCCUCCAACACAUAAGAUUGUGGAGACUCGUGUGACCCCAGAGCCAACUCCUCCUCCUUUUAGAGACACUGCAGAAAGAUAUCAGGCUCAUUUUGAAACAGAGUUACACAGAAAGAUAGGCGUUUCAUUUGCUGGGGAAGAAUGGGACACAAAGGUUGUUGAGACUGCAGCGAUUCCCUCAGCUAUCAAAGAGCCUGUAGUGCCCCCUACCUUGAUAGCAGGUUUGAAGAAUGUGACUGUCACAGAGGGAGAGUCUGUUACUCUGGAGUGCCAGAUUUCAGGCCACCCUACCCCAGCCAUUAUGUGGUUCAGAGAGGAUUACAGAAUUGAGCACUCCAUUGACUUCCAGAUCACUUAUGAAAACAGCUAUGCCCGCUUGGUAAUUCGAGAGGCCUUUGCUGAAGAUAGUGGCCGCUUCACUUGCACUGCUACCAGUGAGGCUGGAACUAUCACCACCUCAUGCUACCUGCUUGUCAAAGUGUCUGAGGAGAUUGAGAGCAGAGAGGAGAUUACAGUCCAGGAGAAACAGACUGUCAUUGAAGCAAGAGAGGAGACCGUUUCUGAAAUAAGUACGGUCUCUGUGGACACUGGAGCACCAGCUGCUCCUUUCUUUGUGAAGAAACCAGUGGUUCAGAAGCUGGUCGAGGGGGGCAGUGUUGUCUUUGAGUGCCAGAUCGGAGGAAGCCCUAAGCCCCAUAUUUACUGGAAGAAGAGUGGAGUUCCACUCACUACUGGAUACAGAUAUAGAGUUAGCUAUAACAAGGAUACAGGGGAAUGCAAGUUGGAAAUUUCUAUGACAUUUGCUGAUGAUGCUGGAGAGUACACCAUCUUUGCCAAGAACCAACAUGGAGAGGCAUCUGCUUCCGCAAACCUUCUUGAAGAAGAGGAGUUUGAAGCCUAUAUGAAGAAACUGGAAGUGACAUAUGUUACAGAAGUGACAACAGUGGUGCAAGAACCCAAAGUGGCAGAUGUGCCCCCUGUAGUUGUAAGCGAAUAUGAAAAAGAGAUGAUGCAGAGGAGGAUGGCUCAGCAAACACAGAUGAUGCAGUCCUUCAUCUCGGAGACGGAAUUUCAAAUAUCUGCAAUUGAACGAAAAAUAAUCCAGGAGAUUGAAAUCCGCAUCCUGAAAAUAACUUAUCGAGAACUGGUGAUUGAGGAUGGUGAGGAGAUGGUCAUGAAUGUUGCAGAGCAUGAGGCUGUCGGAUCCUCAUUUAGCACUCCAGUCAAAAGCUACAGAAUUCUGGAAGGAAUGGGUGUUACUUUCCAUUGCAAGAUGGAAGGAACGCCAUUACCAAAGAUUGCCUGGUAUAAAGAUGGCAAGCGCAUUAAGCAUGGAGGCCGCUAUCAGAUGGAGGUUCUACAAGAUGGUAGAGCUAGUCUGCGCCUACCUGUGGUGUUGCCAGAAGAUGAGGGCAUCUAUACUGCAUUUGCUAGCAAUAUGAAGGGUAACGCUGUCAGUUCUGGAAAGCUCUAUGUGGAGUCCACAGCAGCUGCUCAGCCUUACUACCCACAGGCUGAAGCUGUGAGGAGAGUCCAGUCUACAUCUCCAAUGUCUGCUCGCUCAACUAGUUACUCCCCUGGACGUUCUCCUGCUCGCUCUGUUAGCCGUUCUCCUGCUCGUAGACUUGAUGACACUGAUGAGAGUCAAUUAGAGAGGCUGUAUAAGCCUGUCUUUGUACAGAAGCCAUCAUCUUUCAGGUGUUCUGAAGGACAGACGGCAAGGUUUGACUUAAAAGUAGUUGGAAGACCUAUGCCCGACACUUACUGGUUCCACAAUGGACAACAAGUGGUCAAUGACUACACCCACAAAAUUGUGGUAAAGGAGGAUGGUACUCAGUCACUGAUUGUGGUUCCUGCCAUGCCUCAGGACUCUGGGGAGUGGACAGUUGUUGCUCAGAAUAGAGCUGGAAAGACAACCGUUUCUAUGACUCUCACUGUGGAAGCAAAGGAAAAUUUGGUCCGACCCCAGUUCAUUGAAAAGCUAAAGAAUAUCAGUGUUAAGGAAGGAAGUUUGGUUGAGUUGGCAGUAAAAGCCAUUGGAAACCCCCUUCCUGACAUUGUCUGGCUGAAAAACAGUGACAUCAUCUCUCCUCAUAAAUACCCUCACAUCAAAAUUGAGGGUACCAAAGGACAGGCACAUUUCCAGAUUCCUCAGACUACUGGUACGGACAGUGCGUGGUACACAGCCACAGCCAUUAACAAAGCUGGCAGAGAUACCACUCGCUGCAGAGUCAAUGUGGAGGUUGAGUUCACCGAACCUGAACCAGAAAGAAGACUCAUCAUUCCCAAAGGAACAUAUAAGGCUAAGGAUGUUGCUCCACCAGAGAUUGAACCACUGCAUCUUCGCUAUGGUCAGGAACAGUGGGAAGAGGGUGACCUCUAUGACAAGGAAAAACAACAGAAGCCACACUUUAAAAAGAAGCUUACUUCAGUCAGGAUGAAGCGAUUUGGACCUGCGCACUUUGAGUGCAGACUGACCCCUAUUGGUGACCCAACUAUGGUUGUUGAGUGGCUCCAUGAUGGCAAGCCACUGGAAGCUGCUAACAGACUUCGUAUGAUCAAUGAGUUUGGCUAUUGCAGUCUUGAUUAUGAAGUUGCUUAUUCUAGAGAUAGUGGUGUCAUUACUUGCAGAGCUACCAACAAAUUUGGUGCUGACCAGACCUCGGCUACACUAAUUGUGAAGGAUGAGAAGAGUCUAGUGGAGGAUAGUCAGUUGCCAGAAGGUAAAAAAGUACAGAGAAUAGAAGAAAUGGAGCGAAUUGCUCAUGAGGGUGCACCCUCAGGAGUAACUGGAGAUGAUAUGACAGAGAAGACCAAGCCAGAGAUUGUCUUGCUCCCAGAACCCAUAAAAGUAUUCGAGGGUGAAACAGCCAAAUAUCGCUGUAGAGUGACCGGUUACCCCACUCCCAAAGUUAACUGGUACCUCAAUGGACAGCUCAUUCGAAAGAGCAAACGAUUCAGACUACAGUAUGAUGGCAUUCACUAUUUGGAAAUCACUGACUGUAAGUCAUACGAUUCUGGAGAAGUUAAAGUAUUGGCUGAAAACCCGGAGGGUACAGCUGAGCAUGUUGUCAAACUUGAAAUCCAACAGAAGGAAGACUUCCGGUCAAUCUUGCGCCGUAUUCCUGAGAAGGCACCGGAGGCACCUGGCCCUGAACCUGGCAGAGUAUCUUUCGAUGUUGUGAAGGUAGAUAAACCCACAGAGGCUUCACAAGCAAAAGAGGUUGUCAGACUGAGGAAGGCUGAGAGAGUUGUUCAUGAAAGAUCCACAGAAGAGACAGAAGAGCUGCGAAGCAAAUUUAAACGCAGGACUGAAGAGGGCUAUUAUGAAGCCAUAUCCUCAGUUGAGAUGAAGUCUCGCAAGAAGGAUGAAUCUUAUGAGGGAAUGCUAAAGAAGAGAAAAGAAGAACUUAUGCACUGGACCAAAGAGGUGUCUGAGUCAGAAAAGAAAAAGGAGGAGGAGGAAGGCAAACUUAAAAUUCCUACAAUCAGACCUGAGAAAAUUACUCUCUCUCCUAGCAUGGAGGCUCCAAAGAUCUUGGAAAGAAUUCAGAGCCAGACAGUGUCCCUGUCUGAUGAAGUUCGCUUCCGUUGUAGGGUCGUUGGUAAACCAGAACCAGAGUGUCAGUGGUUCAAAAACGGCAUUUUACUUGAGAAGUCAGAUCGUAUUUAUUGGUAUUGGCCCGAGGACCAUGUCUGUGAAUUAGUAAUCAGAGAUGUCUCAGCUGAGGACUCUGCUAGUAUUAUGGUCAAAGCCAUUAACAUUGCUGGUGAGGCCUCAAGCCAUGCUUUCUUGUUGGUGCAAGCCAAGCAGCUUGUAUCUUUUACCCAGACACUGGAGGAUGCCUAUGCUAAAGAGAAAGACACAAUGGUAACCUUUGAAUGUGAGACAAACGAGCCGUUUGUCAAAGUCAGAUGGAUGAAGAACAAUGCCGAAAUUUUCUCUGGAGACAAAUACAGGAUGCACUCUGACAGAAAGGUACACUUCCUAUCUGUGCUGAUAAUCGGCAUGCAAGAUGAUGCCGAGUACACUUGUGCUGUAGCUGAUGAUGACCUCAUAAGAACCACUGCCAGACUUCAUGUUGAAGGUGCAUCAUUGGAAAUUAUUACAAAUCUGGAGAGUGUUGAAGUGCCUGAGACAUACUCUGGAGAGUUUGAAUGUGAGCUGUCCCGUGAAGAUGCCGAAGGCACCUGGUACUUUGAGAAUAAAGAAAUUACGGCAAGCCUAAAAUAUGUUGUGUCCUCUCGUCGUGGCCGACACACCCUGUCUGUAAAAGAUGUUAGGAAGGAGGACCAAGGCAAAUACACUUUUAAAGUGGGUGAUCUGAAGACAAGUGCCACACUGAAGAUGAAAUUGCGUCCUGUAACUCUGAUGCAAGGCCUCUCUGAUCUGACAAUUUGUGAGGGUGAUAUUGCCCAGUUGGAGGUGCGAUUCUCUCAGGAAAAUGUGGAGGGAACAUGGAUGAAAAAUGGCCAGCCCAUCACUGCCACAGACCGAAUUCACAUUGUCAUUGACAAACUUGUCCACAAAGUUCUGGUUGAAAAUGUCAACAGGGAUGAUGCUGGAAUUUAUUCAUUUGUUGUUCCCAUUCAAGACAUUUCUACAAGUGGAAAACUUUCUGUCCAAACAAUUGAAAUUAUAUCACCUCUGAAGGAUGUUCAUUCUAUUGAGGGUACGAAGGCAGUACUAGAAGCUAAAAUCUCUGCCUCUGAUGUUGCUGCUGUGAAAUGGUACCAAAAUGACAAGCUCCUUGUGGCUAGUGAGAGAAUCCAGAUGGUUGCCAAAGGGACCAAACAGAGACUAGUUUUGAAUAGGUCCUUUGCUUCUGAUGAAGGACAUUAUAAGAUGGUUGUUGGCAGAGUGGAAACGGCUUGUAAACUGACUAUUGAGAAGGUCAGCAUCAUCAAGCACAUGCAGGACUGUGUGUGCACUGAAACUCAGAAUGUCACCUUUGAAGUAGAAUUAUCCCACGCUGGUAUAGAUGCCUAUUGGACCUUCAAGAAUCAGCCUCUCAAGGCUGGACCCAAAUACAAAAUUGAGUCCAAAGGGAAGCACUAUAGCCUGACCAUCAUCAACGCCAUGAAGGACGAAGAGGGCCAGUAUACAUUUGCAGCAGGCGAAAAGACUUCCAGUGCAAAACUAACUGUAUCAGGCGGAGCUAUAAACAGACCACUCCAUGAUGUGACUGUAGCAGAAUCCCAAACUGCUGUUCUGGAGUGUGAGGUUGCAAACCCCACAUCUGAAGGCAAGUGGCUUAAGGAUGGCCACUCUGUUAACUUUAGUGACAAUGUCAGGAGUGAGGAUAUAGGUGCAGUCCGCCGACUUGUAUUUGUUAUCACAAGACCACAAGAUAUUGGGGAGUACACCUAUCAAGUGGCAAACUCCAAAACAUCUGCCAACCUAAGGGUUGAAGCUGUGAAGAUCAAGAAAACAUUGAAGAACCUAACAGUCACUGAAACCCAUGAGGCAGUGUUUAGUCUUGAACUCACUCAUUUAGAUGUGAAAGGAUCCCAGUGGAUCAAGAAUGGAAUAGAAAUUGUCCCUAGUGACAAAUAUGAGAUAACAGUUGAUGGAUUGGUUCACACUUUAAAGAUCAAAGACUGCAACUCCCAAGAUGAAUCAGUCUAUGGAUUCAAAUUGGGGAAACUCUCUGCUAAUGCCAGACUGAAUGUUGAAACUGUUAAGAUUGUGAAAAAGCCGAAAGAUGUGACUUCCCUGGUCAAUGGAACUGCCUCUUUUGAGCUGAGUUUAUCCCAUGAUAACAUACCUGUUAAGUGGAUGUUCAAAAACCAAGAGCUGAAAGCUAGUGCCAAUAUUCAAAUAAUGUCUGAAAGAAAAGCACAUAAGCUGGUGAUUCAAAAUGUUGAUGAAAGCAGUGACGGAGAGUACACAGCUGUAGUUGGACAUUUACAAUGCAGUGCAUACUUACAUGUUGAAUCUUUGAGAGUCACAAAGCCCCUGAAGAACAUUGAGAUUCCAGAGACCCAUGUGGCCACAUUUGAAUGUGAAGUUUCACAUUUUAAUGUUCCAUCCACCUGGUUGAAAAAUGGAGUUGAGAUUGAGAUGAGUGAGAAGUUCAGGAUUGUGGUGCAGGGCAAACUGCAUCAGCUGAAGAUCAUGAAUACCAGCAGAAAUGAUUCUGCAGAAUACACUUUUGUAUGUGGAAAUGACAAAGUCUCUGCCACCCUGACAGUUAACCCUGUCCUCAUCACGUCUAUGCUGAAAGACCUGAAUGCACAAGAGAAGGACACAAUCACAUUUGAGGUGACCGUCAACUAUGAAGGCAUCACCUACAAAUGGCUGAAGAAUGGUGUAGAAAUACGAUCCAGUGAUAGAUGCCAAACUCGCACCAAACAGUUCACUCACUCACUCACGGUCCGAAAUGUUCACUUUGGGGAUGUUGGAGAGUACAAAUUUGUGGCCGGAUCUGCUGAAACCACAGCAAAGCUGUUUGUUGAAGCUCGUGUCAUCGAGUUCACCAAGCGCAUCAAGGACAUUAAAGUUACUGAGAAGAAGAAGGCCAUUUUUGAAUGUGAACUCUCUGAGCCCAAUGUCCAAGUGACAUGGAUGAAAGAUGGUCAGGAACUUGAAAUAUCUGAAAGGUACAAAGUCUCCACAGAGAGACACAUGCAUCGUCUUGUGAUCCAAACUGUGCGCAUGUCUGAUGCUGGUGAAUACUCUGUGGUUGCUGGAUCUAGUGUAUCGAGAGCUACCCUCACAGUUGAGGGCAAGGAUGUGCGUAUCAGUGAACCUGCCGAGAAAGAAAUCACUGUGCUUGAGAAACAACGAGCUACAUUUGAAUUCGAAGUCAAUGAGGAUGACAUUGAAGGUCGCUGGCUAAGACAUGGAGUUGAGAUCCAGUUUUCUGUAGAUCAGCGUUUCAACUAUGCCAUUAUUAGAAAAAUUCAUCGCUUGACAAUCACAGAAACCUACAGAAGUGAUGCCGGAGAAUACACAUUCAUUGCUGGAAAGAACAGGAGUGUUGUGACCCUACAUGUUAACAUCCCUGAGCCUCCUCAGAUCAUCAGGCAUAUGGAGCCCCUGUCUGUUGAAGCUGGAAAACCUGCACGUUUCUCUGUGGAAGUGACAGGAAUUCCUCAGCCUCAGGUAUCCUGGUUUAAGAACUCUCAGGCCCUGUCUUCUGGGUUCAAGUGUAAGUUCCUGAGGGAGGGAAAUGAGCACACAUUGCUGCUUAUCGAAGUCUUCCCAGAGGAUGCAGCUCAGUACACCUGUGAAGCUAAGAAUGACUAUGGAGUAGCCACAAGCUCUGCGUCACUUAAUGUGGAAGUUCCAGAAGUUGUUUCCCCUGACACUGGAGCACCACUGUCACCUCCUGUGGUCAUAACACCAAUACGCAACACUUCUGCCAGUGAAGGACAAUCUGCUAGAUUCCAGUGCCGUGUCUCAGGGGAAGAUUUGACGAUUACUUGGUAUUGCAAAGAUAAGGAGAUCAAGCACUCUGAUAUAUUCAGAGUUUCUCAGUUUGAUGAAAACUGUCAGCUGGAGAUCACCAGAGUUUAUUCUGAGGAUGAGGGCGAGUACACAUGUGUUGCUCGUAACUCCGCAGGAAUGGUCUCAUGUUCUGCUGUACUGAAAGUGGAAGGACAAACUCAAAUUACGGACUAUACAUCCGAGUCUGAGUUGCAAGCCACAUCCAGCCCUUUCACAAGCAUUAUGACUGCUCAGAAGGAACCUAUUGGCCAAAGGCCCACUUUUAUUCAGCCUAUUGUGAGCUGUGUGGUGGCUCACGGAGAAGUGGCUAGAUUCCAUGCUUGUGUGUCUGGCAUGCCAAAACCAGAGAUAAGUUGGUUCCAUAACCAACAGUUUAUAAAGCCUUCCAAAAAUGUUGUCUUUCAUUUUGAUGAAAUGACAAACACUGCUACGCUAAUCAUAGUCGAUACUUUCUCUGAGCAUGCUGGACAGUACACUUGCAAAGCAGUCAAUAUCGCAGGAGAGGCAGCUUGCUCAGCCAGCCUUGCUGUAACUGAAGAAGUUGCAAAAGUACAAGAGGAGAUUGAAGCAAAAAUUGAGGAAGAGGUCAAAGAAUUUUCUAGUUUGACUGUGAAGACCGAAGAAGAGGAAGAAACCUACAGCACAUCACUACAUUUACCUGAAAAAUCAAAAACACUUGAACUCAAGCCAGAGCAGAAGCGUUUUUCUAGUUCUUUGGAAAGGAAAAAAGAGAAACCUGUGUUUCAGUCCAAGCUUACACCUGCUGAAGUUACCGCUGGAGAGUCAGUUAGGUUUACUGUCACGUUAUCUGGUUUUCCAAAGCCAAAAGUUCAGUGGUUCCACAAUGGGAAAGUUAUCACUUCUUCAACAGUUUAUAAGUUUGUAGAAGAAAGAGAUGAGUACACUUUAAUAAUAACCCAAGUCAAAAAAGAGUAUGAGGGAGAGUACUCUUGUACCGCCAGUAAUAGGUUUGGCCAAACUACCUGCAAGACAAUGUUAAAGGUACGUGUAAGUCAAUUAUCAGAGGCAGAAAAAUGGGUGGAACGAAUGUUCAAACUACCAGGGCAACCACCAUGCUUUACCACACAAAUCCAACCUGUGCAGUGUGCAGAGGGCAGCGAGGUAAAGUUUCAGUAUAGAGUUACUGGUACUCCUUUCCCUGAUGUUCAGUGGUUUAAGGGUAAUUCUCAAAUGAAGUCAAGCCAGACCUGUUCUGUUGUAAGUAACCCAGAUGGCUCUGGCUUCCUUAUCAUGAAUAACAUCCAACAGAGAGACAGCGGACUCUACACUUGCAAGGCUGUUAAUCCAUUUGGAGAGGCAAGCUGCAGUGCUGAGCUGAUAGUAUUCCACAAAAAAGUCUCUGUAUUUCAUAAACAGCAAUUAGUUCAAGAGCAAAAAAGUUACAAGGUGUCCAUGAAAGAGGAAGCCACCGAAUCUCGCUUGUACAGUGUUAGCCUACCUGGACAGGCAGGUGCUAGCUUGCAGGGAGACCAUCAGGUAAUUUAUACCAUUGGCACAGAAGAUAGGCAAAUGGUAGCUAGUGAGCAGGUUGACACUUUGCAUGACUUGGAUGUUUCCAUUGCAACUAUGCACAAAGAGCAGGUGACUCAUCAAGCUGCUGUGUUGCAGUCUCAUGAAGUUCAAGAGAGAGUCAUAUCUGCUUCAGUCCAGCCACAACCAGUGGUAGCAACCUCUUUGAAACAGCUCCAGAUGGCUACUAUGACCUCAGCAGUUCAAGAACGCCAAGGCUUCACAGAACAACACUUUGAACGAAUCAAAAGUCCUGAGGUUACAGAGCUAGAAAUUGAAAAAGAGCACCCCUCACAGUUAAUGUCUGCCAUAACUGAGAGUGUAACUCCACUGACGAUUGUCAAAGCUGAGCCAUUAUCAACCAGAGAAACAGAACAGAUCAAGGCAUCUCCUGAGCCCAAGUAUCCGAUAUCAAGUCACCAAGUUGAGACAAAACUCCCAAUUAUUAAAGAACAUUCACAGGUUAUACCGCAUACUCAGCAGGAAAAGGGCUACCAGGUUAAAGAGGGAGUUAAAAUUCUAUACAGUGCCAUUUCAACGGAGAAGCAACAGAUCACAGAAGGUCAUGCUAAAGAACUGCCAACACAAGAAUCUACCUUUCAGACAUCUGUGAAGAAAGAACCAGUAAAACCAGUUGUCCUUUCAGUUAGUGAAACUGCUCAGACUUUAUCAAAAGAACAGAGGUUAUUGAUACAGAAAUCAGAUGAAGAGACAGCAUCUUCAGUCAAAGAUAGUGUAUUUAAAUCCGCUCUUAUUGCUGAGGAAAAGCAUCAACUCCAAGCUGAUCAGUCAAGUUUGAUCCCAGGUUUAGAAAGUGCCAUUUCAGUGCAGUCCCAGAGAGAAGAUGAUCAAGUUCUGCAUUUACAGGUCAUCACAGAUCAGGAUAUUCUUCCAUCUGAAGGCAGGUUCAGCAGUGAGAAACCAAGCCCAGAGAAAGCAGAUGCUCAAAAAAGUUCUGUUCUUAAGCAUACAGUGUCAGUGGAUUUACAACAGACGGUGACGUGUGAGGAGUCUUCUCAGUUUUCAGCACAAGAAACAAAAAUGUUCAUUGAGCCUGGUAAGGAAGCUCCUGCCCCUUUGCAUCUUCAGGCAGUUCAUAUAGAAAACACAUUGAUGAAAGAAGGGAUAAUCUCAAUGGAAAAGCCAGACGAACAGAUUGCAGUACAGAGACAGGAAAAAGCCCGUCAUCAUGCAGCAAGCACAGAAGAGAAAAGAGAGCAUACAGCAGAUUAUUGUAAAGAUCUUGAUGUGUCUGUUACAGGUGUGCAGUCUGAAAUCAGAAAAGAACCCAAACCUGAAAGUAUUCUUCAAGUCAUUUCAGAGCCUGUGCCAUUACCGAAGGAAACUCCUUUUGUAAGCGAUGUUAAACAGCAGCGUGCCCUAGUACAGAAAGAAGAUCACUGGAAUAUUGUGCAUGUGCCAUCUGUAUCAGAGAGUCAGGAUAUGGAGGAGGGGCACACAGAGAAUAUAGGAACAAUUGAGAAAUUUGUGUCUAAAAGCGAAGUCGAACCCAAAAUCCCAUCUGAAUUAAUUUAUGUAGAAGAAAAGGCUAUCUCGACAGAGAGUAGCAUUGCUCUUGAGGCCACCGAACAAGACUUCGCAGUUCAAAUUCAAGAAGGACAGUCUGUUAGACAGUCAGUUUUAAUGGAAGAAAAGCGUGUAAUCAAAGGUGAGCUAUCUCAGGAUAUUACAAAAUCUGAAACAUCCACAGCAGUUGUCAGUAAGCAGAAGAUGGGUACUCUUUUAGUGUCAGAGUCAAGGGAGAGCCACACUCUACCCAAAGAGCUCACUUUUGUUAUUUCGCCUCCAAAACCACAUUCAUUGGACAUUAAGCGCCAAUUAAAAAGUGCUCUUGCAGCUGCCGUCGCACUUGACCAGCCAUUGAUCCUGGCGGAUGUAGUUGAGAGUUUAGGAGCUGUAGAAAUUCAUGAGGUAAAAGAAAAGAAAGAACACAAAUAUGUCAUGUUCACGUAUCUUAUUACAAGUGCAAGUGCCCCACUUGAAAUUACAAUUGCUUUUGAAGGAGAGUACCCCCAGACUGCUGAUCUCAGAAGUGAACUUCAAGCUGCCUUCUACUCCAUUGUCUAUCGAGAGCAACAGGUUAUGACCUCAGAGCAGCCAGGCACAAUGCAAAUUGACAGGCCCCAAAGAAUACAGGCUACCAAGGCUUCUUCAAAAGAAAUGCUUUCACCUGUGGUAGAGAUUGUAAGAUUGACAGAAAAUGUUGAGCCUUUUACUCCACCAUUUUCUCAGUCUGCAACUGUGAAAACUGAAGCAAAAGCCUCUUUUCAGUCCGUAACAGCUAAAGAGCAAGCUUUUGUGCAGCAGUCAACAGUUCAUAUGACAAGUGAAUCAAAAAUUGAGAUUCAACAGUCCAUCCAAGUUGAGCGACAAGAAACCAGAUCUGUGACAGUAAAAGAACAUGAGAGGGAUGUAGGGGCAGUAGGUAUGAUAACUGAACUUGUUUUGAGGCCUGUUCCAAUCGAGCAGUCGACUGAAGUCGUCUUUCAGAGGGAGGAAAGGGAGGAAUAUAUAACUGAAGCAUUUAUGAAAUUAGAGAAAGAAGAAGUUAGAGAGGAGGGUUACCCAGUUUUUGAAAGCUCCUUGGAGGAUAUUGUAAUAGACGAACAUUCAGAGGCAAAAUUCUCAUUGACUAUUAGACAUGUAAAGAAAGUAAAUUGGCUUUUUAAUGGAAAAUCAAUUAAAUCUGGCAAAGAGUUCAAGUGUUCCAAAGACCACGACACUUACACACUAGUAAUCAGCAAGGUUACGAAGGAUCAUCAAGGAGAAUAUACCUGUGAGGCUGUAGGUGAUGCUGGCAAGACCUCAACGUCCUCUCACCUCACUGUGGUCUCAAGAGUGCCACCUGUUUUUAGGCACAAAAUAAAAAAUCUGGAGGUCAAUGUUGGCAGUCCUGCAAAGUUCGAAUGUGAGAUUGAGGAUGCUCCAGGUGUGACCUUCAAGUGGUUCAAGUCUGGUUCUGAGCUCAGACAUAGUGACAAAUGCAGGAUUAUCAGUCUUCAUCACACCUCAUCUCUGGAGAUGAUUAGCCCAACAGUCGCUGACAGUGGAGAAUUUACCUGCAAAGCUUCAAACCGCCAUGGAAGUGACAGCUGCUCUGCUAAACUAAGUGUGACAGAGAUUUUCCCACCAGAAUUUGUAUCAAAGCCCGAUUCGAUGACUUUAUUUGUGGGCAAGCAAGCAAAAUUUCAGUGUGUUAUUUCUGGUUCUGAACCAAUGAAUGUUCUCUGGCAUAAAGACAAUAUUGCUAUUUCACUUGACAAUCACUGCAAAGCGUCCUCUGACAAGAACAAGUAUUUUCUUGAAAUCUUGAAUUUACAACAAAGUGAUCAGGGAACAUACCUUUGCAAAGCUUCAAACAGUGUUGGUACAGCUACAUGCUGCACUGAACUGAGGGUUGUAGACAAACCCAGCUUUGUGAAGAGCUUUGCGUUAACCACUAUUGCUGUGGGAAACACACUACGCCUUGAGUGUCAGGUAGAUGAAGACAUUGGUGUUUCCAUCAUCUGGAUGAGAGAUGGCAAGAAACUCCAUACUACAAUGGACUGUAAACUAGCUUUUGAGGAAAAAAUAGCCUGUCUUGAGAUUCAAAAGGCUAAACUCAAAGAUACAGGUACAUAUACCUGUACUGCUGCCAAUGACGCAGGAAGCAGCAGUUGCUCUUCUAGUGUGACAGUGCAAGAACCUCCAGUCUUUGUUAAAAGGCUGGAGCCUAAGAUCUUAUGGAAACAAGGAAUGUCUUCACGUCUGUUGUGCACUCUCAAAGGAUCGCCUGAACUCCAUGUAACUUGGUUUUUGAAUGACAAACCACUUAGUUCCUCUGAAAAACACAAAAUAACUUUCAAAGCCGGCCAAGCCACUCUUGAGAUUAUUAACUUAUCUGAAUCUGACAGUGGAAAUUACACUUGUGAAGUGAUGAAUGAGGCUGGCUGUGAAAGCUGCAGCUCUCAAGUAACUGUAAAAGAACCUCCUGCAUUUAAAAAGGAGUUGCAAAUGGUGGAGGUAGUCAAGGGUUGCACAGCCCAGCUUGAAUGUGAAGUUACAGGCACUGCUCCAUUUGAGGUGACCUGGUUUAAGAAUAAAAACCCAGUAUCCUCUGACAAGAAGUACAGUAUUGUCUCAAAAGAGACAGUUGCAUAUUUGGAAAUCAAAUCAUUUGAAAGUGCAGAUGUUGGAGAUUACCAGUGUUGCAUUUCUAAUGAUGUUGGUAAAAUAACUACAAAAGCAGUGGCCAAGUUGAAAGAACCACCAUCGUUUGUAAAGAAGAUUGAGAACACCACUGCAGUUUUAGGCAGCGCUGUGAAACUGCAGGGAACUCUGAAGGGUUCUGCUCCUAUCACAGUUCAAUGGUUUAAAGAUUCUGAGAUAGUCAGGGAUGAUGAUCCUAAUAUUACUACGACUUUUGCAAACAACCUUGCUAUUCUGGCAAUAGCAAAUGUGGCCAUUGACCAUGGGGGGAAAUAUACUUGUCAAGCUGAAAAUGAGGCUGGAAAACAAAAAUGCGAGGCCGCUGUAUCAGUUCAAGAACCAGCUAGAUUUGUUGAGAAACCGCCAUCCAUCAGUGUGACUGCCAGUGACUCUGCAACUCUCGAGUGCAAAGUUUCAGGAAGUCCAGAUCUCAAAAUAAAAUGGUUCAGAGAUGGCAAAGAGAUUACAGGAAGUCGAAAAUGCAAAAUCUCUUUCAAAGAUAACGUGGCAGCCUUGAAAAUCCUCUCAGCAGAGAGGGGAGAUAGCUGUGAAUACAAAGUUGAAGUUUCUAAUCGGGUUGGAAAAGAGCAGUGCUCUUGCUCAAUUCUUGUUCUUGAUAAAAUAAUACCCCCAACUUUCACAAAAAUACUUAAGAAGGUAGAUGGUAAUGUUGGAGGCACUAUUCAGUUGGAAUGCAAAGUGUCAGGAUCCCAACCUAUAACAUUAUCUUGGUUCAAAGAAGGAAAGGACAUUACAACUGGAACAAAAUAUAGAACAGAAAUGCAGGAAAGCACUGCAAUACUGAAAAUUACUGAUUUAGAGACAUCAGAUGCUGGGGUUUUCACCUGCCAUGCAACUAAUGCUGCAGGACACAGUGAAACAAGUGGAACUGUUUCUGUUAAAGAACCCCCAGUCUUCUCUUUGAAACCUCAAAGCCAAGAUGUUUUACCAGGAACUACGGUUGUCCUAACAGCUGCAUUCACUGGGACAGCACCUUUUAUCAUUAAGUGGUUCAAAGAAGACAAAGAAAUGUUAACUGGAGGAACCUGCUUCAUCAAAAAAGAAGCCAACUCAAGUUCACUGGAGCUGCACUCCGUGAAGCCAUCUCAGUCUGCAGAAUACACUUGCCAAGUUUCUAAUGAUGCUGGAAAGGUCUCAUGCACAGCUUCCUUAUUCGUGAAAGAACCUCCAAAAUUUGUAAUGAAGCUUGACUUGACUAAACUAGUACUGAAUGGGAGUCUUGCCACUUUGGAAUGUAAAGUCACUGGCAGCCCAGAGAUCAGUAUUAGAUGGUAUAAAAAUGAGACUGAAGUUAGCUCAAAUGAUAAAUACCAAAUGGCCUUCAUCGACUCAGUUGCUACACUACAAAUUUCCAAAUGCUGUGUUGAAGACAGUGGAGAUUAUAUCUGCCAAGCAUCAAAUGAAGCUGGCAGCGAUAGAUGCAGUUGCUUGGUUACAGUCAAAGAACCUCCCGAAUUUGUGAAACCGUUUGAAUCCAAAGAAAUUGUUAAAGGCACAGAUGUUUUGUUGGAAGGAACUGUAUCAGGCUCAGCUCCCUUUGAGAUUUCCUGUUUCAAAGACUCAAAGCAGAUCCGAAAUGAUAGAAGGCACAUCAUAAGCCUGACAAAGGAUGUAGCAGCUCUUCAGAUUUUGAAAUUUGAACCUGGCGAUGUUGGCAAAUAUCAGUGCACUGUAGGAAAUGAAGUAGGGCAGACCUCCUGUGAUUUUCAUAUUAAACUGAAAGAGCCACCAUCAUUUGUGCAGAAGAUGGAUAAUACAAAUGUCCUCCUUGGUGGUGAGGUUUCCUUGCAGUGUGUUUUGAAAGGGUCAUUGCCUAUGAAUGUCUUUUGGAUGAAAGAUGACCAUGAGAUCAAGGAAUCUGGGGAUGUUCAGAUAUCUUUUGAGAACCAGACAGCAGUGGUAUACAUUUCUAGUGUGCAGUUAAAACAUGGUGGAAAGUACACUUGCCAUGCUCAGAAUGAAGCUGGUAGUCAGAAAUGUACAGCAGUACUGGUGGUAAAAGAGCCUGCAAACAUCACAGAGCAAGCCAAGUCUGUCAGUGUUUCAGUAGGUGAUCCUGCCACUCUAGAAUGCAGGUACUCUGGUUCUAAAGUUCUUAAAGCAAAAUGGCUAAAGGAUGGCAAAGAGCUGACAUCAAGCAAAAAGUACAAAGUACAGAGCACCGAUAAAAGUUCCAUAUUAAAAAUUAUUUUUGCUGAGAAGAGUGAUGCUGGAGAAUAUAUCUUUGAGAUUUCAAAUGAUGCUGGAAGAAGCAGUUGUGAGGCAGUUGUGACUGUUUUAGAUCAAAUAAUCAAGCCUUCCUUCACAAGAAAAUUGAAGGACAUGGAGAGUAUAAAAGGAUCUUUUACACAGUUGGAAUGUCUGGUCUCUGGAUCUCUUCCCCUAACUGUCACUUGGUUCAAGGAAAACAGAGAGAUAGACACAGAUGAGAAGCACAAAUGCAUAUUCUUUGAGAAUGCAGCAUCUUUGGAAAUCAGUCGUCUUGAUAGUUCAGACAGUGGCAACUAUACCUGUAUUGCUAAAAACCAAGCAGGCACUGUUCAGUGCUCAGGCACGCUGAAAAUCAAAGAACCUCCGUCAAUAAUUGAGAAACCGGAAUCACAAGAUGUUAUACCAGGAUCCAGAGUGCAGUUUAAUGUGCUUGUGUCUGGCACGCCACCACUGACCAUUAAGUGGUUUAAAGAUAAGAAAGAGGUUUCUUCAGGGAUUGACUGUUCAGUUCAGAAAAAUGACACCUCUAGCUCACUGGAGCUCUUUUUUGCUAAGCCUUCCGACUCCGGAGACUAUGUCUGUGAAAUAAGUAAUGAUGUUGGAUCAGAUGCUUGCCAAGCAACACUCUUUGUGAAAGAACCACCCAAAUUUACCCGCAAACCUGAAAAAAUAACAGUGGUAAAACCAGGCCAAUUGGUAGCUUUUGAAUGCCAGAUUACAGGCACUCCAGAGAUAGACACAUACUGGUUCAGAGAUGGGAAUGAAAUAAGUCCAAGUGACAAGCAUAAAAUGACUUUUGUCGAUUCUCUUGCACGGCUUGAGAUAAGUAGCAGUGAUAUCAAAGACAGUGGAGUGUACUACUGUGAAGCCCGAAAUGAGGCGGGCAGUGAGAGCUGUAGUAUGGAACUAAGAGUGAAAGAGCCCCCAGUUCUUGUCAAACCAUUGACUCCUCUUGAGGUUGUGAAUGGGUCAAAUGCAUAUUUUGAAUGUCAGGUAAAAGGCACAUCUCCUUUUGAGGUGACCUGGCAAAAAUAUUCAAAGGACAUUAAAUCAAGCCUAAAGCAUGUGAUUUUGCAGAAGAAUGGCUCUAUAAUGACUCUUGAUGUACAGAAAUGUGAUGCUUUAGAUGUUGGAGAAUAUCAGUGCACUGUAGCAAAUGAAGUUGGGAGUUGUUCAAGUCAGACUACACUCAGCAUAAAAGAACCUCCAUCGUUUGUGGAGAGGAUUGAGAAUGUUGUCACAGUUCUUGGAAAAAAGGUUGAAUUUAAAUGUGUUGUAAGAGGAUCACCUCCUCUGUCCAUACAAUGGCAAAAAGAUGAAAACUGGAUUUUGGAGGAUCCUUCAAUUGAGAGGACUUUUGAGAACAAUAUUGCUACUUUGAGAAUCCCUGUGUGCAAGUCCAUCCACAGUGGAAAAUACACCUGUCAGGCCGUGAAUGAGGCAGGGCAAGAAAAGUGUUUUGCUACCCUUUUGGUUCAAGAGCCACCUCAGAUAAUUGAAAAACCAGAGGUCAUUAAUGUCACUGCUGGAGAUCCAAUAAGUUUGGAGUGCAAAGUUACAGGCUCUCCUGAGCUGAAAGUGAAAUGGAGUAAAGAUGGCAAUGAAGUUAUGCCUUCAAGACAGCACAGCCUCAGCUUCAUCAAUAAUGUCAGCCAACUUAAAAUUCAGUCUGUCCAUUUGGAAGACAAAGGAACUUAUGUGUUUGAGGUUUCCAACCACAUCAGUGCCUGCCAGUGCAAAGUGACUUUAAAUGUGCUAGAGCAAAUAAUCCCCCCAUCCUUCAUUAAACCUUUGAUGGAGAUGGAGGAAAUUCUGGGCACAAAUGUUCAAAUUGGAUGUAAAAUAUCUGGCUCACUCCCUAUAACUGUGGAAUGGGUGAAGGACGGAACUAAACUGUCAGGAAGAACCAAACAUAAACAACUUCAAGAUGACAACAGCGUAUCUUUGGAAAUUGAGUGUUUAGAGAAAGCCGACACUGGAACGUAUACUUGUAAACUUACAAACAAAGCAGGCAGUUGUGAAUGCAGUGGUACACUGAGGGUGAAAGAGCCACCAAGCUUUGUGCUGGUUCCAGAAUCACAGGCUGUCAUACCAAAUACCACUGUUCGGUUUAAAAGUACCUUUAAAGGAACACCUCCCUUCACAGUGAAAUGGUUCAAAGAUGACACUGAGCUGAUUUGUGGACCUUCAUGUUUUACUGGCCUGGAGGGCCUCUCAUGCUUCCUAGAUCUUUUUGCCGUUGGAAUAUCACACAGUGGAACUUACUCUUGUCAAAUAAGCAAUGAUGCCGGUACCGCUAAAUGCACCACAACCUUGUUGGUCAAAGAACCUCCAGAGUUUGCACAGAAACUGCCAGCUGCAAAAAUCAUAAAGAUGGGAGAGCCACUCCAGCUCGAAUGCAAAGUCACUGGCACAGCUCCUCUGAAAAUUAGCUGGUACAAAAAUGAUGCUGUUCUCAGCGACGGUGACAACUUGAGAAUGACUUUCGAUAACUCUGUGGGAGUCCUUGAAAUUUUCAAGUGCAGCUUUGAGGAUAGUGGAGUAUUCACCUGUGAAGUCAAGAAUGAUGCAGGAACUAAGAGUUGCAGUACGACACUCACAGUCAAAGAACCACCAACUUUCCACAAAGUGCCAACACCAGUUGAAGGGCUGAAGGGCAAAGAUGCCAGUCUUAACUGUGAGCUGAAAGGCUCAGCACCUUUUGAGAUAACCUGGUUUAAAGAUAAAAAACAGUUAAAGGAGAGUAGGAAGUACAAAUUUGUGUCUGAGGGAUGCUCUGCAACUCUCCACAUUCUUGGACUGGAAGCAUCAGAUGCAGGAGAAUAUGAGUGCAAAGCAUCAACUAAUGUAGGAAGUGAUUCCUGCCAGGGCACUGUAAAGCUGAGAGAACCGCCAGCGUUUGUGAAGAAAUUAUCUAACACGACAGCCAUCUCUGGUGAGGAGGUGGUUUUGCUGGCAACGGUCAAAGGCUCGCAGCCUAUGACUGUGUCUUGGGUUCAGGAUAAAGACCACAUUCUCAGAGAUGGUGACAACAGGAAAAUUACAUUUGAGAAUAAUCAGGUUACCCUGAAGAUCUUUAAAGCUGACUCUACCAGUGCUGGAAAAUAUACAUGCCAGCUCAAAAAUGAUGCUGGAGUAGCUGAAUGCACAGCGAACCUAACUGUCCUAGAACCUGCUGCAAUUGUGGAUAAGACAGAGUCAAUCAGUGUAACCGCUGGUGACACUGCAGUCUUAGAGUGCACUGUAUCUGGAACUCCAGAACUUAAGCCAAAAUGGUACAAGGAUGGUGUGGAGUUGUCUUCAGGCAGAAAAUACAAAAUCACCUUCUCAAAAAUGAUCUCCAGUCUUAAGCUAUUGUCAACAGAGAAAAGUGACACUGGAGAAUACACAUUUGAAAUCAAGAAUGAAGUUGCUAGUGAUAGCUGCAAAAUGCACAUCACUGUUUUGGACAAAAUCGUCCCACCUUCGUUCUCACGAAAACUGAAGGACACACAGAGCAUUGUUGGCAAAUCUAUUGAAUUGGACUGCAAAGCCUCAGGGUCUGCACCUCUCACCAUCUCUUGGUACCAUAAUGAAGAGGAGAUUAAAAGUGGGCCAAACUAUGAGAUUACGUUCGCUGAGAAUACCUGCACUUUGAAAGUGCCAACUCUGAAACUUUCAGUCUCGGGCACAUACAAAUGUAAAGCAGUGAACAGUGCAGGAACUGCAGAGACAUCUGCUUCCUUAGUUGUUAAAGAACCCCCAUCUUUUGUGACCAUUCCUCAACCGGUGGAAGCCCUCCCAGGCACAAAUGUCACCUUUACAGCAACUGUUCAAGGAAGUACCCCAAUGAAACUGAAAUGGUUUAGAGGCAGUAAGGAAAUAGUGUCUGGGAGAAGCUGUGAGAUUGCUUUAAGAGGAGAUACUGCAAUUCUGGAGCUCUACAACAUUGAUAAAUCUCAUGCUGGCGAGUACACUUGCCAGAUCAUUAAUGAUGCAGGAAAGGAAAACUGCCCUGUGAACCUUUUUAUUAAAGAGGCUGCACACUUUGUCAAGAAGCUCAAGAACCUGUCUGUCGAAAUGGGCAAGUCUCUGAUACUUGAAUGUACAUAUGCGGGAAGCCCAAGGAUUCUUGUGAAAUGGCAUAAAGAUGGCCAGGAGAUUUAUUCCUCUUACAAGUACAACAUUACAACCACUGAGAGCUCCUGCAUCCUUGAGUGUCUAAACAGUGACAAAGAGGCUGCUGGAAAAUACACUUGUGAGGUUUCCAAUGAUGCUGGACACGACACUUGUGAAGCAGCAGUGUCCAUCUUAGAACCACCUUUCUUUAUUGAGAGUUUGGAGCCCAUGGAAGUCACUGUGGGUGAUGCAGUUUGUCUGAAAUGUCAGAUUGGUGGCACUCCUGAAAUGAAAGUGUCAUGGUUCAAGGCAGAUGGCAAAGUACGGUCUUCUCCGACCUGUAAGAUGGAGUUCACCAAAGGCACUGCCUGUCUGAAACUAGCUAAAGUUGCCAAAUCUGACAUUGGUGAAUACACAUGUAAGGCAGAAAACAGCAUAGGAUCUGCCUCUUCCAGCUGCCUCUUAACCGUACAAGAUGUGAAAACACCACCGUCUUUCCCUAAAAAGAUUACUAGCAUUACUCAAAUUGAAGGGCAGCCUGUCCAGUUUGAAUGUCGUGUUGCAGGAUCCUCUCCUAUGGAGAUCUCUUGGCUAAAAGAUGGUGAAGCUCUUAGGAGCGAUUCAGAAUACACAAUGUCUUUUGAUGAUAACUCUGCUGUCCUAAAGAUAGUCAAAGGUGAAAUGAGACAUUCUGGAGAAUACACUUGUGUUGCAACUAAUAGUGUUGGAACUGCUUCUUGUAGAGCCAAGCUCACCCUCCAAGAGCCAAGAUAUCCGCCUGUGUUUGAUAAAAAGCUCAUACCUGUGGAUGUGACGGUGGGAGAUACUGUCGAACUGGAAUGCCACAUGACGGGAUCAUUGCCAAUAAAAGUCACUUGGUCCAAGGAUCACAAAGAUAUCCGCACAGGGGGCAAUUAUAAGAUAUCAUGUGUGGAUAACACCCCACAUUUGACAAUUUUGAAAGCUGAUAAGGCAGACUCUGGUCGUUAUUCUUGCCAUGCUAGUAACGAUAUUGGGAAGGAUUCUUGUUCCACAGAGGUUUCUGUGAAAGAACGGAAAAUUCCACCUAGUUUUACCAAAAAGCCUUCAGGAACUAUUGAGGACAUUGAGGGCAAAAUGGUGAAGAUUGAGGGUCGUGUAGCUGGAUCACAUCCCCUAACAGUCAACUGGUAUAAAGAUGGCAUGGAAAUCUUCUCCUCUGACUUUUAUGAUGUAACCUUCAAGAGCAGCCUGGCUGUCCUGUGCAUUAAAAAAUCUCAACUGUCAGAUAAUGGAACAUAUAUGUGCAAAAUCUCCAACGAAGCUGGCACUGCCUCUUAUGAUGUGUCAGUUAAGAUUACAGAGCAAAAGGUACCACCAAGCUUUGACUUGCCUCUUAAACCAGUGACUGUGACUGAGGGUGAGAAACUUACCCUCAGCUGUCAUGUACGUGGAUCUCCUCCUCUAAAGAUUCAGUGGAUGAAGGACAGACGGGAGCUUUCUUCGACUGAAAAUACAAAGAUCACAUUUGUUGAUGGCACUGCCACAUUGGAGAUGAUCCAUGUAUCUAAGACAGAUACUGGAGAUUAUCUCUGCAAAGCAACCAAUGAGGCUGGCAGUGAAUUCUGCAAAUCUAAAGUCACUAUCAAAGUUUCAGAGAAACCAGGAGCUCCUGCCCCGGCACAGGCUGCCCCUUCACCACCAGAAGCAGUUAAAAAGUUGGACAACCUGUUCUUCAUUGAGGAGCCAAAGAGUGUCCAUAUUGUUGAGAAGGGUACAGCUACCUUCAUUGCUAAGGUUGGUGGUGAUCCCAUUCCCAAUGUGAAAUGGAUGAAGGGCAAAUGGAGGCAGAUGACUCAUGGGGGCCGCAUCAGUAUUGAACAAAAGGGUCAAGAGGCCAAGAUGGAGAUCAAAGAGGUGACCAAAUCUGACUCUGGUCAGUACAGAUGUGUUGCAUCAAACAACCAUGGAGAAAUUGAGUGCAGCACCAACUUGAAUGUUGAUGAGAAGAAAGAGACAACUUUAGAAAUGGUGAAACUGAAGAAGACUCCAUCUAAGCAGAAAAGCCCUAAAGAGGACAAGGAUAUUGACAUUGUUGAGUUGCUUAGAAAUGUUGAUCCAAAAGAGUAUGAGAAAUAUGCUCGCAUGUAUGGAAUCACAGACUUCCGGGGUCUCCUUCAAGCUAUUGAGUUUCUGAAGAAGGAAAAAGAACAGGAAAGUGGAAGACCGGAAGUGGAAAGUGGUGCAAGAGAGUCUGAGGAGGAUUUAGCUAAACUUGUUGCUGAUUUGCAGAAGAGGAUGGAACAAACAGAGCCUGUCACUGUGGUACGUGACAUCACAGACCAGACAACUACUGUUAAGAAGGAAGUUGUGUUUGAAUGUGAAAUCAAGAUUAACUACCCCGAAAUCACACUGUCCUGGUACAAAGGAACCCAAAAACUUGACAGUAGUGACAAGUAUGACAUCAAAAUUGUGGGUGAUCGUCACAUCUUAAAGAUCAAGGAUUGCCAGAUGAGAGAUGAGGGCAAUUAUCGUAUUGUGUGUGGCCCACAUAUCUCCAGUGCCAAACUGACAGUGCUUGAGGCUGAAGUGGAACAGCGUAUGCAGGAUGUGGCUGGUAAGGAAGGCCAAACUUGUACAUUGACUUGCCAGUUCUCUGUACCUAAUGUAAAAACCCAAUGGUUUAAAAACGGGAAGCUUUUAGAACCCCACAGCAGAUACACAUUUGCUGUGGCAAAUUACACUCAGAAGCUCUCAAUCAAAGAUGUUAGACCUGAAGACCAAGGAGAAUAUACCUGCAAAUAUAAAAAUCUUGAAACAACGGCAAAUCUUUGGAUCGAAGCCGAGCAAAUACAUUUCACCAAACGCAUCCAGAACAUUGUGGUGCGAGAACAUCAGUCAGCCACUUUUGAGUGUGAGGUGUCUUUCGACAAUGCUAUUAUAACAUGGUAUAAGGACACUUGGGAGCUUAAAGAGAGUCCCAAAUACACCUUCCGAAGUGAAGGGAGACGUCACUUCAUGAUCAUCCGCAACGUUACCUCUGCCGAUGAAGGCGUGUACUCGGUCAUUGUCAGAUUGGAGCCCAGGGGUGAGGCUAAAAGUACAGCUGAGCUUUACCUGUCAGGCAAAGAAAUUGAUAUAGAAAGGGUACCUUAUGAUAUCCCAGAUACAUCAAUACAAGUGCCUGAAGCAGCUACAUUAACCAUUGAAGCUGAAUCUUCCAUGGAAUAUUACCAUUACGAAGAAAAAAUGGAAACACAAGAGUAUGUGAGCUGGACAGCGGAGAGUGUUGUAGAGGAAAUAUCAGUCACAGCCCCAAGGGUCCCGAUCGAAGAGGCUGUCGUUAGAAAAACCCUGGGAAUGAGAGAGGAGGCUCCAACGACAGAAUUCGUGGAACCUGAGCCAUCUAAACCAGUGGAGAUAAUUCCUGAAGUACCUGUGAAAGCCAAAAAGCCUGUAGAAGAAAAAGUUACUGCAGUUACAUUGCCAGAGCCAAUUGAACCCCCCAAAGCAAAAGAAGUACCACAGCCAGAAGCACCUGUAGCUCCUGUGCCUUCUGCACCUAAACCCGAAGAGUCUAAACCUGCACCAGUAGCUGAGCCCAAACCAGAACCAAAGCCUAAGCCUGAACUUAAGCCUGAGCCUACGCCUGUGAAAAAACCUGAGCCACCCCCAGCCAAAGCUCUUGUGGAGGAAAAGCCAAAACCAACAAUUCCAGAACCACCAAAGAAAGUGCCAGCUAAAGCUAAAGCUGAAGAAGCCAUAGCUGUUCCGGUGGAAGAACCUCCAAAGAAAGUUAUUGUGGAGGAAAAGAAACCAAAACCACCAGUUCAAGAACCACCAAAGAAAGUGCCAGCUAAACCUGAUGAAGCCAUUCCAGUUCCAGUGGAAGAACCUCCAAAGAAAGUUCUUGUGGAGGAAAAGAAGCCAGAACCCCCAAAGAAAUUGCCAGCUAAACCUGAAGCCAUUGCAGUUCCAGUGGAAGAACCUCCAAAGAAAGUUCUUGUGGAAGAAAAGAAACCAAAACCACCAGUUCAAGAACCACCAAAGAAAGUGCCAGCUAAACCUGAUGAAGCAAUUAAAGUUCCAGAGGCAGAACCUCCAAAGAAAGUUCUUGUGGAAGAUAAGAAACCAAAACCAACAAUUCAAGAACCACCAAAGAAACUCCCCUCUAAACCUGAGCAAGCGACAGUGGAACAACUUCCAAAGAAAGUGCAAGAACCUUCCAAGAAGCCAGAGGCCCCUCCGUUAUUGGCUACACAGAGAGAAGACUUGACUCAGGAAAUAGGUUAUAAGAAACCAGAUGCUACUGUUCACAAAUUAGAAGAUAAAGAGGACAAAGUGCCUCAGAAGCGAGAGACUGCUGCUGGUCUCAAAAAAGAAGAAAUUAUAGACAAACUUCCUACAAAAGAGACUGUUCCUAUCCCUAAAAGGCAGGAAAAGAAAGAGGUCCCCCUUCCUCCUAAAAAGGAUGAAGUUGUACCUCAAAAGAAAGAGGUUCCUCUUCCUGCUAAACAGGAUGAGGAAAUAUUACCUAAAAAGAAAGAUGUUCCUCCUCCUCCUAAAAUGAAUGAAGUUGUACCUCAAAAGAAAGAGGUUCCUCUUCCUGCUAAACAGGAUGAGGAAAUACUACCUAAACAGAAAGAUGUUCCUCCUCCUAAAAAGGAUGAAGUUGUACCCCAAAAGAAAGAGGUUCCUCUUCCUUCUAAAAAGGAUGAGGAAAUGUUACCUAAAAAGAAAGAUGUUACUCCUCCUCCUCCUAAAAAGGAUGAAGUUGUAACUCAAAAGAAAGAAGUUCCUCUUCCUGCUAAAAAGGAUGAGAAAAUUGAACCUAAAAAGAAAGAGGUUCAUCUUGUUCCUAAAAAGGAUGAGGCAAUUGAACCUAAAAAGAAAGAGGUUCCUCUUCCUCUUAAAAAGGAUGAGGCAAUUGAACCUAAAAAGAAAGAGGUUCCUCUUCCUCUUAAAAAGGAUGAGGCAAUUGAACCUAAAAAGAAAGAGGUUCCUCUUCCUCUUAAAAAGGAUGAGGCAAUUGAACCUAAAAAGAAAGAGGUUCAUCUUGUUCCUAAAAAGGAUGAGGCAAUUGAACCUAAAAAGAAAGAGGUUCCUCUUCCUUCUAAAAAGGAUGAAGUUGUUCUUCAAAAGAAAGAGGUUUCUCUUGCUCCUAAAAAGGAUGAAAUUGUACCUCAAAAGAAAGAGAUACAAAUUUCAGAGAAGAAAGAAGAAAAAGAAAUUUUCUUUGUGGAAGAGAUUACACGUCUACAGAAGGAAGUAAUGACUCCCGUGCAAAUUGUAGAGAUGAAAGAAGAAAGAGAAGAAAUUUUCUUCAGAGAAGAAAUUGCACAUCUACAGAGGGAAGUAUCCCUUAAAUCAAAACUGGAAGAGAAAGAAGAUAUUUUGCCUAAAAAGAAGGAAGUAGUUGCUCUCACUAAAAAAGAAGAGGUCAUAAUGCCUCAAAAGAAAGAAGUUCCUCUUCCUGCUAAAAAGGAUGAAGAAAUUGUACCCCAAAAGAAAGAGGUGACCCCUACAAAAGUUGCUUUGGAUUCAGCCCAGACAAAAUCUACAACAGAAGAGUUGCAAAGAAAGCAGGAUACAGUUCUUUUUCUACCAAAGAAAUAUGAGAAGACUGAAGAUCUUCAAGAAUCGACUUCUGUCCGGAGAAAGGAUGAAGACACACCAUCAGACAGUCAGAAAAUUGCAAUGAAGUCACUUCUUUUGGAAGAAACCUCAAAAGGGGACAUCUCUCAUCAGAAAGCUGUAUCACAAACAGAAAUACUGUUUGACAGAAAACAUAGCAAAGAAAUUGACAGUUUACAAAUUUCAAAACUGGGGGAUUCUUCAAAAGAAAGUAUAUUGUCUUCAGAGGAAUUUAGAAUGAGUGAAACAUUUCCUGGUGAUGAACCAGCUAGAGCACUUGAAAUAACAGAAGCUAUUUUUAAACAACAUUCUUUUGAAGUGCAAGAAUCUUCCAAGAAGCCAGAGGUUGUUCUGUUAUUGGCUACAGAGAAAGGGGAUUUAAGUGAGGACAUGGGUCAUAAGAAACUAGUUUCUGCAGAUAGUAAAUUAAAGGAUAGAGAAGACAAAGUACCUCAAAAGAAAGAGACUGAUGCUGGUCCUAAAAAAGAGAUUGUUGCUACCCCUAAAAAGAAGGAAAUUGUGCCCCAAAAGGAUGAAAUUGUACUUCAGAUAGAAAAGUUCACUGUUUCUGCUAAAAAAGAUGAGGUUCCUAUUCCUCUCAGAACAAAAGAAGAAUUAGUGGUCCAAAAGAAAGAGGUUUCUCUUCCUGCUAAACAGGAUGAGGAAAUGUUACCUAAAAAGAAAGAUGUUCCUCCCAGAAAAGAUGAGGAAUUUGUAUUUGAAAAGAAAAAGAUUCUUCUUCCUCCCAGAAAGGAUGAAGAAAUAUUGUCUAAAAAUAAAGAUGUUUCUCUUCCCUAUAAAAAGGAAGAAAUUGUGUCUGAAAACAAAGAAGUUUGUCUUCUUCCCAGAAAAGAUGAGGAAUUUGUACUUAAAAAGAAAGAGGUUCCUCUUCUUUCUAAAAAGAAUGAAGAAAAUUUAUCUCAAAAGAAAGAGGCUGCUCUUCCUCCUAAAAAGGUUGAGGACACAGUAACUCAGAAUGAAGACCUAUCUCCCACACCCACAGCAGAAGUAGUAGUUCCACUGAAAAGGAAGCAGACUGUUAGUGCUUCUAAAACAGAAGAAACUGCGCCUCAGAGGAAAGAGAUAACCCAUCCACUAAUUUUGAAGGAGAAAGAGGAAAGUACACUUAAAAGAAAAGAGGUUGCUCACUCUCUUGAUAGGGAAGAAAUUCUACACAAGAAGGAAGUGUCCUACAUAAUUAAGCUGGAAGAGAAGGAAGACAAUCUGCCAAAGCAGGAGGUUGUUACAAUUCCAAAAACAGAGGAACUUGUGCACCAAAAGAAAAAGGUCAUUUCUGAGCAUAAACCACAGGGGAAAGGUGAGGAAGAGGUCAUUCUUCCAUCUAAAAAGCUUGAAGAGAAUGUUCCUCAAAAGAAAGAGGUGACCCCUACAAAAGUAGCAGAACCAGAGAAGAAACCAUCUCCAGAAAAGAUACCAUCUCCAGAGAAGACACCUGUUUCUGUGAAAGAAGUCGCAGCCCCAAAAGUUGAAAAGAAACCAUCUUCAGAGCCUGAAAGAAAGAAAGAACCUUUGCCAAAGCUUCAGGCAAAGACAAUUUCCCCAGAAGUUAAAGAGAUCGAUAAGAAAGCUGAAGAUAAACUCAUCCCUAAGCCCAAGGAAGAGAAGAUAAUUCCAACAAAAGUACCUACACCUAAAGAACCAGAGAAACUAAAGCCUGCUCCAAAGGAAGAACCAAUACCAAUUGUCCAACCAGUGGAAGAUGGUGAAAAGGGACCAGUUUCUGCACCUGCUCCAGGAAAGAAAGGAAAAGUUCUUAAAUUGAAGCAAGAAGAGGGAAGAUUUGAAAUUCCCACCUUAAAGAGAGCUACAAGAGUGUCCAAAGACAAAGAAGAAGAUCAGGAAAAGGUAAAACUGAAGAAAUUGCUCAAACCACAAGAGGAGGAAUAUAAGGAAGCUCCAAAAGUGUAUGCUGAGGCUCACGCUGAAGUUAUGAUAACUGAAAGUUAUGAGGCAGAAAUGCAUUUUGAGACUUAUGAAGUGACCAAGAGAGUUGAGAAAAUUCAACCUGAGGUAGACAAAAAGAUGCCUGCGGAAUCUGAACAAGCACCACCUCAGAUAAAACCAGAAACUGAAUUAGAAGAAAAAGCAAAAAAGACACCAAUUGUAAAGGUUCCAAAGAAAGAUACACCAGAGGAGCCUGGCUUAGCACUGAAAAAGGUUAAAAAGUUACCAGUAGACACGAAAGAACAAGAAUCUGUCAAAUUAAAACCUUUUGAGAAACCUGUAAAACCGCCAAGUGAAGCUGAAAAAGACGCCAAAAAAGAAGAGAAAGGAAGAGAACCUAUAACUUUUGACAGAAGUAGGGAACCAGUUACCUUUCAGAAAGGAGUCCAACCUGAAAAGGAUGAGAAGCCAAAAGAACCUGAUGUCCUCACAAAAAAAGAAGAGCCCCCUGUUCCUGACAAAAAGGUGCCAGAUGAAGUUGCUGUUAAACCUGUAACCAGACCUCCCAAAAAGGAAACACCUACAGAGCCUAAAGAGAAAUUAAUUAAAGGUAAAGGUAAAAUUCCACCUAAAGAUCAGGAGCCUGAGGUGGUUCAACUAAAACCAAUUUCGAAGAAACCUUCAGCUGGAUCACCAAAAGAAAAGGAGGUUCCAGAGCCAAAAGAACGAAAACCAAUUGAGUUGUCACCACUUACUAGGCCACCAAAAGAUGAAAUUAAAACAGAACCAAGUAUUCCACCAAAAAGAGUUGACAGUCAAGAAACUCCAGAUAAAGGUAAAGAGGUUGAGAAGAUACCGACUAUUGUACCCGUAGAAGACAAAAAGGCACCACCCAAAAAGGUUACACCGGUAAAGAAGGAGAUGACACCAAAGGAGAACGAGAAGAAGCCAAUAGUCACCAAAAAGGGUAUUUUGCCUAAAGAGGCUGAGGAGAAGGAAGACAUAAUUCUAAAACCAGUUGAGCGUCCAAAGAGUGGAGUAGACCCCGAAAAGAUUCCUUCACCUAAGGUUGAUAAACCAAAACCAACUGAACCAGUCUCUGUGGAGAGGAAGCCUAGUGAGGAUUUGGCAAAGAAGCCUAAGAAAGUUUCACCCAAAGACUCAAUUGAAGCUGUUAUUUUAAAGAAAGUACCUCAGAAGAUUUCACCUGAGGACAAAUCUGAAGCAACUCCUCAGAUCCCUGAAAAAGAGGAGAUUCCAACCAUAAAGGAGAUGUCUCCUGGAGCUGUGGAGUUAAGAAAAGUAUCAACUCAGUUUGAAGAGGAAGUAUUUGAAGAAGAGGUUGAGGUUGAAUUUGAAGCUGAAUAUGAAGAUGAAGAAGAAGCGUGGGGAUGGGAGGUUGCUUCUCGAGAGAGUUAUGGCUCAGAAGGCUCUGAAGAAAGGUAUUUGGAGGAAGGGGCACUUGAGACUCCUGGGAUGCCAGGUGGUAGACGAGAGGGAAAGCCUAAAGAGGAAGCUGGAAGAGGCAGAGGCUUAAAACCAAGACAAACUCCAUCUCCUGGUGAUGCUGGAAGGGGUAGAGGGCUGAAGCCUGGUGCUGGUGGUGACAAACCUCCAGGAGAUUCACCAUUUGGUUUCCAGCUCAAAGCUGUCCCCUUGAAGUUUGUGAAGGAGCUCAAAGAUAUUGUGUUACAGGAGGCUGAGUCCAUUGGCUCCUCUGCUGUAUUUGAGUGCCAAAUCUCUCCAUCUACUGCCAUCACCACCUGGAUGAAAGAUGGAAGCAAUCUAAGGGAGAGUCCAAAGCACAAAUUCACAUCUGAUGGCAAAGACCGCAAACUGCAAAUCAUUGAUGUACAGCUUUCAGACACUGGGGAGUACACAUGUGUUGCUAAGCUUGGCAACAAGGAGAAGACUUCAACAGCUAAACUUAUUGUUGAAGAGUUACCAGUAAAGUUCACAAAGGAUCUGGAGGAGGAAAUGUCUGUGAUUAAGGGACAGCCAAUGUACUUAACCUGCGAGUUGAGCAAAGACAGGGAUGUUGUCUGGAAGAAGGACGGAAAAGAGCUCAAUCAAAUUCCUGGCAAAAUUCAAAUCAAUGUUAUUGGAUUGCAGCGCUCUGUGACAAUUCAAGAUGCAAAUGACGAUGAUGCCGGUGUUUACAUUUGCGAGUGCGAGAACAUCAAGACACAAGCCAAUGUCAAAGUCAUUGAAAUAAUCAGAGAUUGGUUAACGAAACCUUUGAGGGACCAGCAUGUGAAACCAAAGGCUACUGCCACAUUCAAGUGCGAACUGUACAAGGAUACUCCUAACUGGAAGUGGUUCAAGGGAGAUGAAGAAAUUCCCACUGACCCUACAGAUAAGACUGAGGUGAAAAAGGAUGGAAAAGAUAUCAUGCUUACAAUCAAGAAUGCUCAACCUGGUGAUAUUGGAGAAUAUGCCAUUGAAGUUGAGGGCCGCAGAUAUGCAGCAAAACUCACUCUUGGAGAGCGUGAAGCUGAGAUCUUGAAGCCUCUUGCAAGUAUGGAGGUGGUUGAGAAAGAAGAGGCCAACUUUGAUACUGAAAUUUCAGAAGAUGAUGUGCCUGGAGAAUGGAAACUUAGAGGGCAGGUUCUGACAAGAUCACCGACGUGUGAUAUCAGAGCUGAAGGAAAUAAAAGAUUCCUUACAUUGAAAAAUGUUCAACUUGACCAGGCUGGAGAAGUCUCUUACCAAGCUUUGAAUGCCAUCACUACUGCAAUGUUAACGGUCAAAGAAAUUGAAAUGGACUUCACAGUCCCAUUAAAGGAUGUUACUGUGCAUGAAAAGAAACAGGCAAAGUUUGAGUGCACGAUCACAAAAGAUGUGCCUAAAGUCAUGUGGUUGAGAGGAUCUGAUAUUAUAACACCAGACCAAAAAUAUGAUAUCAUUGAUGAUGGAAAGAAACACAUGUUGGUCAUAAACCACUGUGAAUUUGAGGAUGAGGGAGAAUAUACUAUUGAGGUGUUGGGUAAAACAUCAACAGCCAAACUGACAGUUGAGGGUAUGCGGCUGAAAUUCAUCUCACCAAUAGAGGAUCAAACUGUUAAGGAAGGUAAAACAGCUCGGUUUGAGCUUGAACUGUCCCAUGACAAUGUACCAGUGACAUGGUACAAAAAUGAAACAAAACUGCAUCCGAGCAGAACUAUACUUACACAUGUUGAUGGAAAGAAACAUAUAUUAGAAAUCAAGAAUGUCACUCUAGAUGAUACUUGCCAAAUAAAAGCAGAGGCUAAAGGAUUAUCGACAACAGCAAACCUGACGGUGCUAGAGGGAGAUGCCUACUUCACAGUUAAACUGCAAGAUUACACUGCGGUUGAGAAAGAUGAGGUCACUCUUGACUGUGAGCUCAGCAAAGAUGUUCCUGUGAAGUGGUUCCACAAUGAGACUGAAAUUAAAGCCUCCAAGAUGAUUAUCAUGAAAGCUGAGGGCAACCGAAGAAUCCUAAACAUCAAGAAAGUUGAGGAGAAAGACAAAGGAUUAUAUGCUUGUGACUGUGGAACAGACAAGACUUCGGCCAACUUGAACAUUGAAGCUCGUGACAUCAAAGUGGUGCGACCCAUGUAUGGUGUUGAGCUGUUCGAUGGCGAGACAGCUCGUUUUGAGGUGGAAAUUUCUGAAGAUGAUGUCCAUGGCCAGUGGAAGCUACAAGGAGAAGUCCUCUCCCCAUCACCUGAUGUUGAAAUCAUUGAGGAUGGCGCUAAACACAUCUUAACUUUAUACAACUGCAAAGUGUCCCAGUCUGGAGAGGUUUCAUUCCAGGGUGCCAAUGCAAAAUGUUCUGCCAAUCUAAAAGUGAAAGAGCUUCCCAUUACAUUUGUUACACCCCUGGCUGAUGUGCAUGUAUAUGAGAAGGAUGAGGCCAGGUUUGAGUGUGAGAUCUCAAGACAACCAAAGACCUUCCGUUGGUUGAAAGGAUCUCAGGAGAUUACAGCUGAUGAUAAAUUUGAGAUACUUCAGGAGGGCAAAAGACACAUUCUGGUGGUCAGAUCCGCUGCCUUUGAGGAUGAGGCCAAGUAUAUGUUUGAGGCUGAGGACAAGAGAACAUCUGCCAAACUUGUUAUCCAGGGCAUCCGUCUUGAGUUUGUCAGACCCAUUAAAGAUGUCACUGUUAAAGAGCGGGAGACUGCAGAAUUCAGGAUUGAACUCUCUCAUGAAAAGGUUCAAGUUACCUGGUACAAGAAUGAUGUGCGUUUGCAUCCAAGCAAAGUGGUGCACAUGUCCGAGGAUGGCAAGAUCCAUACUCUGUCCUUCAAAGAGGUGUCUAUUGAUGACACUUCACUAAUUAAAGCUGAGGCCCUUGGCAAAACCUGUGAGGCAAUGCUCACUGUACUUGAGGGAGAACCUUACUUCACCACCAAGUUGCAGGACUACACUGCAGUUGAGAAGGAUGAGGUUGUCUUGAUAUGCGAAGUGAGCAAAUCAUCUGCUCAGGUGAAAUGGUUGAAAGACGGCAAGGAAAUCACUCCCUCUAAGAACAUCCUCAUCAAGGCUGAUGGAAAGAAACGUAUCCUGACAGUGAAGAAGGCUGAGAAGGACAACAUUGGUGAAUAUGUUUGUGACUGCAGCUCUGACAAAACAGCAGCCAAGCUUAACAUUGAAGAACGUGAUAUUAAGAUUGUCCGUCCACUGUACAGUGUGGAGGUCACAGAGACAGAGACUGCUCGCUUUGAGACAGAAAUCUCUGAGGAGGAUGUUCAUGGUAAAUGGAAACUCAAAGGAGAUGCCCUGCACCAGUCACCGGACUGUGAAAUUAAGGAGGAAGGCACCAAGCACAUGCUUAUCCUUUACAAUGUUCGCAUGGAUAUGGCUGGUGGUGUGGACUUCAGUGCUGCUAACGCUAAAUCAAGGGCUCAACUCAGAGUUAAAGCACGAGUGAUAGGCCUCUUGAGGCCUCUCAAGGAUGUAACAGUGACAGCGGGAGAGACAGCAACCUUUGACUGCGAACUGUCUUAUGAGGGCAUACCUGUGGAAUGGAUCCUAGGGGGUACAAAGCUGGAACCAAGUGACAGAGUGGUGACCCGGGCAGAAGGCAGAAGUCACACGCUGACCCUUAGGGAUGUGAAGCUGACAGAGGCAGGAGAAGUAAAACUCACUGCAAAGGACUUUGUGACACAGGCUCAACUCAUUGUAAAUGAACCUCCAGCUGAAUUCACCAAACCUCUGGAGGACCAGACUGUAGAAGAGGAAGCCACUGCUGAACUAGAGUGUGAAGUCUCCAAAGAGAAAGCGGAGGUCAGGUGGUUUAGAGAUGGACAAGAAAUUCGUAAAACCAAAAAGUACGACAUGGUCGCUGAUGGCUGUAAAAGAAAACUUAUUAUCCAUGACUGCACACUUGAUGACUCAAGGACAUAUACCUGUGAUGCUGGACAAUUCAAGACAUCAGCCUUCUUAAAUGUUGAACCUCCACACGUUGAGUUCACAAAACCACUCCAUGAUGUAGAGGUCAAAGAGAAGGAAUCUGCCAGAUUUGAAUGCGAAGUGUCUCGUGAAAGUGCAAAGGUUCGUUGGUUCAAAGAUGGCAAUGAAAUCAGAAAAGGCAAGAAAUAUGAGAUAAUUUCUGAAGGAGUAAAACGUAUUAUCAUCAUAAGCAAGUCUGUCUUUGAUGAUGAAGCAGAAUAUGAAUGUGAUGCCAGGACAUCCAAAACCUCUGGAAUGCUGACUGUCGUUGAGGAGGAGGCUAGAUUCACAAAGAACUUGGCUAAUGUUGAAGGCACUGAAACCGACAGUGUUAAACUGAUUUGUGAAGUCUCUAAGCCCAGUGCAGAGGUUACAUGGUACAAGGGUGACCAGGAGUUGCCUGAAGUUGGUAGAUAUGAGCAUAUUGCAGAUGGCAAAAAGAGAAUCCUCAUUAUUAAGGGCCUUCGUAUGGAUGAUGCUGGAGAGUACCACUGCAAGCUGCCCACCUCACAAACCACAGGAAACCUGAGGAUUAAUGAACUUGCCGCUGAGUUCAUUGCAAGGCCUCAAAACCAGGAGGUGGUUGAAGGUGAAAAGGCACAAUUUGUGUGCUCUGUCUCCAAAGACACAUAUGAAGUAAAAUGGCUCAAAGGAGAUAAGGAACUUCAAUCAGAUGACAAAUAUGACAUCAUUUCUGAUGGCAAAAAGAGAGUUCUUGUUGUCAAAAAUUGUGAACUCAAGGAUGAAGGAGGCUUUGUAGUCCUCAUUGGAACCACAAGAGCCUCUGCUGAUCUGACUGUGCUUGAAAAGCUUAGGAUUAUCACUCCUCUCAGAGACAUAAAGGCAAAUGAAGGACAAGAGACUGUCCUCAAUUGUGAAGUUAACACUGAGGGGGCCAAGGCCAAAUGGCUGAAGAAUAAUGAGACUUUAUUUGAAAGCAGCAAGUUCAUCAUGGUCCAGAAGGACAAUGUAUUCUCUCUGAGGGUCAAAGACACUCAAAAAUCAGAUGAAGCCAACUACACCAUUACACUAACCAACCAGCGUGGUGAACAUGCAAAGAGCUCUGCCAACAUUACUGUGCAAGAGGAAGAUCUUAGAAUCAUUGUUCCCCCUGAGGAUGUUGACACACAGGAGAAAAAGACCAUCAGCUUCACAUGCAAGGUGAACAGACCAAAUGUAACAGUACAAUGGGUGAAGGCAGGUCAGGAAAUCACUCUCAGCAAGAGAAUUCUGUAUCGUGUGGACAAAGACAAGCACACUUUGACCAUUAAGGACUGCAGCCUUGCAGACGAGGGUGAAUACAGUGUAGUUGCUGGUGCAGAUAAGGCCACAGCAGAACUGAUCAUCAGUGAGGCACCUGCUGACUUCACCAUUCAGCUCAGUGACCAAACCAUCACAGAGUUUGAGGAUGCUGAGUUCAUAUGUGAACUCUCCAAAGAGAAGGCUGAAAUCAAAUGGUACAGAGACGGCAGGGAAAUCAGAGAAGGACCCAGAUACCAAUUUGAGAGAGAUGGCAAAACAUGCAGACUGCGUAUAAAAGAGUGCAGACCAGAUGAUGAGUGUGAAUAUGCCUGUGGAGUGGAUGACAAGAGAACCAGAGCCCGCCUCUUUGUUGAGGAGACCCCUGUGGAGAUUGUCAGACCACCCACAGACGUGUUUGAGCCCCCAGGCUCAGAUGUUGUGUAUGAAGUUGAGAUCAACAAAGACAGAGUUGAGGUCAAAUGGCUGAGGAACAACAUGACCAUUGUUCAAGGUGAUAAGUACCAGAUGGUGAGCGAGGGUAAGAUUCACAGGCUUCAAGUCUGUGAAAUCAGGCCACGUGAUCAAGGCGAGUACAGAGUCAUUGCCAAGGACAAAGAUGCCAGAGCCAAGCUCGAGCUUGCUGCUGUGCCAACAGUUAAAACCUUGGAUCAAGACCUGGUGACAGAUGCUGGAAAGCCAUUUGUUAUGGCAGUUCCUUACAGUGCUUACCCACAGGCUGAGGCUGAGUGGUUCUACAAUGACAUCAGUCUUCCAAAAGACAAUGUUCACACUUCUGUCGACAGGACAGAAUAUAGGCUAAAGGACCCUAAGAAGUCAGAGGAAGGCCGCUAUAAAAUCAUCAUCCAGAACAAACAUGGAAAAGGAGAGGCUUUUAUAAACCUAAAAGUUAUUGAUGUUCCUGGGCCCGUGAAGAACCUUCAGGUUGUUGACACUGCUGAUGGUGAGGUCAGCAUUGCAUGGGAAGAGCCAGAGAGUGACGGUGGCAGCAAGAUCUUGGCUUAUGUGGUUGAAAGACGUGAUAUCAAACGUAAGACCUGGACUAUGGCCACUGACUGUGCCGAUAGCACAGAGUACUGUGUAACUGGCUUGCAGAGAGACUCGAAGUACCUAUUCCGUGUCUGUGCACGUAACCGAGUUGGAAGCGGGCCAAAUGUUGAGACAGAUAAAGCUGUUCAAGCUAAGAAUAAGUUUGAUGUUCCUGAUCCACCACAGAAUGUUAUUGUUGGAAAUGUCAACAAGUUUGGUGCCACAGUCUCCUGGGAACCACCACUGUUCGAUGGUGGAUCUGAGAUCACAUCAUACGUUAUUGAGCUCCGUGAUAGAACUUCAGUGAGCUGGGCUCCAGUCAUGGUGACCAAACCACACGAACGCUCAGCUAUUAUUAAUGAUGUUAUUGAGAACAAAGAAUACAUCUUCCGUGUUAGGGCUGAGAACAAGGCUGGAAUUGGCAAACCAAGUGCUGCCACUAACCCAGUGAAGAUCAUGGACCCCAUUGAGAGGCCGAGCCCUCCACUGAAUUUGACACACUCUGAGCAGACAAAGGACUCCUGUCUGUUGACAUGGGAGACUCCCUUAAAAAAUGGAGGCACACCAAUCACUGGCUACAUCAUUGAGAGAUGUGAAGAAGGCACAGACAAGUGGCUCAGAUGCAAUGCCAGGCUUUGCCAGGACCUGCUCUACAGGAUUUCAGGCCUGAAAUUUGGAGCAAAAUACAGCUAUAGAGUACUUGCUGAGAAUGCAGCUGGCCAGUCUGACCCCUCAAAUAUUGUUGGGCCUGUGUUGGCAGAUGAUCCCCACUUUGCACCUACUCUGGACCUGAGCGCAUUUAAGGAUGGUCUGGAAGUUAUUGUCCCUAAUCCUCUUGCAAUUCGUGUCCCUAUCACUGGGUACCCGGUGCCCACAGCAAAGUGGACCAUAGGUGAAAAUGAGCUUACAGCUGGUGACCGUGUGUCCAUGGUUACAAAGUCAACCUUCACAGAGCUCAUUGUAACCCCAAGUGUGCGUCCUGACAAAGGCACAUACUCCUUGACGCUGGAAAAUGAUGUGACCAGUGUCUCAGGGGAAAUUGAAGUUAAUGUCAUUGCAUCUCCAAGUGCACCCAAAGACUUAAAGGUUGCAGAAGUGACCAGAAAGCAUGUUCACUUGAUGUGGGAGGUACCCGAUCAUGAUGGAGGCAGUCCGAUUACUGGCUAUCAGGUUGAGAAGCGUGAGGUUUCCAGGAAGACCUGGGUGAAGGUAAUGGCAGGUUUGCAAGACCAGGAAUACACAGUCACAGAUGUUGUUGAGGGCAAGGAGUACUUGUUCAGAGUUAUUGCCUGCAACAAAUGUGGCCCUGGAGAGCCCGCCUACAUUGAUGAACCAGUCAAUGUGUCUUCACCUGCAACUAUACCAGACCCACCAGAAAACCUUAAAUGGAGAGACAAGUCUGCUAGCAAAAUCUUCUUGUCAUGGGAGCCUCCCAAGUGGGAUGGUGGAACUGCCAUUAAAGGUUAUAUAGUUGACAAAUGUCAACGUGGCACUGACAAGUGGGAGCCAUGUGGAGACCCAGUUCCUGAUCUUAAGUUUGAGGUGACUGGUCUUAUUGAAGGACAGUGGUAUGCUUAUCGUGUGAGGGCUUUGAAUAAACUGGGUGCCGGUAAGCCUUGCAAAGCGACAGAUGAGAUUUUGGCUGUUGAUCCCAAAGAGCCUCCAGAGAUUCAGCUGGAUGCAAAACUGCUGGCUGGCCUCACUGCUAAGGCUGGCACAAAGAUUGAACUUCCUGCUGACAUCACAGGCAAACCAGAGCCUAAAGUCAAAUGGACCAAGGCUGACCUAGUCCUGAAGCCAGACGAUAGAAUCACAAUUGAUACUAAGCCUGGCCACUCAACUGUGUCCAUUGCUAAGACCAAGAGGGAUGACACCGCUACAUACAUCAUUGAGGCAGUCAACAGCAGUGGCCGUGCAACGGCUACAGUUGAUGUUAACAUUCUAGAUAAACCUGGUCCUCCAGCUGCCUUCGAUAUCUCUGAAAUCACCAAUGAGUCCUGCUUGUUGGCCUGGAAUCCUCCAAGAGAUGAUGGUGGCUCAAAGGUGACAAACUAUAUAAUUGAGAGGAGGGCUGUAGACAGUGAAAUCUGGUACAAGUUGUCCUCCACUGUGAAGCAGACCACCUACAGGGCCACCAAACUUGUGGCUUUCAAGGAAUAUGUCUUUAGGGUCUAUGCUGAAAAUCAGUUUGGAGUUGGUGCCCCAGCAGAACAUGCUCCAAUAACUGCCAGAUACCCCUUUGAUACUCCUGGUCCUCCAUACAAAUUGGAGGCAUCUGAUAUUGCAAAGGAUGCAGUAACUCUGUCUUGGUAUGAGCCUGAUGAAGAUGGUGGCAGUCCUAUUACUGGAUACUGGGUUGAGAGAUAUGAGCCUGAUCACGACAAAUGGAUCAGAUGCAACAAACUGCCUGUCAGGGACACAAACUUUAGGGUAAAAGGACUGCCCACAAGAAAGAAGUAUAAGUUCCGUGUUUUGGCAGAGAAUCUUGCUGGACCUGGCAAACCAAGCAAAGAGACAGACCAGAUUUUGGUUAAAGAUCCAAUCGAUCCCCCAUGGGCUCCUGGUAAGCCCACUGUUAAAGAUGUGGCCAAAACAUCUGCCUUCCUGCAAUGGACAAAACCGGAACAUGACGGUGGUGCAAAGAUUGAGUCUUACAUCAUUGAGCUCCUCAAGAGCGGUACUGACGAGUGGGUUCGUGUGGCUGAUGGUAUUCCCUCUCUUGAGUACUUCCUGAGAGGAUUGAUGGAGAAGCAAGAGUACUCAUUCCGUGUCAGAGCUGUCAAUGCGGCAGGCGAGAGUGAACCUAGUGAACCAAGUGAUCCAGUGCUCUGCAAGGAGAGACUCAAUCCUCCAUCACCCCCAAGAUGGCUUGAAGUACUUUCUAAUAGCAGGAAAAGCGCUGAUUUGAAAUGGACAGCACCUGAGAGAGAUGGUGGCUCUCCAAUCACAAACUACAUUAUUGAGAAGAGAGAUGUCAGACGCAAGGGAUGGCAGGCUGUGGACACUACUGUGAAAGAGCUGAAUUACACUGUCACCCCACUGAAUGAGGGGUCUCUCUAUGUUUUCCGUGUUGCUGCAGAGAAUGCUGUUGGACCCAGUGAAUUUUGUGAACUUGCAGACUCUGUUCUCGCCAAGGAUACUUUCAGUACCCCUGGACCUCCAUAUAAUCUGACCAUCACUGAUGUUUCCAAGACUCAUGUUGACCUGAAAUGGGAAGCUCCUAAGAAUGAUGGUGGAAGACCUGUCUUGAAAUAUGUCAUUGAGAAGAAGGAGAAACUUGGAACCCGUUGGGUGAAAUCAGGAAAGACUUCAGGUCCUGAUUGCCAUUAUAGAGUUACUGAUGUUAUUGAGGGCACUGAAGUGCAGUUCCAAGUCUCUGCUGAGAACGAGGCUGGAGUUGGUCACCCAAGUGAACCCACGGAUAUUGUGGUCAUUGAGGACCCAACAGGCCCACCAUCACCACCUCAGGAACUGCAUGUCACUGAGGCAGCUAGAGAUCAUAUUUGUAUUGCUUGGAAGGCACCAGAAAAGAAUGGAGGAAGUCCCAUUAUUGGCUACCAUAUUGAGCUCUGUGAGGCUGGAACUGAGAAAUGGAUGAGAGUCAACUCUCGUCCUGUCAAAGAGCUAAAAUACAGGGCUGGAGAGGAAGAGGGCAUUGUUCCUGAGAAGCAGUAUACCUUCAGAGUCCGUGCUGUCAAUUCUGUUGGUGACAGUGAGCCCUCUGACAUUUCUGAGAAUGUAUAUGCCAAAGAUUCUGACUGCAGUCCAACCCUUGACUUUCAGACCAAGGACCUUGUUGUUGUAGAAGGUGAAAAGAUGCACCUCCCAAUUCCAUUUAGGGCUGUGCCAUCGCCUAAGAUUACGUGGCACAAAGAUGGAAAUGAACUGAAGGCUGAUGACAGAACUUUCUUCAGAACUGAAUACACAUCCUGCCAUCUGGAAAUUCCAAGCUGCUUACAUGCUGAUGCUGGCCAGUACAAAGUUACCUUGGAGAACAGGAAUGGUGCAACUAGUGGAACAAUCAAUGUUAAAGUUAUAGGUCUUCCUGGGCCAUGCAAAGAAAUUGUUGCUAGUGAGAUUACCAAGAGCACCUGCAAGGUGUCCUGGGACCCUCCAGACUAUGAUGGUGGUAGCCCUAUUCUCCAUUAUGUGCUACAACGCAGAGAAGCAGGCAGGAGAACCUACGUCAAUGUUAUGUCUGGAGAAAACAAAGUUAGCUGGCCGGUUAAGGAUCUCAUUCAAAAUGGAGAGUAUUACUUCCGUGUCAGAGCUGUCAACAAGAUUGGUGGUGGUGAAUUCAUUGAGCUUCGCAACCCUGUAAUUGCUGAAGAUCAGAAGCAACGUCCUGACCCACCAGUCGAUAUGGAAACACACAACCCAACUUCUGAGAGUGUGACCCUUACUUGGAAGCCUCCCAUGUAUGAUGGUGGAAGCAAAAUUAUGGGUUACAUUCUUGAGAAGAUGAUGAAAGGGGAAGAGAACUUUCAGAGAUGCAAUGACUUCCUUGUGCCAGUGCUGUCCUAUACUGUUAAGGGGUUGACGCAAGGAAAACAAUAUCAGUUCCGUGUACGUGCUGAAAAUGCAGCUGGUGUCAGUGAUCCUUCACGCAGCACACCUUUGAUCAAAGCCACAGAUGCAAUUGAUCGUCCAAAGGUAUUCCUUAGCGGUAGUCUACAAUCAGGCUUGGCUGUGAAACGAGGUGAGGAGAUCCGUUUGGAUGCCAAUAUCUCUGGAUUCCCUUACCCCCAAAUUACAUGGAUGAGGGACAAUUCAACCAUUUGGCCAGAGCCACUGAAGAAGAGACCAGAAAGGCCCAUUAAGAAGAAGAAGAAGGAGAAAGAAAAAGAAAAGGAGGCUGAUGCAGAAAAGAAAGAGGCAGAUGCAGAAAAGAAAGAGGCAGUUGCAGAAAAGAAGGAGGAAGACAAAGAGGCAAAGAAGGAGGAGGACAAGGAAAAGAAGGAGGAAAAGGAGAAAGAAAAAGAAGAGGUGGAGGAACCUGAGGAACCCGAAGAAGCAUACCACCCAACCUUAAAUGAACGUCUUACCAUUGAAUCCAAGAGGAAGGGUGAAUCCUUCAUUAUUGUAAAAGAUACUAUCAGAGGUGAUCAUGGUGUUUUCACCAUAAAAGUUGAAAAUGAGCACGGUGUUGCCUCUGCCUCCUGUGAAGUUAAUGUCCUUGAUACUCCUGGACCUCCAGUCAAUUUCAAAUUUGAAGAUGUGAGGAAGAACUCAAUCCUCUGUAAGUGGGAUCCUCCUCUGGAUGAUGGUGGUAGUGAAAUCCUUAACUACAUAUUGGAACGAAAAGAUAACUCCAAAGCGGAUCUUGGAUGGGUCACUGUAACAUCAAUCCUUAGAGGCUGUAAAUUUCUAGUACCAAAACUUAUUGAGGGCAAGGAGUACCUCUUCCGUGUCACUGCAGAGAAUAAGUAUGGCCCUGGAACCCCAUACAUCUCCAAACCCAUAAUUGCAAAGAAUCCAUUCGAUCCUCCAGAUGCGCCAGAGAAACCUGAAAUUACGGAUUCCACAGCCAGCAGUAUGCUUGUUACCUGGACAGAACCCAAUGACCAUGGCAGCCCCAUUGAGGGAUACUGGGUAGAGAAACGAGAAGUUAAUAGCACACACUGGGCGAGAGUCAAUCGCACCAUGGUUCCUGAUUUGGAAAUAAAUGUAGAGGGCCUUUUGGAGGGUCUGACAUAUAUUUUCAGAGUCUGUGCGGAAAAUGUAGCAGGACCUGGAAAGUUCAGUCCUCCGUCAGAACCAAAAACAGCACAGGCACCAAUCAGGCCCCCAGGUCCACCAAUUCCAAGAAUUGUAGACACCUCCGACUAUUCAAUUGAUGUUGAGUGGGAUCCUCCUGCAGACAAUGGUGGCGCAGACAUCUUUGGUUAUCAUGUUGACAAAGUUGUUGCUGGUACCAAGGACUGGUCACGAGCCACAGAGAGACCACAGAAGAGCCACACAUUUACAGUGUAUGGUGUUAGAGAAGGAGCUAAGUAUAUGGUCCGUGUUGUGGCAGUAAAUUGUGCUGGUGAAGGACAACCUGGAUUUACAGAUGCAGUAAUUGUGAGAAACCCUGCAGAGGUUCCAGUCAUUGAGCUUGAUAUCUCAGUGAAAAAUGGUGUUGUCGUUAGAGCUGGAGAGAUGCUGAGAAUUCCAGCACAUGUUACAGGUAGACCUUUUCCAUGUUUGAAGUGGACAAAGGAUGAUGGUGCAUUAGAAAAAGAUCAUAUGGAGGUGGAAGAAGCUGGACAGGACAGCACCGUUGUCAUCAAAACCACAAAGAGAAGUGAUCAUGGCAAAUACCAAAUCCAAGCAGCAAAUCCAAGUGGUAUUAAGUCUGCAUGGACCAGGGUUGAAGUUAUGGAUGUUCCUGGACCAGUUCUCGAUCUGAAACCUGUUGUGGUUACCAGAAAGCUAAUGAUGUUGAAUUGGUCAGAUCCUGAUGAUGAUGGUGGUAGUGAUGUGACAGGGUUUAUCAUUGAAAGGAGGGAGCCAAAGAUGCACACAUGGAGACAACCUAUUGAGACCGCUUCAUCCAAAUGUGAGAUUGUGGGUAUUAUUGAGGGACAGGAAUACAUUUUCCGUGUUGUGGCUGUGAACAAGUAUGGAUGUGGACCUCCAGUCGAUCUUGGACCUAUCCGUGCUGUGGAUCCUCAAGGUCCACCAACUUCUCCUGAAAAGUUCCACUAUACAGAGAGGACCAAGUCCUCUGUUACUAUUGAAUGGAGGCCACCCCGUAAUGAUGGUGGUAGUCCCAUCCUUGGCUACAUCAUUGAGAAGAAGCGACAAGAUCAACCAGCCUUCCAGCGUGUCAACCCAGAGUUGGUCACUGCUCAAAUUUUGACAGUUGAAAACCUUGAUGAGUUGCAUAUGUACGAGUUUCGUGCAAAGGCUGUCAAUGCAUUUGGUGAAAGUGAGCCUUCAAUUACCAUGACUGUUGUCAUUCAGGAUGAUGAAGUGGCUCCGAGUCUGCAUAUGUUGAAGCACUUCAAGGGUGAUUUGAUCCAAGUUAGGAAAAAUGAACCUAUUGAGAUGCCCGCUGAAGUCACAGGCCUGCCAAUGCCAAAAAUUGAAUGGCUAAAGGAUGAUGUUGUUAUUGCCAAGCCAACUGAGAAACUCCUGAUAGAAACCAAAGAGAUUGACAGGGUGACAUCACAUACAAAACUCUCCAUCCCUGGUGUUACUAGAUUGGACAAAGGCACAUAUACAGUUACUGCCUCAAAUCGUUUGGGAACUCUCAGUCAUUCCAUCACGGUGGAAGUGCUGGAUCGCCCAACACCACCAAGAAACAUUGCUGUUUCAAAUAUCAAAGCUGAGUCUUGCAAACUUACUUGGGAUGCCCCAUUGGAUCUUGGUGGCAGUGAACUUACCAACUAUAUUGUUGAGAUGAAAGACCUUAAUGGUGAAGAUCCUGAAAAGGCUGAGUGGGUGCAGGUUACUAACUCCAUUAUCGAGAAGCAUUAUGGGGUAUGGAACCUGCAAACUGGUGGCAACUAUAAAUUCAGAGUUAAAGCUCAGAAUAAGUAUGGAAUAAGUGAGGCCUGUGAAACAGAGGAGGUUCAGAUUAAGGAUCCUUCUGCUCUGCCUGGCCCACCUGAGAAGGUCACUAUUGCUGAGCGUUCUAAGACCCAUAUGUUACUGACAUGGGAACCACCUAGGGACUGUGGCGGUUCUAUGAUUACUGGCUACUGGCUUGAGAAGCGUGAAAAGGGCACUUCCUAUUGGUCUCGCGUGAAUAAGAUCCUGGUGUCAAAACGUGGCACGAAAGGCUGGGAAUACCAGGUUACCCGUCUCAUUGAGGGAACGGAGUAUGAAUUCCGUGCAAUGGCUUGUAAUUCUGCUGGUAUUGGACCACCUAGUGCCAUCUCUGAGUCUGCCAUUGCUGACGAUCCUUUGACUCCACCUAGCAUGCCAGCAGCUCCUGAGAUUGCUGACAAAACCAAGCGUAGUGUCACCCUUGCAUGGACCCCACCAGCUAAAGAUGGUGGCCGCCCCAUCAAAGGUUACAUCAUUGAGAUCCAGGAUGAAGGCACUUCUGAGUGGGCCAGGAUCAAUGAUGCUGAAAAUCUGCAUCCUUCUACUGUGUUCACCAUUCCAAACCUUCAAGAACUUAAGAAAUACAGAUUCAGAAUUAUUGCUGUCAAUGAAAUUGGCGAGUCUGAGCCAAGCCCCAGAACCACUGAAGUUCGCAUAGAGGACAUUCAAACUGCACCAAAGAUCUUCAUGGAUAUCAGUGCUCAUGAACUGCUGUGUAUCCGUGCUGGAACUCCAUUUAAGAUUCCAGCUACCAUCACAGGACGUCCUGUUCCUAAAGUUACAUGGGAGUUUGAUGGCAAAGCGAAGACAGAAAAGAAGGAUCGUCUCCAUGUCUUACCAGUGGAUUCACAGGUUGAAUCUACUGACACUACGUCAGUUGUUACAAUUCCUGUGAGUUUGAGAAGCCAUUCUGGCAGGUACACAAUUACAGCAAAAAACAAAUCAGGACAGAAGCAUGUCAACGUCAGAGUAAAUGUGCUUGAUGUUCCUGGAGCACCCAAAGACCUCAAAGUUACCGAUGUCACCAGAACCACAAUGAGACUUAUUUGGAAACUGCCAGAUAAUGAUGGUGGUGAGAGAAUCAAGAGUUAUUUUAUUGAAAAGAAGGCUGUAAAUGGAAAGGCUUGGACAGUUGUCAAUGCUGCUUGUGCCAGCAUGGCCUUUGUUGUGCCCAACCUCCUCGAGGGACAGGACUACUUGUUCCGUGUUCGUGCUGAGAAUCGCCUUGGCUUUGGACCAUUUACCGAGACCACAGAACCUGUUAGGGCAAGGGAUCCUGUCUAUCCUCCUGAUCCUCCUACCAAGGUGAAAAUUAACCUUGUUACCAAGAAUACAGUGGCCCUGUCAUGGGAGCCUCCCAAGAAUGAUGGUGGAGCACCAGUAAAGCAUUAUAUCAUUGAGAGGCUGAGCUGGGAUACCAGUGGUCCACAGAAAGAGACUUGGAAACAGUGUAACAAAAGAGAUGUUGAAGAGACUACCUUUAUUGUUGAAGACCUUAAGGAAGGUGGCGAGUAUGAGUUCCGUAUUAAAGCUGUGAAUGAAGCUGGCGCGAGCAGACCCUCUGUUACUGCCGGACCAGUUGUCAUUAAGGACCAGACAUGUGCUCCAAGUAUUGAUCUCAGAGAGGCUUUGGAAGGUGCAGAAGGAUAUGAUGUCAACAUUGUUGCCAGGAUUCAAGGCUGUCCAUUUCCAUCUCUUGUCUGGCACAAGGCUCCACAGGACAAGCCUGAUGACAAAUCACCUGUACAGUAUGACAAACAUGUCAAUAAACUUGUUUCUGAUGAGAAAUGUACCCUGUUAAUUCAGCAGUCAAAGAGAGAUGACAGCGCCAUAUACACUCUCACAGCCACCAACAGUUUGGGAACAGCCACCAAGAGCAUCAAGCUUAGCAUUUUGGGACGUCCUGGUGUACCUGUUGGACCAAUUAAGAUUGGGGAGAUUUUCGCUGAAAGGAUUGGCCUCUCCUGGAAUCCACCAUUAGAUGAUGGCGGUUCCAAGAUUACAAACUAUGUCGUUGAAAAGCGUGAAGAAAACAGAAAAACAUGGGUCCAUGUCUCUAAUGAUCCGAAAGAAUGCCAAUACACUGUACAAAGGCUAACAGAGGGUCAUGAGUAUGAGUUCCGUGUUAUGGCUCAGAACAAAUAUGGAGUUGGACCACCUUUGUACAGUGAACCUGAGAAAGCACGAAACCUUUUCACUGUGCCUGGCCAAUGUGAGAAGCCAACAGUCACAGAUGUUUCAGUUGAAUCAAUGACCGUUAACUGGGAUGAGCCAGAAUAUGAUGGUGGCUCUCCAGUAACUGGCUACUGGCUAGAGCGUAAGGAAACUACAGGCAAGCGCUGGACAAGAGUGAAUCGUGAACCUAUCAGAAUCAGGACUCUAGGAGUUUCCCAUAUUGUGACAGGCCUCUUGGAGGGUGCUGUCUACCAGUUCCGCGUUCUUGCAAUUAAUGCAGCUGGUAGUGGCCCACCAAGUUUGCCUUCUGAUCCUGUUGCAAGUAGAGAUCCCAUAGCACCUCCGGGACCUCCAACACCAAAAGUAACAGAUUGUACCAAGUCAACUGUUGAUCUUGAAUGGAUUCCUCCACUUAUUGAUGGUGGAUCUAAGAUCACAGGAUACUUUGUUGAGUACAAAGAAGAAGGACAAGAGGAAUGGGAGAAGGUUAAAGACAAGGAAAUAAGAGGCACCAAGUUUGUUGUUCCUGGACUUAAAGAGCUUGGACUCUACAGAUUUAGAGUGAGAGCUGUAAAUUCUGCAGGUGUGGGAGAACCUGGCGAGGUUGCUGAUGUGAUAGAAGUCAAGGAUAGGACAAUCCCCCCUGAGGUUGACCUGGAUGCAACUGUCAAGGAGAAGAUUGUUGUUCAUGCUGGUGGAGUAAUCCGCAUCCUGGCCUAUGUGUCAGGAAAGCCUGCUCCAGAGAUUAUUUGGAAUAGAGACGAUGGUGAUUUACCAAAGGAGGCUGCUGUUGAGAUCACAUCUAUAAGUUCAGCUUUGGUUAUCAAAAAUUGCAGGAGACAACACCAAGGCAUUUAUACAUUGACUGCCAAGAAUGCAGGUGGAGAAAGGAAGAAAGCAGUCAUUGUUGAAGUACUGGAUGUCCCUGGCCCUGUGGGUCUGCCUUUCUCUGGUGAGAAUCUCACCAAUGACUCUUGUAAGUUGACAUGGUACUCUCCUGAAGAUGAUGGUGGCUCAGCUAUCACCAACUAUAUAAUUGAGAAGAGAGAAGCUGACCGCAGAGGCUGGACUUCAGUGACAUAUACUGUCACAAGACACAAUGCUGUUGUCCAGGGACUUAUUGAUGGCAAGGGUUAUUUCUUCAGAAUUGCAGCUGAAAAUAUAAUUGGACUGGGUCCGUUCACUGAGAUCUCAGCUCCUGUCGUCAUCAAGGAUCCACUCUCUGUACCUGAACGCCCAGAGGAUCUCGAGGUGACAGCCAUCACAAAUGAUUCAAUCAGUGUCGCAUGGAGACCUCCGAAGUAUGAUGGAGGUUCAGACAUUACAAGCUAUGUUCUUGAGGUUCGUCUUAUAGGACAGGACAACUUCAGCCGUAUUGCUUUAGAGGACAAACUUAUGGAACGUAAAUUCACACACGUGGGUCUUAAAGAGGGUUCUUCUUAUGAAUUCCGAGUUAGUGCUGUGAAUCAAAUCGGUCAAGGCAAACCAUCAUUCAGUACCAAACCAGUUACAUGCAAAAAAGAGUUUGAACCACCUAACCUUGAUCUUGAGUUCCGUGACAAGGUUGUUGUUCGUGUUGGGGAAACCUGCACUCUUCAAAGCGGAUACUCAGGAAAACCAACACCAACUAUUAAAUGGUUCAAAAAUGACGAGGAGCUUCAAUCAAAUGAAGAAAUUGCUCUUACCAGCACAAAGAAUAAAUUGUGCUUGACUAUUGCAAAGGCAAAACGUGAUCACAGUGGAAAAUACACUGUUGUUCUAGAGAACUCCAUUGGCUCACGCAAGGGCAUAUGUACCAUUAUUGUUGUCGACCGCCCACAACCUCCAGAGGGUCCUGUUGUCUUUGACGAGAUCUACAGGAAUUACAUGCUCAUUUCUUGGAAGCCCCCACUGGAUGAUGGUGGAGCUGCUAUUUCUAACUAUAUUGUUGAAAAGAGAGACACCAACAGGGAUCUGUGGAUGCCCGUCACGGAAUCUUGCACAAGGACAUCAUGCAGAGUUCCAAAACUGAUUGAGGGAAGAGAGUACAUCAUUAGAAUCUGUGCUCAGAAUAUUCACGGCAUUAGUGAUCCGCUACUAUCUGCUGAGACGAAAGCAAAGGAUGUUUUCAAGGUUCCAGAUGCUCCACAAGCACCUGUGGUUAAAGAAAUCUAUAAAGAUACAGCUCUGAUUUCAUGGCUUCAGCCAGCUGAUGGUGGAAAACCAAUCACAAACUACAUUGUUGAAAGGAAGGAGACCAAGGCCAACAUGUGGUCUAGAGCUGGAAAAGAUCGCAUUUACCCUAACACAGAAUAUUGGGUUCCUGACCUUCUCAAGGGAUGUGAAUAUGAAUUCCGUGUCAUGGCAGAGAAUGUGAUUGGCAUUGGUGACCCCAGUCCACCUUCAAAGCCCAUCUAUGCCAAAGAUCCUAUUGUGAUCCCAAGCCCACCUGUACUUCCAGUAGCAAUUGACAAGACAAAAGAUUCAGUCACUCUUUCUUGGCAACCACCAAAGGACUGUGGCAGAGGCAAAAUUUUUGGCUAUCUCCUUGAGUAUCAGAAAGCUGGUGAUGAGGAAUGGCUUCAAGUAAAUCAAACACCUGACUCUUGCCAGGGCACUACAUUCAAGGUUAUCAACCUCGAGGAUGGUGCACUUUACAGAUUUAGAGUGAAGGCAGUGAAUGCUGCUGGUGAAUCAGAUCCUGCAUAUGUACCAGAGCCCGUUCGAGCGCAAGACAGACUUGAGCCCCCAGAACUUCAACUGGAUUUAGGCAUGCCUCGUGAGAUCAAAGCAAUGGCUGGAACCCAUAUUAAUAUUAUUGCUGGAAUCAAGGGAAUACCUUUCCCUAAAGUCACAUGGAAGAAAAAUGAGGCAGAUGUUCCAACAAGAGCAGAGAUUGAAACCUCUGGAACAGCAACCAAACUAGAGAUGCGUUAUUGCACUCGUGGAGAUUGUGGAGAUUACACACUUACUGUUGAAAAUCCCGCUGGAUCAAAGAUAGCCACAUGCACCGUGCUGGUUCUUGACAAGCCUGGACCAGUUCAGCAUCUCAGAGUAUCUGAUGUCAGAAGUGAUUCUGCUCAGCUGUCUUGGAAAGACCCAGAAGAUAAUGGUGGUACACGAAUCACUAACUUUGUUGUUGAGAAAAAGGAUGCAGCAUCUGCACAAUGGGUGCCAGUCUGCUCAUCAUCCAAAAAACGUAGCAUGAUGGCCAAACACUUGAUUGAGGGAACGUCAUACAUGUUCCGUGUGGCGGCUGAAAAUCAGUUUGGAAGAAGUGAAUAUGUUGAGACACCAAAAGCUAUUAAAGCAAUGAAUCCACUAUUCCCACCUGGUCCACCUAAAGACCUGCAUCAUGUGGAUGCUGACAAAACUGAGGUGUGGCUCCAGUGGAACUGGCCUGAUCGUACAGGAGGAAGUGACAUCACAGGAUUCUUGGUUGAGUACCAAGAAGAAGGUGAAAGGGAUUGGGUAGUUUUUAAGACUGUCAGUAUUCCUGAGUGCCAUGUGACUGGACUGGAAGAAGGAAAGACCUACAGGUUCCGUGUUAAAACAGAGAAUGCAAUUGGUCUAAGUAGACCAGACACCACUGUGCCAGUACUUUGUCAGGAAAAACUAGUACCACCAGUUGUUGAGGUGGAUGUGAAGUUGAUAGAGGGAAUCAUUGUGAAAGCUGGAAGCACUAUUAGAUUGCCUGCCAUUAUGAGAGGCCUUCCGGUUCCCACGGCCAAAUGGGUCAUUGAUGGAGAGGAAAUCAAGAGUGAAGGCAAUAUCAAAAUUGACACUGACAACUUCUCCACUGUUCUAAGCAUUGCCGACUGCACAAGAAAUCACACUGGAAUCUAUAUUCUCACAGUGUCUAACUCAGCAGGAAGUAAGACUGUUUCUCUGAAUGUCACCGUGCUUGAUGUGCCAGCUGCCCCAAUAGGUCCUGUUAAUAUCCUUGAAGUGACUCCUGACUCCAUGGUCAUUGAAUGGCGUCCUCCCAAAGAUGAUGGUGGAAGCCCUGUCAUGAACUAUAUUGUUGAGAAGAGGGAAUCAAAUAAGGAAACUUGGGGAGGAGUAAGUUCUGGCAGCACUUCUACAAGGCUCAAGAUUUCUCGUUUGCAGCAGGGUGUUGAGUAUGUUAUGAGAAUCUGUGCUGAAAAUAAAAUGGGAAUUGGCGCAGCUCUUGAAAGUGCACCAACUGUAGCCCGGCACCAGUUUGAGCCCCCUGGCCAUCCUGGAAAACCAGUUGCAUCUGAUCUUUCUGAAGAUGCCCUCACACUUGGAUGGACAAUGCCUCUCUUCGAUGGUGGUAGUCCAAUCAGUGGGUAUAUUAUUGAGCGAAGGCAUAAAGGAGGCAAAUGGAUUAGAGUGAAUAAAACACCUUGCAAGGACCUUAGAUACCGAGUGCUUGGGCUUUUUGAAAGUAAUGAAUAUGAGUUCAGAGUAUUUGCUGAAAACAUUGCUGGUUUUAGUGGACCAUCACCUAUCUCAGAUCCUGCCAAACCUUGCAGACCAUUUACUGUUCCAGGACCUCCAGUUAACCCUAAGGUAAAGGACUACAGUUGCACAUAUGCUGACUUGGUCUGGAUCAGACCCACAAGAGAUGGAGGCAGUCCAGUCAUAGGGUAUAUUGUUGAAUACCAGAAGGGAGGUGCUGAGUGGGAGAAAGUCAAUAAGGAUGAUCUGAUUAAACAGUGUGCUUAUAGAGUAAAGGGACUGACAGAAGGCACAGAAUACAGGUUCCGUGUUAAAGCUGUCAACAUGAUUGGAGAAGGUGAGACCAGGGAAAUCCCAGAGUCAGUUAUAGCUAAGGAUAUUGUCAUUCCUCCGGAAAUUGAAAUGGAUGCCACAUGCCGUGACCGUUUGACUGUUCGUGUUGGGCAUAACAUUAAUGUUGUAGCAUAUGUGAAAGCAAGACCUGAUCCAGAAAUCACUUGGAGUAAAGGUGAAAAUGUUUUGGAAAGGGACAAGCGCAUCACUCUGACAAACAACUUCCCAGUACUGCAAAUGCGUAUCAAGGAAGCGACCAGAGCAGAUCAUGGAAAGUAUACAUUAAAGGCUGUUAAUGAAGCUGGAGAGGCCUCAGCUACUAUUACAGUAAAUGUUCUGGAUAGACCGGGGCACUGCCAAAAUCUUAAGUUGACCUAUGUAACUAAAAACUCUUGCAUGGUGUCCUGGGAUGCACCAGAGGAUAACGGAGGCACUGAGAUAACUAAUUACAUUGUGGAAUGUCGGGAGCCAAGUAUACGAGCCUGGUCAAUGAUCUCAUCUGACUGCACAAAUCGCAUGGUAAAAGCUAAGCUCAUGGAAAAUCAUGAGUAUUUAUUCCGUGUGUCUGCCGAGAACAAGUGUGGUCCUGGGCCAGCAACAGAGACCAAAACUCCCAUCCUAGCAAUUGACCCACUUCAGAAGCCAGGUGAGCCAGAGAACUUCCACGUCAGUGAUAUUGGUAAAAACUUUGUUUUCCUUAAAUGGAGAAAACCAGAUUAUGAUGGUGGCAGUCCUAACCUGGGCUACUAUUUGGAGAAAAAAGCAAAGGAUGCUGAAGAGUGGGAGAAGGCACAUGAAGGAGUCCUGAAAGAGACAUUCUUUAUGGUAGACAAAUGUGUUGAGAACCACACCUAUCAAUUUAGAGUCCAGUCAACAAAUGAUGGAGGAGAAAGCGCCUGGGUUAGGACAUCUGAUAUUCUUGUCAAAGAAGAAGUUCAGAAACCAGUUCUUGACCUGAAAUUUGUUGGUACUGUUGUGGUCAAAGCUGGAGAAUCAGUUAGACUUGAAGCUGGACUUAGAGGAAAACCACAGCCUGAGGUUACCUGGGUGAAGGAAAAGGCUACAGGCGAUAACCCAAGGAUUAGCAUUGACACUGGACAUGAUUACUCCAAAUUCCUCCUUACUAAAACCAAGCGUAGUGAUACUGGUAAAUAUGUAGUCAAUGCUACAAACUCAGCAGGAUCAUUCACAGCAUAUGCCAAUGUUGCAGUUUUGGAUACACCAGGACCUGUCAGAGAUUUGAAGGUUUCUGGCAUUUCCACAGACAAGUGCAGAGUGGUAUGGGAUCCUCCAGAGGAUGAUGGUGGUUGUGAGGUAGACAGCUAUAUUCUAGAGAAAUGUGAGACAAGAAGAAUGGUCUGGUCAACUUACUCUGCCUCUGUUGUCACCAAUUACUGUAAUGUAACACGUCUUGUUGAAGGUAAUGAAUACAUAUUCAGGGUCAGAGCAGAAAACAAGAUGGGAACUGGUCCACCAAUGGAGAGCAAGCCUAUUACUGCUAAAACACAAUACAACAGGCCUGGUCCACCUGAUGCACCUGAGGUAACCAAAAUUGGUAAAGAUGAGAUGACUGUGGUAUGGGCUCCUCCUGAAAAUGAUGGUGGAAAGUCUAUCACUGGUUACAUUCUGGAGAGAAAAGAAAAGCGGGCCGUUCGGUGGGUCCCUGUCACAAAGAGCCCUAUCUCUGAGAGGCGUAUGAAGGUCACCAAUCUGAUCCCUAACCAUGAUUAUCAAUUCCGUGUCAAAGCUGAAAAUGAAGUAGGAUUGGGAGAACCAAGCAAACCAUCCAGACCCAUCACUGCAAAAGAUCCAAUUGAGCCCCCUGGUCCUCCUGGCAGCCUUAAAGUAGUUGACAGCACAAAGACAUCCAUUACACUUGGCUGGGCGAAGCCUGUGUAUGAUGGUGGCGCUCCAAUUAUUGGAUAUCUGGUUGAAAUGAGGGAUAAAGUGCAAAUGGAAGGUGAAAAAGAGAGAGAUCCAGAGGAAGGCUGGAAGAAAUGUAAUACUGCUGGACAGCUUGUCAUAACUGAAUUUACACUGAUUAACUUGGAUGAGAGACAGGAAUAUGAAUUCCGGGUGUCUGCUCAAAACCAAGUUGGCAUGGGCCGUCCUGCAAACCUCAAGGAUGCUGUAUCACCAAAGGAGAUCCAUGAACCUCCAGAGAUUGAUCUUGAUGCCUGUCUAAGAAAAGGCCUUAGCGUAAGAGCAGGAUGUCCUAUCAGACUUUUUGCAACAAUUAGAGGAAGGCCAGCACCUAAAGUGACUUGGAAGCGCAUGGGUGUUGACAAUGUCAUUAGGAGGGGCCAUGUGGAUCAGAUUGAUACAAUGACCUUCCUUGUGAUUCCUGAGUGCUCACGUGAAGACUCUGGCAGAUAUUCUUUGACUCUUUCCAACGCCUCUGGAGAAAAGGCUGUAUUUGUUCGUGUUAAAGUCUUAGAUACUCCUGGUCCCGUUGGUGGACUGGAGGCAUCUGACAUCACCAAGACAACCUGCCAGCUUGCAUGGUUGCCUCCAGAAAAUGAUGGUGGUAGCCCAAUCCUAAACUAUGUUGUUGAGAAGCGUGAGGUUGAUAGGAAGACAUGGACAAAUUGCACAAAUGACUUGAAGAAGACAAGCUUCAAAAUCACAAAUCUUACGCCAGGAAUAGAAUACUACUUUCGGGUCAUGGCAGUUAACAAGUAUGGCAUUGGGUUGCCUCAAGACUCUCCAAAAUCCUACCUGGCUACAGAUCCCAAGAGUGAGCCUGAUCCUCCAAAGAAGAUGGAUGUAUUAGAAAUUACUAAAAACAGUGCAACUCUAGGGUGGCUGAAGCCACUUAGAGAUGGUGGAUCUAAGAUUAAUGGCUACGUUGUUGAAUACCAGCAGGAUGGUCAACCUGAGGACAAGUGGACAUUAUACUCUGUUGUGAAAGACUUGACAAUUGUUGUAGCUGGACUGAAAGAAAACACUAAGUACAGAUUCAGGGUUGCUGCAAGAAAUGCAAUAGGAUGCAGUUUGGCAAGAGAGGCUGAGGGCAUAUUUGAGGUCAAAGAACAGCUGAUGGCACCAAAGAUCAUCAUGUCUGAUGUGGUUACAGCAAGAGCAGGAUCUAAACUUGUAGUUGAGGCUCUUGUGUCUGGGAAGCCUGCUCCAGUCACAAAGUGGAAAAGAGGAAAUGAUGACAUGGUUACAUCAGAUCGUCUCUUCAUACAAAAAACACCAACCACAAGUUCACUUUUGAUCAAAGAUGUCACAAGGAAGGAUAGUGGUUAUUACAGUCUGUCUGCUGUAAACAGCAACGCAAAGGUCAACCAGAUCCUCAGAAUAAUCAUUCAGGACAUCCCUGGUCCUCCACAAGGUCCUCUACAAAUUCUGGAGUUUGACAUGGAUUCCUGCACACUUGCAUGGGAUUCACCUGCUGAAGAUGGUGGCAGUAAUAUCACAAACUACAUUGUUGAGAAGUGUGAUGUGAGCAGAGGUGACUGGGUCACUGCUGCAUCUUGCACCAAGACCAGCUGCAGAGUUGGAAAGCUUACAGCUGGCAAAGAGUAUGGCUUCCGUGUCCGUGCUGAAAACCGUUUUGGCAUUUCAGAACCAAUUUACUCUGAGAAAAUGAUUGCUAGACAUCCAUUUGAUCCACCCAGUGAGCCAAGGAACUGUUGUGUCAACAAAAUCAACAAGGAAUCUGUUGUGUUGUCAUGGGAGAGACCAGUGAACGAUGGCGGCUCUCCCAUCGCUGGAUAUUGCAUUGAGCGCAAAGAAAGAAAUAGCCUCCUGUGGGUCAAGGCAAAUGAGGUCCUUGUUCGCUCAACUGAAUAUACAUGCUCUGGCCUCAUUGAUGGUCUGGAGUACACAUUCAGAGUGUCUGCUGUCAACAAGGCGGGACAAGGCAAACCAAGCAAGCAGACAGACUUUAUCACUGCAAGAACUCCAGUUGAUCCACCUGGAAAACCCCAAGUUCUUGAUGUGACCAGAAAUUCUGUCUCUCUUGUCUGGAGCCGUCCAAAACAUGAUGGUGGAAGUAAACUCAUUGGUUAUUAUGUUGAAUCUCUGAAACUUCCAGGUGACAAAUGGGUGCGUGUUAACACAAGCAGUCAAAAUGUACCAAAGGAAGAGUACACUGUUCCUGGACUUGAGGAGGGAGCCCAAUACAAGUUCAGAAUAAUUGCAAAGACAGCAAUUAAUGUCAGUCUGCCCUCAGAGGAAUCUGAUGCUAUCGCAGUUAUUGCAGAGCAUGUUCCACCUAGAGUUGAGAUUAGUCUUGAAUUGAAGAACUUAAUUGUUGUCAAAGCUGGAGCAAAUGUCUGCUUGGAGGCUGAAGUUUUUGGCAAACCAUUGCCAAAGGUCUCUUGGAAGAGAGAUGGUGUUCCUUUGAAAUUGACUGAAGGUAUGAAAAUGACUCAGAAGGUGCAUCGUUUCUGCUUGGAACUGUUCUCUGUGACAAGAAAGGAAUCUGGCGAGUACACCAUUACUGCUGAGAAUCCAAGUGGCACAAAGACUGGCAACAUUAAAUUAAAGGUUCUAGACAAACCUGGACCCCCAGCAUCAGUGAAGAUAAGCCAUGUUUUUGCCGAUCGGGUGAAACUGAGGUGGGAGCCACCUCUUGCCGAUGGUGGUUCUGAAAUCACAAAUUACAUUAUUGACAAACGAGAAACAAGCAGAGCUAACUGGGCACAAGUUACUGCUAACAUCAAUGGCCAUAUAACAGACUGUUCUGUGGAGAAACUGAUUGAAGGCCAUGAAUACGAGUUCCGCAUCAGUGCUGAGAACAAGUAUGGUGUUGGAGACCCAAUUGUGACUAACUCUGUGAUUGCCAAGAAUCCAUUUGACGUCCCAGGACCAUGUGAACCUCCAGUUAUUACCAAUAUCACCAGGGAUCACAUGACUGUUAGUUGGAAGGCCCCUGUUGAUGAUGGCAAGGCCACCAUUCUUGGAUACAUGGUUGAGAAGCGUGAAACUCAAGACCUCAAUUGGGCUAAAGUGAACAGAAGACCAGUUAUUGACAGAUCUAUUAAAGCUGUAGGCCUCACAGAAGGAUCAGAGUAUGAAUUCAGAGUCAUUGCACUCAAUAAAGCUGGUCUUGGCAAACCAAGUGAUCCAUCAGCUGGUGUUCUUGCAGUAGACCCAGUGUAUCCUCCUGGACCACCUGCUUUUCCAAAGGUUGUUGAUUCUACACACAGUUCAAUUAGUUUGUCCUGGACCAAGCCCGCCUAUGACGGUGGAUGUGAAAUUCUGGGCUACCUCGUUGAGUUCAAGAGGGCAGAUGCAGAAGACUGGCUGAAGUGCAAUGUGCCAAAGAAUCUCCAGGCAACAAAAUUUAAUGUUACUGGUCUUAUGGAUAACACUGAGUACCAGUUCCGUGUUACUGCUGUAAACAAGAUUGGAUUUGGUGAGCCAAGUGAAGUUCCUGGAAAACACAUGGCAAAGGAUAUCCUAAUUGCCCCUGAGGCUGAACUUGAUGCAGAUCUUAGAAAAGCACUAGUUUUACGUGCUGGAGUCACAAUGAGAAUUUAUGUACCUCUGAGAGGACGUCCUGCUCCAAAGGCAACAUGGACUAAGGUCAAUGCAAACUUGAAAGAAAGACAAGGUCUCAUGAUCACGACAACUGAAUGGGAUACCUUCCUUUAUUGUGAGGAUAUAAACAGAUAUGAUGCUGGCAAAUAUGUCCUAACUCUUGAAAACAGUAGUGGUACCAAGUCAUAUACCAUUGUUGUCAAAGUACUAGACACACCUGGACCACCAGUCAAUCUGAUUGUUAAGGAGACCUCAAAGGACCAUGCAUCUAUCACUUGGGAUGCCCCGUUAAUUGAUGGUGGUAGUCCCGUUAAGAGCUAUGUUGUUGAAAAACGUCUGGCUGAGAGAAAGGCUUGGACUUGUGUUGCUCCUGAAUGUCCCAAGACAUCUUUCAGGAUUACUAAUCUCGAAUCUGGUAAAGCUUACUGCUUCAGAGUCUCAGCUGAAAACAUAUAUGGUAUCGGUGAUGGUUGUGAGACAGCUGGACCAGUCAAAGCCUCAGAGCAACCUGGACCAGUUACAGAUUUUAAACCCUCAGAGAUCAGCAAGAAUUCUUGCACUGUUGGCUGGAAGAAACCAAUCAGUGAUGGUGGAAGCCAUAUUGUUGCAUAUGUUCUAGAGAUAUGUGAAGGGGAAGACAAAUGGAAGUUGCUAAUGAAGUCUAAACUCACCCAGUACACAAUGACUGACCUUGUAGAAGGAAAGGAGUACCACUUUAGAGUCAAAGCCAUUAAUGAAGCAGCUGAAGGACCACCAUCUGAGCUCACCAUCUUGGCUAAAGAUCAAAUAGUCCUUCCAGACUGUAAUCUUAAAGGUUUGCCAGAUUCUACCUAUGUAGCAAAGGAAGGAAGCACUGUUCGUCUUAAUAUCCCUAUUAGUGGAAUCCCUGCUCCUGCAGUCACAUGGAAAAAGGGUGACGUUACUUUAUCAGACAGUGGUAGGAUCUCAGUUGAAUCAACGGCAACAAACACAGUCUUGCUGAUUCGUGAUUGCAAUAGAAGUGAUGCUGGCAAAUUCACUAUGAUUUUGAGAAACAGCGCUGGAACAAAGGAAUCAGCUAUUGACAUUAAAGUUGUUGGAAAGCCUGGAAUUUGCACCGGUCCCAUCAAAUUUGAUGAAAUCACAGCUGAAGCGAUUACUGUAGAAUGGGGUCCACCCAAAGAUGAUGGUGGAUCUGAAGUUACAAACUAUUUUUUGGAGAAGAGGCAUUCUACUGCUAACAAGUGGGUCACAGUUGCUUCUGCAAUUCAGAAGAACUCUAUGAGAGUUACAAGACUUCAUGAUGGAACAGAAUACAUUUUCAGAGUUUGUGCUGAAAAUAAAUAUGGAGUUGGAGAGUUCCUCAAAUCUGAUCCAGUAGUUGCUAAACAUCCAUUCAAUGCACCAGGGGCUCCAGCACCACCUGAGGUUGUGAGCAUUCGUCAUGAGUCUGCUAUCCUAACAUGGUCUGAUCCAAAAGAUACCGGAGGUUCACCCAUCACAGGAUAUUACGUGGAAUUCAAAGACAGAAAUAGCUUGAUGUGGAAGAGAGCCAGCAAGACACCUUUGAGAGUGAAAGAAUGCAGAGUAACUGGUUUGGUUGAAGGCCUGGAAUAUGAAUUUAGGGUCAUAGCUAUGAAUAUAGCUGGACUUGGAAAGCCAAGCAAAACAACUGAAUCACUUGUUGCUCUUGAUCCAAUUGAUCCACCUGGCAAACCUGAUGUGAUCAGUGUUACACGAAACAGUGUAACACUUGUUUGGUCUGCACCCAAGUAUGAUGGUGGCCACAGACUAACCGGCUAUAUUGUAGAGAAAUUAGUGUAUCCUGGAAAGACCUGGAUGAAGGCCAACCAUGUGAAUGUCCAAAGCUGUGCAUACACUGUAACAGACCUACAGGAAGGCUGUACUUGUGAAUUCAGAAUUAGGGCUAAAAAUGCAGCUGGAGCUAUCAGUGCUCCCUCAGAGGCAACUGAGCCUCUUGUCUGCAAAGAUGAAUAUGAACCACCAACUAUCACAAUUGACCCUGAAAUGAAGGAUGGAGUGACUGUGAGGGCUGGAGAAACAAUUGUCAUCACGGCAUCAAGCAUUCUUGGCAAACCACCUCCUACAGCUGUGUGGUCUAAGGGUGGAAGAGAAUUCAAGACCUCAGAUAUUGUCCAAAUUACAAGCACUCCCACAUCUUCAACACUGUCAAUCAAGUAUGCCAGCCGAAAGAACACUGGAGAGUACACUAUUACCGCAAGUAAUCCAUUUGGUAUCAAGGAAGAGAAAGUUAAAGUGAAAAUCCUGGAUGUGCCUGGACCUCCAGGUCCUAUUGAAGCCAGCAGUGUCUCUGCUGAAAAAUGCACAUUGACAUGGUUGCCACCAGAAGAAGAUGGUGGCUGCAGUAUCAAAUCAUAUAUAUUAGAAAAGAGAGAAACCAGCCGCCUACUCUGGACAAAGCUUGCCGAAGAUGUUAUGGAUUGCCGCUACGUUGCCAGCAAGCUGAUAAAGGGAAAUGAAUACAUAUUCCGUGUUUUAGCUGUCAAUCAGUAUGGUAUUGGUGAUGCAACACAGUCUGGACCAGUUAAAAUGGUUGAUAGCUUUGGACCUCCUGGGCCACCUUCAAAACCAGAAAUUGAUAAUGUCAGUAAAAAUGCAGUAACAAUUUCCUGGAAGAGACCAAUUGUAGAUGGAGGAAGUGACAUUAGAGGAUAUAGUGUUGAAAGAAAAGAGAGAAGAGGAAUGAGAUGGGUCAGAGCUUCAAAAAAGACCAUUUCUGAUCUACGUUACAAGGUCUCAGGCCUGUCAGAGGAUAUUGAAUAUGAAUUCCGUGUAACUGCAGAGAAUAAGGCUGGUUUUGGCGAGCCCAGUGAGCCAUCACAACCUGUAAUGACAAAGGAUAUUUCAUAUCCACCAGGACCUCCAUCCAACCCACGGAUUUCUGACACCACCAAAACAACAGCAACAUUUAACUGGGGUAGACCCUUCUAUGAUGGUGGACUUGAUGUGAAAGGAUACAUUGUUGAACAUAAAAAGGAAGGUGAUGAUGACUGGGUUCAAGACACAACUACUCCAUUGAGAAUAACAGAAUUUGUAGUUUCAAAUCUACAAUCAGGAGGAAAAUAUCACUUCAGAGUCAGGGCACUGAAUUCAGAAGGACUUGGUGAACCUUCUGAAGUAGAGCAAGUUGUUGAACUAGUGGAUCGAGAGGAGGUACCUGAAUUUGAACUUGAUGCAGAGUUGAGAAGAACACUUGUUGUUAAGUCAGGUGCUUCAAUCCGCAUAUUUGUGCCAAUCAAGGGCAGGCCAACUCCAGAUGUAACAUGGCAUAAGGAAGAUGUACCGCUUAAAGGCCGUGCUCACAUUGACACUACUGAAUCAUACACUCUAGUAGUCAUCCCUGAGUGUACAAGAUAUGAUGCUGGGAAGUAUGUCCUAACAUUGGAAAAUGUUGCUGGAAAAAAGUCUGGAUUUGUCAAUGUUCGUGUUGUGGACACCCCAGGACCUCCAGUAAAUUUGAAACCAAGUGAAAUCACAAAGAGUAGCAUUACUUUACAAUGGGAGAUUCCAAUCAUUGAUGGUGGUUCAAAGAUUACAAAUUAUAUUAUUGAGAAGCGGGAUGCAACACGAAAGGCUUACUCAACUAUUACAGCAAACUGGCAGAAAUGCUCGUACAAGAUUCCAGACUUGGAAGAGGGCGCUGAAUAUUACUUUAGAGUUUCUGCUGAGAAUGAAAGGGGCAUCGGUGAGCCAGCAGAGACACCUGAACCAAUAAGAGCUUCUCAGGCCCCUUCUGCACCAGAUAAUCUGAUUGUUUCAGAUUUUUCCAAGGACACAGCAACUCUUGCAUGGACAAAACCAAAAUAUGAUGGUGGUAGUCGAAUCACUGGCUAUGUGAUAGAGGCUCAACUGAAAGAUUCUGAUCAGUGGACACAUGUGACAACAAUAAAAGCUUUGGACUACACUGCAACAGAAUUGGUGGAAAAUGCAGAAUAUGUGUUCCGCAUCUUUGCUGUAAACAGCUCAGGCAGGAGUGAACCUCGUGAAAGUCGACCAGUUGUAAUCAAGGAGCAAACCACUGGUCCAGAAUUUGACCUCAGAGGUGUAUAUCAGAAGAUGGUGGUAGCUAAAGCAGGUGAUAAUCUUAAAGUUGAGAUCCCUGUUCUGGGUCGUCCGAGACCACUUGUUGUAUGGAAGAAAGAAGAUCAGGAACUUAAACAGACACAGAGAAUAAACAUCGAAAAUACUACAACUUCUACAAUUCUCAACAUUAAUGAAAUUAAGAGAAAAGACGGAGGACAGUAUUCAAUGAUAGGAAAGAACAUCUUAGGAACUGUGACUGAAAUCAUUACUGUUCAAGUACAUGAUAUUCCAGGACCUCCAACUGGACCAAUAAAAUUGGAUGAGGUUUCUUGUGACUAUGUGAUAAUAUCAUGGGAAGCUCCAGAAAAUGAUGGAGGAGUUCCUAUUAAUAACUACAUUGUUGAAAUGCGUGAGACAACUGGCACAUCCUGGGUGGAACUGGCAGCAACCGUUAUUCGCACAACAUUUAAAGCCGCACGGCUUACAACUGGUAUUGAAUAUCAAUUCCGUGUAAAAGCUCAGAACAGAUAUGGUGUUGGACCCUACAUAACAUCAGCACCAGUGGUGGCUGCUUAUCCAUUUGAUGUUCCAGGACAGCCUGGAAUUCCACAAGUAGUUGCCUUCACCAAGGAUUCAAUGACAAUCAGCUGGAAUGAACCUUCUUCAGAUGGAGGUAGCCCAAUUUUAGGAUACCACAUUGAAAGGAAAGAGAAGAACAGCAUACUCUGGCAGAGGAUCAGCAAAGCUCUAGUUGUUGGCAAUAUGUUUAAAUCGCCAGGUCUGAUUGAUGGUAUUGCAUAUGAAUUCCGUGUUAUUGCAGAAAAUAUGGCUGGUCUCAGCAAACCAAGCAAGCCAUCUGAGAUGACAUAUGCACUUGAUCCUGUAGACCCCCCAAGUCAACCAGUGGCACUUAACGUAACUAGACAUGAAGUUACUCUUCAAUGGACAAAGCCAGAGGGUGAUGGUGGUUUCUCAAUAACUGGAUAUACAGUUGAAAAAAGAGAGCUGCCUAAUGGUCGCUGGCUGAAAGCCAACUUCAGCAACAUUCUUGAAACAAACUUCACUGUAAGUGGUCUCACAGAAGAUGCUUCUUAUGAAUUCCGUGUAUUAGCAAGGAACUCAGCUGGAGCUGUCAGCAAACCAUCUAAACCUUCAGAGGUCAUUGUCUGCAGAGAUGACAUCGAAGAGCCAAAAAUCGAUGCUGAUGCAAGUUUCAGUAGCGCUGUGGUUGUUAAAGCAGGAGAUGUCUUCAAGCUAGAUGCACGUGUUACAGGUCGCCCAAUUCCAUCCUUGGUUUGGACUAAAGAUGGCAAGGAGCUUGAAGACACUGGAAAACUAGAGAUCAAAACAUCAGAUUUCUAUACUUGUUUGAUUAACAAAGAUUCUUUACGUAAAGAUGGUGGUGCAUACACUCUAACUGCUAGCAAUCCGGGAGGAUUUGCCAAAUUUGUCUUCAAUGUUAAAGUUCUUGACAGACCUGGCCCACCUGAAGGACCACUGCAUGUCACAGACAUGACAACAGAGAAAUGUAUUCUGUCAUGGCUGCCACCACUUCAUGAUGGAGGAGGAAAGAUUGAAUAUUACAUCAUUCAGAGACGUGAAACAAGUAGACUUACAUGGACAAAUGUAGCCACAGAUUUACAAGUAACCCGCUAUAAGGUUACCAAAUUGCUGAAAGGAAAUGAAUAUAUAUUCAGAGUCAUGGCUGUGAACAAAUAUGGAGUUGGAGAACCUCUUGAAUCUGAGCCUGCUGUUGCCACUAAUCCAUAUGUGCCUUCUGAUCCUCCACAGGCACCAGAAGUAACUGCUAUAACAAAAGAUUCAAUGGUAGUUUGUUGGGGACAUCCUGAACACAAUGGUGGAAGUAGUAUAAAUACCUACAUCAUUGAGAGGAGAGACAAAACUGGUCUUCGUUGGGUAAAAUGCAAUAAAAGGACUGUUACUGAUCUGCGCUUCAAAGUUUCAGGACUAACACCUGGUCAUGAGUAUGAAUAUAGAAUCCUAGCUGAAAAUGCUGCUGGCUUAAGUGCUCCAAGCCCUUCAAGUCCAUUCUACAAAGCAUGUGACACAAUUUUCCAACCUGGACCCCCUGGAAAUCCUAGGGUUUUGGAUACAACUAAGUCAUCCAUUACUAUUGCUUGGAAUAAACCAGUUUAUGAUGGUGGUUCGGAUAUCACAGGUUAUAUUGUUGAAACAUGCCUGCCAGAGGAAGAUGAAUGGACAAUUGUCACUCCAAAGGCUGGGCUAACAGCAACAUCAUUCACCAUAACCAACCUUACUGAAAACCAAGAAUAUAAGAUAAAUAUUUCAGCUCUUAACUGUGAAGGUGUUGGAGAGCCAGCCUCUGUGCCUGGUUCACCUAAAGCUGAAGACCGAUUCCUUCCACCUGAAAUUGAGCUUGACUCAGACCUUCGCAAAGUAGUGAACAUAAGAGCAUGCAGUACCUUACGAUUAUUUGUGCCAAUUAAAGGAAGACCUGCACCAGAAGUCAGAUGGUCAAGGGAAACAGGUGAACCCCUUGAUAGAGCAUCUAUUGAAAUUACAUCAUCCUUCACCACAUUGGUUAUUGAGAAUGUAAAUAGAUUUGAUGGUGGAAAAUAUAUGCUAACUGUGGAAAACAGUUCAGGAGCUAAAACGGCGUUUGUUAAUGUCCGAGUUCUUGACACUCCUGAUGCACCACAAAACCUUACAAUCAAGGAAAUCACAAAAGAUUCUGCUUCCCUCAUCUGGGAUCCUCCAGUCAUUGAUGGUGGAUCAAGAAUCAGGCAUUAUAUUGUUGAAAAACGUGAAUCUACACGAAAAGCAUACUCCAUUGUUAAUGCCUCCUGUCCCAAGACAAGUUGUAGAAUUGGAGACUUACAGGAAGGAAGCAUGUAUUUCUUCAGAAUUUUGGCUGAAAAUGAGUAUGGUGUUGGUCUUCCAGUAGAGACCACAGAAGCUAUAAAAAUCUCUGAGAGACCUCUUCCUCCUGGAAAAGUGACUUUGAAAGAAGUAACUGGCAACAGUGUAACACUUUCUUGGGAGAAGCCAGACCAUGAUGGAGGAAGCAGAAUUACAGGUUAUAUUGUUGAAAUGCAAGGGAAAAACAGUGAAAAAUGGACACAAGUAAUGACUGUUAAAGCAACAGAGGCAGUUGUUGUUGGCCUAACACAAGGUGAAGAAUACUCCUUCCGUAUUUCAGCAACUAAUGAAAAGGGAACCAGUGAUCCACGUCCACUUAAUGUCCCUGUGGUUGCUAUGGAUGUUGUUAUUGCUCCUGCCUUCAAACUGUUGUUCAGCACAUUCAGUGUUUUGGCAGGUGAUGAUCUGAAAAUUGAUGUGCCUUAUGUUGCUCAGCCCAAGGCAGCAGUUACCUGGCAAAAAGAUGGCAUUGCUCUGAAAGAGACAACAAGAGUAAACUCUGAAGUAGCAGAGAAACACCUUUACCUUGUGAUUAGAGAGGCAACACGGGAUGAUGUGGGCAAAUAUACUAUUAAACUGACAAACUCAGCUGGUGAAGCUACAGCAGACCUCAGUGUUAUAGUACUUGAUAAACCUGGACCACCAACUGGCCCAAUCAAAAUAGAGGAGGUAACUGCAGACAGUGCUACAUUAUCAUGGCAGCCUCCAGAGUAUGAAGGAGGCUGUAGCAUUAAUAACUAUAUUGUGGAAAAACGAGACACAUCUACCACCAACUGGCAGAUUGUAUCUGCAACAGUAGCAAGAACAACAACUAAAGCUGCAAGAUUGAAGACUGGCUGUGAAUAUCAAUUUAGGAUUGCUGCUGAAAAUAGAUACGGAAAGAGUUCAGUUCUUUUGUCUGAGCCAGUUGUUGCACAAUAUCCGUUUGAGGUCCCAAAUCCACCAGGAACUCCAACUGUUCAGUCUGCUACUAAAGAAAACAUGGUUAUUGUGUGGAACAAACCCAGUAGUGAUGGUGGAAGCAAGAUUUUGGGAUAUCACGUUGAGAGUAAGGAAAGAAACAGCUUGCUGUGGGUAAAACAAAACAAAACGCUCAUUCCAGACACAAGAUUUAAGAUAGGUGGGCUUGAAGAAGGCAUUGAAUAUGAAUUUAGGGUUUAUGCUGAGAAUAUAGUUGGUCUGAGCAAAGCAAGCAAAAUAUCAGAAAUCCAGGUGGCUAGAGAUCCAUGUGACCCUCCAGGCAAACCUGAAGCAGUGAUUGUCACAAGAAGCUCUGUAACACUCAGGUGGACACCACCACAGUUUGAUGGCGGCAGCAAGAUUACUGGAUAUGUCAUUGAGAAAAAAGAAUUGCCUAAUGGCCGAUGGAUGAAAGCCUCUUUUACGAAUAUCAUUGAGACCGAAUUUGUUGUCAGUGGCUUGGUAGAGGAGCAGCAGUAUGAAUUCCGUGUUAUUGCAAGAAAUGCUGCUGGUGUGUCUAGUGCACCAUCAGACAGUACUGGUGCAAUCACAGCAAAGGAUGAAGUUGAUCCACCCCAAAUUGACUUAGAUGCCAAAUAUUCCCAAACGAUUGUUGUUAAUGCUGGAGAAUCAUUCAAAGUAGAUGCAGGGAUACUUGGCAAACCUAUUCCUUCAGUUCACUGGAUAAAAGCUGGCGAAGAACUUACAAAUACUGCAAGACUUGAGAUAAAGAAUACUGACUUCACAACUACUCUUAGUGUGAAGGAGGCAAUCCGUGUCGAUGGAGGCCAGUAUACCCUGGUACUGAAAAACGUUGGUGGGGAGAGAUCAGUAAUUGUCAAUGUCAAGGUUCUGGACAGACCUGGGCCUCCAGAUGGCCCAAUUUCAAUCUAUGGUGUUACCAGCGAAAAGUGCUGCAUUUCCUGGAAAACUCCAUUGCAUGAUGGAGGUGCGGAGGUGUCUCAUUACAUUGUGGAAAGAAGAGAGACCAGCCGAUUAGUUUGGACUGUUGUGGAAUCUAAGGUACAAACCCUCAAUCUUAAAAUUACAAAACUCCUUCCUGGAAAUGAGUAUAUUUUCAGAGUGAUACCUGUAAAUAAAUAUGGAAUUGGUGAGCCUUUGGAAUCUGAUCCAGUGAUUGCAGCAAAUCCAUUUGUCCCACCUUAUGCACCAAGUAAUGUUGAAGUGUCAAAUAUAACAAAGGAUUCCAUGGUUAUAACAUGGGAAAGACCCACUAAUGAUGGCGGCAAUGCAAUUACAGGAUACAUUGUUGAAAAGAGAGACAAAGAAGGCGUUAGGUGGACAAGAUGCAACAAACGUGUAGUGAGUGAACUACGCUUUAGAGUAACAGGACUUCUUGAAAACAGAAGUUAUGAAUUCCGUGUGUCUGCUGAGAAUGCAGCUGGAGUUGGUAAACCAAGUCCACCCACACUGUACUUCAAGGCAGUGGAUCCAGUCUUUAAGCCUGGUCCACCAAACAACCCCAAGGUAAUUUAUGUCUCAAGAGCAUCUGUUGUUCUGCAUUGGGGUAAGCCGAUUUAUGAUGGUGGGUGUGAAAUUCAGAGUUAUAUUGUUGAGGCAUGUGAAGUCACUUCCGAUGAAUGGAUGAUGUGUACACCACCCUCUGGAAUAACAGAGACCAGAUUUGAGGUUAAAAAACUGCUUGAAAAGCACGAGUACAAAUUCAGAAUCUGUGCCGUAAAUAAGGUUGGUGUGGGAGAAACUGCUGAUAUCCCAGGAACCAUUAUCAUAGAGGAUAAACUUGAGGCACCAGAUAUUGACAUUGAUGCUGACCUGAGAAAGAUGAUAACUGUCAGGGCUGGAGGCUCUCUCAGAUUGUUUGUUCCUAUUCGUGGAAGGCCAACUCCUGAAGUCAAGUGGGGAAAGGCUGAAGGUGAAAUCAAUGAGGCAGCUCAAAUUGAUAUUACAAGCAGUUUCACCUCACUUAUAAUUGAAAAUGUUAAUAGAUUUGACAGUGGAAAAUACACUUUAACUCUGGAAAAUGCCAGUGGAACAAAAUCUGCAUUUAUUAGUGUCAGAGUAUUAGAUACUCCUGAUGCACCUGCAAACUUCCGUGUGAAGGAAAUAACAAAGAAUUCAGUCACUCUUACCUGGGAGCCACCUUUGCUGGAUGGUGGAGCUAAAAUUAAAAACUACAUUGUUGAAAAACGAGAGAGUACAAGAAAGGUAUACUCUGCUGUUGCUACCUGCAACAAGAUGACAUGGAAAAUUGAACCACUCCAAGAGGGAAGCAACUUUUUCUUCAGGGUUCUUGCUGAAAAUGAAAAUGGUAUUGGAUUGCCUGCAGAGACUCAAGAUCCAAUAAAAAUAUCAGAGGUGCCACAACCCCCUGGUAAAGUUUCUGUAAUAGAUGUUACACGAAAGAGUGUUUCUCUCAAAUGGGAAAAACCAGAGCAUGAUGGAGGCAGCAGAAUUACUCAUUAUGAAGUUGAAAUGCAAGCAAAAGAUCAAGAUAAAUGGUCUCUUUGUGCUCAAGUAAAAUCUCUUGACACUGUAGUAACUAAUUUAGCACAAGGUGGGGAGUACAAUUUCAGAGUUAUUGCCGUCAAUGACAAGGGAAAGAGUGAUCCCAGACCCUUGGCAAACACUGUUGUUGCAAAGGACCUUGCUAUUCAGCCUUCAGUAAGAACGAAACUUAGCACUUACGAUGUACAGGUUGGAAAUGAUUUGAAAAUUGAAGCCCGAAUUGCUGGUCAUCCAAAACCAACCAUUACAUGGACUAAAGAUGGUUCAGCUCUGAAACAGACCACAAGAGUAAAUGUUGCUGACACUGCACAUCAUACCACUCUUACCAUCAAAGAUGCAACAAGAGAAGAUGGUGGUAUGUAUAACAUUGCUGUGGCUAAUGUACUUGGACAAGCAGAAGCCACUGUUGAAAUAAUCAUACUUGAAAAGCCUGGCCCACCAACAGGCCCAGUCAAGAUUGAUGAAGUGAGUGCAGAGAGCAUUACACUAUCUUGGGACCCACCAACAUACACUGGAGGCUGCCAGAUUUCAAAUUAUAUUGUCCAAAAGAGAGACACCACCACCACUAACUGGGUAGUUGUUUCUGCCACAGUAGCAAGAACCACACUUAAAGUUGGUAAUUUAAAAACUGGAGCUGAAUACCAGUUUAGAAUUUUUGCUGAGAAUAGGUAUGGUAAAAGCUAUGGCAUUGACUCAGAUCCAGUUCUUGCCCAGUAUCCUUUCAAGGAGCCUGGGCCUCCAGGAACUCCAUUUGUGUCUGCAUUCACAAAAGAGUCUAUGGUUGUUGAAUGGCACAAACCAGUCUCAGAUGGUGGAAGUGCUAUUCUAGGAUAUCAUCUAGAGAGAAAGGAGAAAAAUAGCAUUCUUUGGACAAAGAUCAAUAAAAUACUAAUUCAAGACACCAGACUUAAAACAUCUCCUUUGGAAGAGGGCAUUGAAUAUGAAUUCAGAGUCUAUGCUGAAAACAUAGUUGGAAUUGGAAUGUGCAGCAAAGUCUCUGAAGGUUGUGUGGCACGUGACCCAUGUGACCCACCAGGCACCCCUGUGCCAGUGAUUGUGACAAGACACUCAGUGAAACUUAGAUGGACACCACCGGUAUAUGAUGGAGGCAGCCUUGUCACUGGAUAUGUUGUGGAGAAACGAGACCUGCCAGAAGGCCGUUGGAUGAAAGCUAGUUUUACAAACAUUCUUGAAACUGAAUUUACAGUCACAGGCCUGACAGAAGACUGCAAAUAUGAUUUCAGAGUUAUUGCCAGAAAUGGAGCUGGAUCAGUUAGUAGACCCUCUGUGAGCACAGGCUCAAUUACAGCUAAGGAUGAAGUUGAACCACCAACCUAUGAGGUUGCCUCAGAGUAUAGCCAAAUUUUGACAGUGAAUGCCGGAGACACAUUUACAUUGGAAGCGUCCAUACUAGGAAAGCCAGUUCCAACAAUGCAGUGGUUUAAGGGUGAUGUGGAAGUUGAAAAUUCAGCAAGAGCUGAGAUCAAGAAUAUUGACUUCAAAGCAAUUCUUGUCGUCAAGGAUGCCAUUCGAAUUGAUGGAGGACAGUACACAUUGCACCUCACUAAUGUGGCUGGAACAAAAUCUGUUUCUUUCAAUGUAAGAGUCCUUGAUAGACCUGGACCCCCUGAAGGUCCUCUGACUGUUUCUGGUGUAACAUCUGAGAAGUGUUCAUUGUCAUGGCUGCCUCCAAAACAUGAUGGUGGCUGUAGUAUUUCUUAUUAUGUCAUACAGAAAAGAGAAACAAGUCGUCUUGCUUGGACUGUAGUUUCAGGUGAUUGUGGAGCAACCAUGUUUAAAGUUACUAAACUUCUAAAAGGAAAUGAAUACAUUUUCCGUGUCAUGGCUGUCAACAAGUAUGGAGUCGGUGAACCACUUGAAUCUGCACCAGUGAUUAUGAGAAAUCCUUUUGUUCCACCUGGACCACCUAAAGAACUAGAAAUAACAAAUAUUUCAAGAGACUCUAUGACAGUAUGCUGGACUCGUCCUGAAACCGAUGGUGGAAGUGAGAUUGCUGGUUACAUCGUAGAGAAGAGAGACAGAACUGGAGUGCGGUGGACAAAAUGUAACAAACGCAGAGUCACAGACCUACGUUUCAGAGUCACAGGCUUGACAGAGGAUCAUGAAUAUGAAUUCAGGUUAUCUGCAGAAAAUGCUGCUGGAGUUGGACAGCCAAGUCCACCAACUGAUUAUUACAAAGCCUGUGAUCCAACAUUUAAGCCUGGCCCACCAACUAAUGCACACCUUGUUGACACUACAAAGAAUUCAGUCACAAUUGCAUGGAGUAGACCAAUAUAUGAUGGUGGUUUAGACAUCCAAGGCUAUGUUAUUGAGAUAUGUAAAGCUGAUGAAGAAGAAGAAUGGACCACAUGCACUCCACCCUCUGGAUUAAAUGAUACUAAAUUUACAAUAACUAAACUCACUGAACACCAAGAAUACAAAGUUCAUAUAUGUGCUCUUAAUAAACUGGGUGUUGGUGAGCCAGUGUCUAUCCAAGGAACUGUCAAACCAGUGGAUAAAAUGGAUGCCCCUGAAAUUGAGCUUGACUCUGAGUUGAGGAAAGGUAUUGUUGUGCGUGCUGGAGGGUCUAUGAGAAUCAACAUACCAUUCAAAGGACGCCCCAUUCCUGAGAUAAACUGGACCAAGGAUGAGGGAGAUUUACCAGAUAAAGCUCAAACAGAAAAGGGACCAGAUUACACUCAGUUAUCAAUUGAUAUAUGUGACAGAAAUGAUGCUGGAAAAUAUACUCUGACUUUGGAAAAUAAUGCUGGCACUAAAUCAGCCUUUGUGUCAGUAAAAGUACUCGAUACACCAGGUGCUCCACAGAAUCUUGUUGUGAAAGAUGUAACAAGAAACUACGCCACCCUCGUUUGGGAACCUCCCCUUAUAGAUGGUGGUUCAAAAAUAAAAAAUUAUAUAAUUGACAAGAGAGAAUCAAAUAGACAAGGAUUUGUAAACAUUACUACCAAGUGCUCCAAGACCAGCUUCCGAGUGGGUGAUCUGACAGAGGGUGGUAUUUAUUACUUCAGAGUCAUGGCAGAAAAUGAAUUUGGAAUUGGUCUUCCUGUAGAAACAGAAGAAUCUGUGAAGACAGCAGAUCCUCCUUUAUCUGUUGGCAAGGUAUCUUUGACUGAUGUGACAAAAACCACAGCAUCACUUUCCUGGGAUAAACCAGAUCAUGAUGGUGGUAGUAGAAUCCUGGGUUAUUAUAUUGAAAUGCAACCAAAAGGAUCAGAGGAAUGGACAAUUGCCACAGUCACCAAAACAUGUGAAGGUACAGUGACAGGACUUAGUUCAGGACAAGAGUACCUCUUCAGAGUUUUAGCUUACAAUGAGAAGGGAAAAAGUGAUCCAAGGCCAUUGGCUGCUCCUGUGAUAGCCAAAGAUGUUACUAUUGAACCAAGCUUCAAACUACAUUUCAACACAUACAGUGUUCAAUCUGGUGAAGAUCUCAAAGUGGAAAUACCAUUUAAAGGGCGUCCAACUCCAAAGAUUGCAUGGAUGAAAGAUGGACAAGCACUGAAAGAAACAACUAGAUUAAAUGUCUCAAGCAGUAGUUCUUCAACAGUUCUUAAAAUUAAAGAUGCAAAUAGAGAAGACUCUGGCAAGUACAUAGUUACAGCUACAAAUAAUAUAGGUACAGUCACAGAAGAGAUUGGCAUAAUCAUUCUUGACAAGCCAGGCCCACCAGUCGGACCACUUAAAAUUGAUGAAGUAAGUGCCACCUAUGUUAUCAUCUCCUGGGAGCCACCAGUGUACACAGGUGGUUGUCAGAUAAACAACUACAUAGUGGAAAAACGUGACACAACCACUACUAACUGGCAGACUGUUUCAGCAACCAUUGCUCGUACCACAAUCAAAGUCACAAAGCUGAAGACUGGUUCCGAAUAUCAGUUUAGAGUGUUUGCUGAGAACAGAUAUGGAAAGAGCACAUCACUAGAUUCAGUGCCAGUUGUGGUCAGUUAUCCUUUUACUGAGCCUGCAGCUCCUGGUGCACCAUUUGUUUCAUCAGUGACAAAAGACCACAUGACAAUUGAAUGGAAACCCCCCAGCAAUAAUGGAGGUAGCCCUGUUAUUGGGUAUCACCUUGAGCGUAAAGAAAAGAACAGCAUCUUAUGGACCAAACUUAACAAGCUUCUUAUCACUGACACUCGAUUUAAAACAAAUGGUCUGGAGGAGGGAAUUGAAUAUGAAUACAGAGUGUAUGCUGAAAAUAUUGCAGGAAUCAGUCCAUCAAGCAAAGUCUCAGAAAGUGUUGUUGCACGUGAUCCAUGUGAUCCCCCUGGAACUCCUGAAGCCAUUGUUAUCACAAGAAACCUAGUAACUCUUCAGUGGGUAAAACCACAGUAUGAUGGUGGCAGUGCAAUUACAGGAUACAUUAUUGAAAGGAAGAAGCUGCCUGAAGGUCGUUGGAUGAAGGCCAGCUUCACAAAUAUUAUAGACACACAAUUUACAAUAACUGGAUUGGAAGAAGAACAAAGAUAUGAAUUUAGAGUAAUUGCCAGAAAUGCAGCUGGUAUUUUAAGUGUACCCUCUGAGAGCACUGGACCAAUUACUGCUCUGGAUGAGAUUGAAGCGCCAUCUGUCUCCAUGGAUUCAAAAUUUAAAGAUGCUAUCAUUGUAAAAGCUGGAGAGUCCUUUAUUAUUGAUGCCGACAUUGCUGGAAAACCUCUUCCUGAUAUUAUGUGGCUUAAGGAUGGAAAAGAAAUUGACAGUGCUACACCCAGAAUGGAGAUUAAGUCCACCAUAACACGAACAGUUUUGACUGUUAAGGACUGCAUUAGAGUAGAUGGUGGUCAUUUCCUCUUAAGUCUCAGUAAUGUUGGUGGAACCAAACAGGUACCCAUUAUUGUCAAGGUUCUUGAUAGACCUGGUCCACCUGAUGGCCCUCUAAAGGUAACUGGUGUCACAGCAGAAAAAUGUUAUUUGCACUGGAGCCACCCAUCACAUGAUGGUGGAGCUGGUAUUUCUCAUUACAUUAUUGAAAAAAGAGAAACUAGCAGACUGUCUUGGACAGUAGUGGAACCUAAAAUUCAAGCAAUUAGUUACAAAGUCACUAAACUCCUCCCUAGUAAUGAGUAUAUAUUCAGAGUCAUGGCAGUGAAUAAGUAUGGUAUUGGCGAACCACUUGAAUCUGAACCUGUCCUUGCAAAAAAUCCUUUCAACAAACCUGGACCACCUUCAACUCCUGAAGCAAGUGCAAUCACCAGAGACUCAAUAGUCCUUACAUGGGAGCGGCCAGAGGAUGAUGGUGGAUCACAAAUUGAUGGCUAUGUUCUUGAGAAACGUGAUAAAGAGGGUAUAAGAUGGACAAAGUGUAACAAGAAAAGACUGAAUGACUUGAGAUUCAGAGCUACUGGGCUCACAGAUGGACACUUCUAUGAAUUCAGAGUAUCUGCUGAAAAUGCUGCUGGUGUGGGCACACCAAGUGAACCAUCUGAAUAUUACAAAGCUUGUGAUGCAACUUAUCCCCCUGGUCCUCCUAAUAAUCCUAAAAUAACAGAUUACUCAAGCACAACUAUUUCCGUGGCAUGGAGUAGGCCAAUUUAUGAUGGUGGAGCACCUGUCUCAGGAUACAUUGUUGAGGCAAAGGAAGUUAGUGACGAUGAAUGGACUGUGUGCACUCCACCAACCGGUGUGCAAACAACUCACUUCACCGUCAAAAAAUUAAAGGAAAAUGCAGAAUACAACUUCCGUAUUUGUGCACUUAAUAUUGAGGGGGCUGGAGAGCAUGUUGAUGUUCCAGGAUCUGUAAUUGCUGCUGAAAAACUUGAAGCUCCUGAGAUAGAACUUGACACAGAUCUUAGGAAAUGUGUGAUUGUGCGUGCCAGUGCAACACUCCGGUUAUUUGUCACCAUAAGGGGAAGGCCCGAGCCAGAGGUUAAGUGGACAAAGGCAGAUGGUACCUUACCAGAACAUGCUCAAAUUGAAGUAACAGGCUCUUACACAGUGCUUGUUAUUGACAAUGUUAAUCGAUUUGAUACUGGCAAAUAUGUUGUGACCCUUGAAAACAAUAGUGGCACAAAAUCUGCAUUUAUUAAUGUCAAGAUUCUUGACUCUCCAAGUGCUCCAGUGAACUUUGAAAUUAAGGAUGUAAAGAGAGAUUAUGUUCAGUUACAGUGGGAGCCUCCACAAAUUGAUGGUGGUGCCAAGAUCACCCAUUACAUCGUGGAAAAGCGAGAAUCUAAAAGGCUGGCAUUCACAACUGUGACAAACAACUGUGUCAGAAAUUCAUUCAAGGUUGAUGAUCUCCAAGAGGGAGGUCUUUACCACUUCCGUGUAUUAGCUGUGAAUGAACUUGGUGUUGGUUUGCCUGCAGAGACCAUAGAGGCUGUCAAAGUUUCCCAAGCACCCUUACCACCUGGUAAAAUUACAGUUGUUGAUGUAACUCGCCACACUGUUACUCUAACAUGGGAAAAGCCAGAUCAUGAUGGUGGCAGCAAAAUCACAGGGUACAGAGUGGAAAUGAUGAUUAAAGGAUCAGAUAAAUGGACUGUAUGUGCUACAGUAAAGGCACUGGAAGCCACAAUUGAAGGACUUACAACAGGAGAGGAAUACAGCUUCAGAAUUACAGCACUUAAUGACAAAGGAAAAAGUGAUCCUAAACCCCUGGGAGCAUCUGUUGUGGCAAGAGAUAUUACGAUUGAACCCAUUAUUGAUUUGCUGUUUAACACCUACAGUAUAAAAGCUGGAGAUGAUCUCAAAAUUGAUGUUCCAUUCAGAGGCAGACCUCCUCCAGAGGUUACAUGGAAAAAGGAUGGUCACUCAUUGAAACAAACAACCAGAGUUAAUGUGUUGACAUCAAAGACAUCAUCAAAGAUUGUCAUCAAGGAUGCAACAAGAGAGGAUGUUGGAAAAUAUGAAAUUACUUUAACUAAUUCGAUUGGUGUUAAAUCAGCAGAAAUAUCUGUUAUUGUUCUUGAUAAACCAGGUCCACCAGGUGCAAUCAAGGUCGAUGAAAUAAGUGCUGAUUUUAUUUCACUAUCAUGGGACCCUCCAAUUUAUGAUGGUGGCUGUCAAAUUAAUAAUUAUGUGGUUGAGAAGAGAGAUACGACCACUACAGCAUGGCAAAUUGUUUCAGCAACAGUUGCAAGAACAUCAAUCAAAGUAACUCGUUUGACACAAGGAACAGAGUAUCAGUUCCGUGUUGCUGCAGAGAAUCGUUAUGGUAAAAGCCAUGCAGUUGACUCUGCCCCAAUUGUUGCACAGUACCCAUUCUCACCUCCAGGACCUCCAACCAGCCUUCACAUUUCUCAAGCCACUAAAUCAGGAAUGCUAGUUACCUGGAACAGACCAGCAAGUGAUGGUGGAAGUCCCGUCAUUGGAUAUCACUUGGAAUGCAAAGAUCAGAGCAGCAUUCUCUGGACAAAGAUGAACAGAGGACCAAUUACAGAAACUCAGUUCAAGGUAACUGGUUUGGAAGAAGGCCUCUUAUAUCAGUAUAGAGUUUAUGCUGAGAAUAUAGCUGGCAUUGGACCUUGCACAAAGGCAUGUGAUCCUGCUUCUGCCCGAGAUCCAUGUGCAUCUCCAGGUCAACCAGUAGUUAUGAACAUCACAAGAACAUCUGUUUCUCUCUCCUGGGCAAUACCUGAGUUUGAUGGUGGAGCUAAGGUGACUGGCUACAUUGUUGAACGCAGGGAACUUCCAGAUGGGCGGUGGUUAAAGUGUAAUUUCACCAAUCUUCAAGAAACAUUCUUUGACGUAACUGGCCUGAUUGAAGAUCAAAGAUAUGAUUUCCAUGUAAUUGCUAAGAAUGCUGCUGGCUUACUCAGUGAACCAUCAGAGGGUACAGGACCUGUGACUGUAAAAGAUGAUGUUGAUCCACCACGCAUCACAAUUGAGGACAAGCUAAGACAGCUGGUUGUAGUGAAAGCUGGAGACUUACUCAGAAUUGAUGCUGAAAUAUCAGGACGUCCAAUUCCUGUGAUUUCAUGGGCAAAGGAUGGAAAAGAGAUUGAAGCCAAGGCCAGAUUUGAGAUUUCUUCAACACUCACUAGUACAACACUAAUUGUUAGAGAUGCCAUAAGACGAGACUCAGGACAGUAUGUUCUAACAUUGCAAAAUGUUGCAGGCAUCAGAUCUUUGGCAGUAAACUGUAAGGUCCUGGACAGGCCUGGCCCAUCUGCUGGACCAUUGGAAGUAACUGGUGUGACUGCAGAGAAAUGUACAUUGACUUGGGGACCACCUCAAGAAAAUGGAGGUGCUGAAAUUCAGCACUACAUAGUUGAGAAACGUGAAACAAGCCGGCUUGCCUGGACUCUGGUCUAUGCAGAUAUGAAGGCCACAACAUGUAAAGUAACAAAACUGCUCAAAGGUAAUGAGUAUAUAUUUAGAGUUCGGGGAGUUAAUAAGUAUGGAACCGGUGAACCUCUGGAGAGUGAUCCUGUUAAGGCAAUGGAUCCAUUUACAGUCCCUGCUGCACCAACAAAUGUUGAAGUCACCAGUGUUACAAGUGAAGCAAUGACAAUUUGCUGGGAAAGACCUGUCUCUGAUGGAGGCAGUAGUAUUUCUGGCUAUGUAAUUGAGAAAUGUGAGAAAUCUGGUCUUCGCUGGGUACGUGUCAACAAAAAGCCUGUUUAUGACUUAAGAGUAAAAGCUUCCAAUCUCCGUGAAGGAUCUGAGUAUGAAUACAGAGUAUUUGCAGAGAAUGCUGCUGGUUUGAGUGCACCAAGUGUGCCUUGCCCAUUAACAAAGGCAGAGGAUCCAUUGUUCCUACCAUCACCUCCAGCUAAACCUAAAAUAAUUGAUUCCUCUAAAACAUCAAUAACUUUGUCUUGGAACAAGCCAUUAUUUGAUGGUGGCUCUCCAGUUACAGGAUAUAUGGUGGAAUACAGGAAAAUCAAUGAUGAUGACUGGACACUUGGUGUCAGUAAAACUAAGAGUACAGAGUUCACUGUGGUGGGACUCACUUCAGGAGAAGAGUAUAUCUUUGUAGUCAGAUCAAUUAACAAGAUUGGUUCAAGUGAGCCAAGCCCUGAAACUGAUCCACAGAUAGCAAAGGACAGAGAAGAUGAGCCAGUUUUCCUAAUCAGUAAUGAAAUGAGGAAGACACUGAUUGUCAAAGAUGGCAGCUCGUUUACACUUAGAGUCCCAUUCAAGGGAAAGCCUGUUCCACAUGUAAUGUGGAACAAACCAGAUGUUGAUCUGAGAGUGAGGGCUGCUAUUGAUAUAACCGAUAACUGCACAUCCAUCACAAUCGAGAAAGCUACAAGAGAUGACUCAGGAAAAUACACUGUAACCCUCCAAAAUGUUGCUGGAACUGCUACACUGACAUUGAGCGUAAAGGUUCUUGAUUCCCCAGGCCCACCAGCCUGCAUUGAAAUUAAGGAAGUCACCAAGAGCUCUGCAACUAUUACAUGGGAUACUCCUGAGAAUGAAGGUGGCGCUCCAGUCAAGAACUACCUUGUUGAUUUCCGUGAGGCAACUAAAAUGGGCUGGACCAGGAUUACAGACAGUUGUCCCAGGUUGACUUAUAGAGUUAAUGAUCUUCAAGAAGGAGGUGUUUAUUAUUUCAGAGUUACAGGUGAAAAUGAGUACGGCAUAGGAGUCCCAGUUGAGACCAAAGAAGGAACAAAGAUUACAGAAAAACCAAGUCCACCACCCAAGCUUGGAGUCACUGAUGUCACAAAAGACAGUGUCUCACUAGCAUGGCUUAAACCAGAACACGACGGAGGAAGCAGAAUUACAAAUUACCUGGUUGAGGCUCUUGAAAAAGGACAACAAAAGUGGAUAAAGUGUGGUUCCACCAAAACAACUCACUUUGUUGUCUGUGGAUUGAGAGAAAAUGCUGAAUACUACUUCAGAGUUCGGGCUGAAAACCAUGCUGGACUUAGCGACCCCAAGGACAUGGUUUUACCUGUGCUUGUAAAAGACCAGCUGGAGGCACCUGAAAUUAACAUGAAGGACUUCCAACACAACACUGCCUAUGUUAAGGCAGGUUCAAAUCUCAAGAUUGAGAUCCCCCUCACUGGUAAACCUCUACCAAAAGUAUCCCUCUCUAAGGAUGGACAGGUUCAAAAGUCAACCAUGAGAUUCAACUCUGAUGUGACAACUGACUCCCUAAUAAUUUAUUUGCGUGAGAGUAUUGCUUCGGAUGCGGGCAGAUAUGAUAUCACGGCUUCCAACUCCAGUGGAACCACAAAGUCUUUUGUGAAUAUUGUGGUUCUUGACAGACCAACCCCACCAAUUGGUCCUGUUGAAAUGUGUGAUGUCACAGAGGACAGUGUCAGUCUAAAGUGGUUGCCUCCUGCUUAUGAUGGUGGUAGCCCAAUUACCAACUACAUCGUUUUGAAACGUGAAACCACUACUGCACAAUGGAUGGAAGUCUCAUCUGCAGUUGCACGGUGCACAAUCAAGAUCAUGAAGCUGAUUACUGGAGUUGAGUACCAGUUUAGAAUCAGGGCUGAGAAUCGCUUUGGCAUCAGUGACCACAUUGAUUCACCAACUGUUACAGUCAGUCUUCCAUACACACUCCCCGUUGCACCUUCACAACCAUGGGUGUCGGCUGUAACAAAGGAAAGUAUUACUGUUAACUGGAAGGAGCCCUCUUCAGAUGGUGGAAGCCAUGUUUUUGGAUAUCACCUUCAGAUGAAAGACAGAAACAGCAUUCUUUGGCAGAAAGUUAACACAACUGUUAUCCGUGCUACACAUUUCAAAGUAUCAAACGUGAACGCUGGUCUGAUCUAUGAGUUUAAGGUUGCAGCUGAAAAUGCUGCUGGUAUUGGUCCAGUUAGCAAGCCCUCAGAUCCUGUGCUUGCAAUUGAUGCUUGUGAACCUCCAAACAACCUCAGAGUCACUGAUAUCACAAAGAGUUCAAUUAGCCUUGCAUGGGACAAACCCUCAUAUGACGGAGGAAGUAAAAUUACUGGAUAUUUGAUUGAAAGGAAAGAUGGUCCAAAAGGCAGAUGGUCAAAAGCUAAUUUGACAAAUGUUACUGACACAAAGUUCACAGUAUCAGGCUUGACUCAGAAUGAGUCUUAUGAAUUCCGUGUCAUGGCCAAGAAUGCAGUUGGCUCCAUUAGUAACCCAUCUGCAACUGUUGGACCAGUCACAUGUGUAGACACAUAUGGUGCCCCUGAGAUUGAACUUCCUUCAGAAUAUCUUGAUGUUGUGAAAUACAAAGCAGGUGCUAUAGUUGAUCUUAAAAUUGGGAUUAUUGCUAAACCUCAACCAACAAUUGAAUGGUACAAGGAUGGGAAAGAGCUUGAGUCUGGUGCUCAGAUUUCCAUUUCCAACACCACUGAGUCUGCAUGCAUCUCAGUCAGGGAAGCCACCCGUUUGAAUACUGGAACAUAUGAACUCAAGAUCAAGAACUCUUUAGGCUCAGCAUAUGCUGCUGUCAGAGUACUUGUCCAAGACAAACCAGGACCCCCUGCUGGAGAGAUACAGUUCAAGAAAAUCACAGCAGAUACUAUGACUAUCAUGUGGGAUCCUCCAGCUGAUGAAGGUGGUGCAAUGGUUACCCACUACAUUGUAGAGAAACGUGAAACAAGCAGAAUUUUGUGGUCCAUUAUCUCAGAAAAACUAGAAGACUGCAUUGUCACAGUCCCAAGGCUAAUUAAAGGCAAUGAAUACAUAUUCCGUAUUCGUGGUGUAAACAAAUAUGGAGUUGGAGAUCCUCUGGAAUCUAGACCAGUAAUUGCACAGAAUUCCUUUGUUCCUCCUAGUCGGCCUUCUAAACCCCAAGUCACUAUGAUUACCAGGUCAACAAUGACUGUGGUAUGGGAAAGACCAAGUUUAGAUGGUGGCAGUGACAUUGAUGGAUAUUACUUAGAAAAGCGGGAGAAGAAAAGUCUACAGUGGUUCAAGGUUAUUAAAGAUCCAAUUCGUGAUACUAGACAGAAAGUCAGCAACCUCACAGAAGUAAAUGAAUAUCAGUAUCGUGUCUGUGCAAUCAACAAAGCUGGAGCAGGCCCAUAUUCUGAUGCGUCCAUCUUCUACAAAGCUUAUGACCCAAUUGAUCCACCAAGUGAGCCAACCAAACUCAGAGUUGUUGAUUCAACAAAGACAUCUAUUACCCUUGGAUGGGUCAAGCCUGUCUAUGACGGUGGCAGUGAAAUUACAAGCUAUGCUGUUGAACAAAGAAUGGCAGAUGAGACCGAAUGGGUCACUAUAAGUUCUAAAGGAGAAGUAAGAACAACUGAAUUUGUAGUGUCCCACUUGAAACCUGGAGUGCACUACUUCUUCCGUGUCUCUGCUGUUAAUUGUGUUGGAACUGGACGUUCAAUUGAGAUGAUGCAGCCAGUGCAAGCCAAAGAUAUUUUGGAGGAGGCAGAUGUGGAUCUUGACAUCUCAAUGUCAACACAGUACAUAGCAAAGGCUGGUAGAGAUGUGGAGAUUGUAAUUCCUCUUAAGGGCAGACCUGCACCAAAUGUAACAUGGAGAAAGGGAGACAAAAACAUUAGUGGUGAUGCAAGAUAUACCAUCAGAAACACAGAAUACUCAACUACACUCAUAAUUACAAAGGUCACAAGGGAUGACACUGGCAAAUAUCUUCUUGAAAUUGAAAAUGGGGUUGGAGAGCCAAAAACCAUCACAGUGUCUGUUAAAGUGUUAGACACACCAUCUGCUUGUAAUAGGUUGAUAGUGAAGAAUGUGACACGAGGUAAACUCACUUUGAGCUGGGAACCACCUAAUAUAGAUGGUGGCUCUCCAAUCACAAAUUAUGUUGUUGAAAAGAAGGAUGCUAAAAUGAAGGCAUUCACCAUUGUGACAAAUGAAUGUGCCAAUACAACCUACAAGGUUGAUGGUCUUACUGAAGAAAUUUCCUAUUUCUUCCGUGUUUCUGCUGAAAAUGAAUACGGUGUUGGUGAUCCUUGUGAGACUGCACAGCCUGUGAGAGCAACCGAGAUGCCUGGAGCUGUAAAAGACCUUGCACUGGUGGAUUCAACUAAUACAUCUGUAUCAUUGGCAUGGACAAAGCCUGAUCAUGAUGGUGGCAGCCACAUUUCUGAAUACAUUAUUGAGAAGAAAACAAAGGAAGAAGAAGCUUGGAGCAUUGGUGGUACAUGCAGGCGUUGCCAGUAUGAGGUAACUCACCUUAAAGAGCUUUCAGAAGUUUACUUUAGAGUAUUCGCAAAAAAUGAGAAGGGUCACAGUGACUUCUCUCAAAUUGGACCUAUCACUGUGAAGGAACUCCUUAUACCGCCUGAGGCAAACCUUAUUGACUAUCCUAAUUCAGAAUUAAGUGUUCGCAUUGGACAAAAUGUGAAUAUUGAUUUGCCCUACAAGGGUAAACCUAAACCAAUGAUCCAGUGGAUGAAAGAUGAUGUGCCACUCAAGGAAAGUGAACAAGUUCGUUUCAGACAAACAGAGAACAAGGCAAGUCUCAUUGUAAGAAAUGCAAGAAAGGAGAAUGCAGGAAAAUAUACCUUGGUCCUUUAUAACAAACUUGUCAAGAACUUCUUUGACAUUAAAGUCAUUACACUUGGGCCACCCUCUCAGCCUAUAGGCCCAGUUCGUUUUGAUGAAAUUAAAGCCCAGAGUAUUAUCAUCUCAUGGGAUGAACCCCAGGAUGACGGUGGUAGCGAAAUCACCUGCUACAGUGUAGAAAAACGAGAGACAUCUCAAGCAGCAUGGAAGAUGGUUUGCUCUAGUGUGGUCAGGACCACAUUCAAGUUACCAAACUUGGUUAAGGGUACUGAAUACCAAUUUAGGGUGCGUGCAGAGAACAAAUAUGGAGUAAGCGAGCCUCUAACCUCAUCAGAUGUGGUUGCUCAACACCAAUACAAGCCACCAGGUCCACCAGGAAAACCUGUAGUAUUUAAUGUUACAAGUGAUGGCAUGACUGUUCAGUGGGAAGCCCCAGGAUUUGAUGGUGGUUCUCCAGUCACUGGAUACCAUCUUGAGAAAAAAGAUAGGAACAGCUUAUUGUGGAUGAAAGUGAAUUCCAGUGUUAUCUCUGGAAGAGAAUACAGAGUCAUUGGACUACUUGAAGGUCUGGAAUAUUCAUUCAGAGUUUAUGCGCAAAACAAUGCCGGAAUGAGUCCAGUCAGUGAACAGAGCAAGCACAAACUGGCAAUCUCCCCUGUUGAUCCUCCUGGCACACCUAACUGCAUUGAUGUUACAAGAGACUCUGUAACACUUCAGUGGGAACCACCAAAGCGUGAUGGAGGCAGUAGGAUUGUGGCAUACAGUGUUGAAAGGCGUCAAGGAAGAGCACGUUGGUUGAGAUGCAAUUUUAUUGACAUCAGCGAAUGUCAAUUUACUGUAACAGGCCUUGCUGCUGGUGAUCGCUUUGAAUUUAGGGUAAUUGCCAGGAAUGCUGUCGGAACAGUUAGUCCACCUUCUCAGUCAUCUGGCUACAUCAUGACCAAGGAUGAAAGUGUCAUCCCUGAGAUUGCGUUUGAAGCUGAGAAGACUCUCACCAUCAAGGCAGGAGAAAACAUUAAACUCAACUGCAGUAUAAGUGGACGUCCUGUACCUCAAGUCACAUGGUAUAAAGACGGAAAGGAAGUUGAUAAAAUGCUGGUUGACAUCACAACUGUUAUUGGAUCAAGCUCACUGUUCAUCAGAGAUGCUGACCGCAAUGACCGUGGUAUCUACACAGUCGUGGCCAAGAACAGUUCCGGCACAACAAAAGUGGAUGUUCUUGUCAGAGUACAAGAUACCCCUGGACCACCUGAGGGCCCACUUCGCUUCACAAAUAUAUCUGCAGAGAAAGCAACACUUUGGUGGAGCCCACCUGAAAAUGAUGGCUGUGCACCUAUCACGUAUUAUGUAAUUGAGAAGCGUGAGACUUCCAGAAUUUCCUGGGCACUUGUAACAUCCAAGUGUGAAGCCUGCUCCUUUAAUGCCACAAAACUGAUUAAAGGCAAUGAAUAUCAGUUCCGUGUAUCUGCUGUCAAUAAAUUUGGUGUGGGCAAGCCACUAGAGUCUGAUCCAAUCAUUGCUCAGAUGCAAUACACGGUACCAGAUGCUCCUGGAACACCUGACUGCACUCAUGUGACAGGAAACAGUAUCACUCUAUGCUGGACCAGACCAAGACAUGAUGGUGGAAAUGAGAUUAAGCAAUACAUUCUUGAAAGACGAGAAAAGAAGAGCUUAAGAUGGGUGAAGGUUUCUGCAAAGAGACCAAUAACUGAGCUUAGGCAUAGAGUAACAAACCUUACAGAAGGAAAUGAAUAUGAAUUCCGUGUUAUGGCUGAAAAUGGUGCUGGAAUUGGACCUGCAAGUGGUACAUCCAGAUUGUUCAAAUGCAGAGAACCAACAAGUGCACCCAGUGCACCAACUCUGGUGAAGGUCAUUGAUUCCACCAAGAUGUCUGUUAGCUUGGAAUGGACCAAACCAGUAUUUGAUGGUGGUCUAGAAAUAAUUGGUUACAUUAUUGAGAUGUGCAAGGCAAGCCUUGAGGAAUGGCACAGAGUCAACAACCAGACUUGCAUCCACACACAUUACACAGUAACAGAGUUAGAACCUGGUGAAGAAUAUAAAUUCCGUGUGUGUGCAGUCAAUGGUGCUGGCAAGGGAGAAUUCUCUGAGACUCCAAAUGUAGUACAAGCAGUUGAUAGACUGACCUCACCUGAAAUUGAUAUAGAUGCAAACUUCAAGCAGACACAUGUUGUGAAGAGCGGUGGAAUGGUUACACUUCAUAUUCCCUUCCUUGGAAAACCAGCCCCACUUGCCACUUGGACAAAGGCAGAUGGAGAUCUUGGUGUAAUGGUCGAUAUUAAUACCACAGACACAUUUAGCACUUUGACAAUUGAAAAUUGCACCAGGUAUGAUGCUGGCAAGUAUACACUCUCUCUCGAAAACAACAGUGGUCGUAAAGCCAUUACAUUAACAGUCAAAGUGUUGGAUACACCUGGCCCUCCUGGACCUCUCUCAUUCAAGGAUGUGACAAGAGGUGCUCUGACACUCAUGUGGGAUGCACCAUACAAUGAUGGAGGUGCACGUGUUCAUCACUACAUUGUUGAAAAGCGAGAGGCAAGUCGAUUAAGUUGGCAAGAGGUCAGUGAAAAGUGUACACGUCAAAUAUUGAGAGUGACCAACCUUGAUAUUGGCGUAGCCUAUUUCUUCCGGGUUAUUGCUGAAAAUCAGUAUGGAAAAGGUGAGCCAUUUGAAAUGACAGAACCUAUUAUAGCCACAGAAGAACCUGCACCUCCUAAGCGACUGGAUGUCAUUGAUACUACAUCCUCAACAGCCAGCUUAGUAUGGAUGAAGCCUGAGCACGAUGGUGGAAGCCGCAUUACUGGUUACAUUCUUGAGACUAGAAAGAAGGGUUCUGAUCACUGGGUUGUAGGUGGCCAAACCAAAUCUUUGAAAAUGGUUCUUGAAGGCUUGGUUGAGAACACAGAAUAUGAAUUCCGUGUUAAGGCUCAGAAUGAUGCUGGCAUUAGUCACCCACGGGAUGCGCUAGCCUCUGUCAUUAUAAAGGAGCCACGUAUAGAGCCAACAGCGGAUCUCAGUGGCAUAGAGAAACAGCUCAUCACUUGCAAAACAGGAAAUUCCUUUGCCAUUGACAUUCCAAUCAGUGGCAGACCAGCCCCCAAGGUAACAUGGAAGCUUGAAGAAAUGAAACUUAAAGAAACAGACAGAUUGUCGAUUAAGAUUUCUAAAGACAGAACAACUCUACUGGUUAAGGAUGCCAAGAGAGGGGACAGUGGAAAGUAUUAUCUAAUACUUGAAAAUGCAGCUGGAUCAAAAACAUUCACUGUCACUGUUAAUGUCAUUGGUAGACCAUCCCCACCAACUGGAAAUGUUGAAAUUUCAGGAAUAUCAUCAGAAUCCUGUGUAUUGACUUGGGGAGAACCUACAGAUGAUGGUGGAACAGACAUAACCAAUUAUAUUGUUGAGAAACGUGAGUCUGGCUCCACCACAUGGCAGGUUGUGAAUUCAAGUGUGAAACGGACCACCAUCAAAGUAACUCAUCUCACGAAGUACAUGGAGUACACUUUCAGAGUCUGUGCUGAGAACAAAUUUGGUGUUAGCAAGUCUAUUGAAUCUCAAGCUAUUGUUGCUGAGCAUCCAUUCAUCUCACCAAGCCCACCAACUCGCCCAGAUGUAGUUUCAGUGUCUGCUAAUGCCAUUUCUAUCCGCUGGGAUGUGCCAUAUCAUGAUGGUGGAAGCCAAGUAACUGGAUACUGGAUUGAGAAAAAGGAGCGUAAUACAAUUCUGUGGGUGAGGGAGAACAAAAUUCCUUGCAUUGAGUGUCACUACAAAGUCUCUAACCUUAUUGAGGGCCUUGAGUAUCAGUUCAGAGUAUAUGCAAUGAACAUCGCUGGUUUGAGUAAAGCAAGUGAACCAUCAAGACCAGCACUGGCUCUAAAUCCAGUUGAUCCACCUGGCAAACCAGAGGUUUACGAUGUAACUAAGACGUCAGUGUCAAUUAGAUGGUCCAUACCGUUCAAUGAUGGUGGCAGCAAGAUUGUUGGAUAUGUGGUUGAACGCAAGGCAUUCAGUGAUGAUGAAGAAGCUCGUUGGUUGAAGUGCAACUACACUACAAUCACGGACAACGUAUUUACUAUUGCAUCACUCCAUGAGGGAGAGCAGUAUGAAUUCCGUGUAAUUGCCAGAAAUGGUGCUGGAGUCCACAGUAUGCCAUCUGAAUCAACAGGACUUAUCACAUGCAAGGAUGAAUAUACACCACCAAAGGCUGAGCUGGAUAGUAAACUUGUGGGUGAGACGAUCACUAUUAGAGCAGGAUCAGACCUGGUUCUUGAUGCUGCUGUUGGUGGAAAACCAGAGCCUAAGGUUUUUUGGGCCAAGGGUGACAAGGAGCUGGAACUCGGAGAGAAAUACUCACUGACAUACACAAGUACAAGAGCGAUGGCAAUCAUUAAGUCAUGUGAUAGAAAUGAUACUGGAAGAUACAUCCUUACUGUGAAGAAUGCAAGUGGAAUCAAAACAGCUGCUGUCAAUGUGAAAGUACUUGAUACACCUGGUCCACCUGAGGGUACAAUAAUAAUUAGCAGGGUCACAGAAGAGAAAUGCACAGUUUCCUGGAGGAUUCCUCUGGAGGAUGGUGGAGAUCGUGUCACUCACUAUAUUGUUGAGAGACGUGAGACCAGCAGACUCAACUGGGUCAUCAUGGAACCUGAAUGCAAGACACUGUCUUGUGUCAGCACAAAACUGAUCAAGAACAAUGAGUACAUUUUCCGUGUCAGAGGUGUAAAUAAGUAUGGGCCUGGUGUACCCCUAGAAUCUGAACCAGUUAUUGCAAGAAAUGCAUACACUGUUCCAACACCUCCGGGAGAACCAGAGAUUACUGCUGUUGGAAAAGAACAUGUCAUUAUUGAGUGGCUGAAGCCAGAGAGUGAUGGUGGAAGUGAAAUCAUUAACUACCUUGUGGAUAAACGUGAGAAGAAUAGUGUUAGAUGGACAAGAGUGAACAAAACCUACACCAUUUAUGAUACACGCCUCAAAAUCACUGGUCUCCUUGAGGGUAGCGACUAUCAGUUCCGUGUUGCAGCUGUCAAUGCUGCUGGCAUCAGUGUUCCAAGUGAUGCAUCUCAGUACGCUCACUGUAAAGACCCCACAUAUAGCCCAGCUCCACCAUCAGUUCCUCGUGUUACAGACACCACAAAACACAGUAUUAGCAUAACAUGGACACGACCAAUGUAUGAUGGUGGAUCCGAUGUCACAGGCUAUAUUGUUGAGAUUCUGGAGGAAGGAACAGAGCAAUGGUAUAGAGCCACCCAGAAGAUACUGACAAGUACUCAAUACACAGUAGCUGGUCUGGCAAGUAACAAAAAGUACAGCUUCAGAGUGGCUGCAGUUAAUGCUAUGGGUACUGGAGAGUUCAGUGAAGGCAGUAUUGAGGCUGCACCGUCAGAGAAAAUUGAAAUCCCUGAUAUUGAGCUACCUGACGAACUGAAGAAGACUGUUUGCAUCAGAGCUGGCAACACUUUACGUCUUCAUGUAACUACAACUGGAAGACCUGCACCAGUUGUUACCUGGAGAAAGCUUGGAAUUGACCUACAGACUCGUGGACUCAUAGAUACCACAGAAAACACUACAACUUUAAUAGUGGAGAAGGUUCAUCGUUACGAUGCUGGAAAAUACACAAUUGAGGCAGAGAAUCCAUCUGGCAAGAAAAUAAUUACCAUUCUUGUCAAAGUUUAUGAUACUCCUGGACCAUGCGGUGCAGUAAAUGUUAAAGAUUACACAAAAGAGUCUGUUGUAAUCACAUGGGAUGUGCCUACUGUUGAUGGAGGUGCUCCCAUCAACAACUACAUAAUUGAGAAGCGUGAAGCUUCAAUGAAAUCUUACAAAACAGUGACAACAGAAUGCAAGAAGACAUUAUACAGAAUCACUGGAAUGGAAGAAGGAACACAAUACUUCUUUAGGGUAUUGCCUGAGAACAUAUAUGGAAUUGGAGAACCUUGUGAAAUUACUGAUCCAGUAUUGGUUUGUGAAGUUCCAUCUGUUCCUCAAGAUCUGUAUGUAAUUGAUACUACAAAAUCAUCUGUCAUUCUUGGAUGGGAAAAGCCACUUCACGAUGGAGGCAGCAGACUUUCUGGUUAUGUUAUUGAAGCCUGCAAAACAGGAAGUGACCGCUGGAUGAAUGUUGCUAAUGUGAAACCAUCUUUGCUACAGCACACAAUUGUCUCACUGAAUGAAAAUGAGCAAUAUCUCUUCAGAAUCAGAGCUGAAAAUAGCAGAGGGGUUAGUGAGCCCAGAGAUCUUAUGGCACCUGUAACAAUACAGGAACAGAGAGUCAUGCCAAAGAUUGACUUGGCUGGCAUCCCACAAAAGAUUGUCAGUGUGCCAGCUGGUAAGCCAAUUGUGCUCAACAUUCCCAUUAAAGGUAGACCUGCACCAGUGUGUUCCUGGUUCUUUGGUGGAGUCAAGAUGAAGGACAAGCUUGACCGCAUCAAGAUUGAGACAACUGCUAAAUUCACUAAAUUGACAGUCCGUGAAACCACAAUUGAUGAUACUGGUGACUACACUCUUGAAGUGAAAAAUGUCACUGGAACAGCAACUGAGGUCAUCAAGGUUAUCAUUCUUGAUAAACCUGGAGUUCCUGUCGGGCCUAUGAAAAUUGAGGAGGUUGAUGCCAUAUCUGUGACCUGCAGCUGGGAACCACCACUGAAGGAUGGAGGCGCAAAUGUCAGUGGAUACAUUGUUGAACAGAGAGAUGCGCAUCGCCCUGGAUGGAUGCCAGUUUCUGAAUCUGUCACAAGACCCAUGUUCAAAUUUACAAGACUUGUGGAAGGAACUGAAUAUGUAUUCCGUGUUGCUGCGACAAAUCGUUUUGGUAUUGGCGGGUUCUUGCAAUCUGAAGUUGUUGAGUGCAAGAGUGCCAAAACUGUACCUGGAGCACCCAGCACACCUGAAAUACUUGAUGUGUCUCAUGAUGGCAUGACUCUUACUUGGACACCACCCGAGGAUAAUGGUGGUUCUACUAUUGCUGGCUACAUUAUUGAGCGAAAAGAGGCGGGAUCCGACAGAUGGAUUCGUAUCAAUAAGAAUCCAGUGACCAUGACAAGAUACAGAGCAACAGGACUUAUCGAGGGUCUUGAAUAUGAAUAUAGAGUUACAGCUAUCAACUCUAGAGGCUCUGGAAAACCAAGUGCAAACUCUAAACCAACUAUUGCAAUGGAUCCUAUCGAGCCUCCUGGUAUUCCACUGAACCCAAGAGUCACAGAUGCCACAAGAACAUCAGUUUCACUUGCUUGGUGUCCUCCGGAGGAAGAGGGAGGUGCUGCUAUAACUGGCUAUCUAAUUGAGAUGCAGAAGGUUGACCAGGUUGAAUGGACAAAAUGCAACACAACACCAACAAAGAUUUGUGAAUACACUUUGACACACAUGCCUCAGGGAGCUGAAUACAAGUUCCGUGUGAUGGCAUGUAAUGCUGGUGGAGCUGGAGAACCAGCUGAGAUUCCAGGGGUGGUCAAAGUUACAGAAAUGCUUGAUUAUCCUGAUUUUGAGCUGGAUAAAAUCUACCAGGAAGACUAUGUUGUCAGACAAGGUGGUGUCAUCAGGCUAUCUGUGCCCAUCAAGGGUAAACCCCUCCCAACAUGCAAGUGGACAAAGGAAGGUCGUGACAUUUCUCACAGAGCUAUGAUUGCAACCAGUGAAGAACGUACUGAGCUUGUGAUUAAGGAAGCCCACAGAGAUGACACGGGUACCUAUGACCUUGUGUUGGAAAACAAAUGUGGAAAGAAGGCUGCCUAUAUCAAGGUCAAAGUUAUUGGGCGCCCAGAUCCACCUGAGGGUCCUCUUGAAUUUGAUGAUAUUCAGGCACGUUCAGUCAGAGUGAGCUGGAGACCACCCUCAGAUGAUGGAGGCUCUGAUAUCUUUGGUUAUCUUGUGGAACGGCGAGAGGUGCCAAAAGCAGCUUGGUACACUGUUGACUCGCGUGUGGUUGAUACAUCACUUGUGGUCAAGGGACUGAAGGAGAAUGUUGAAUAUCACUUCAAGAUUACAGCAGAGAACCAAUUUGGCAUAAGCAAAUCCCUGAAAUCGGAUGAAUCUGUUACUCCAAAGACUCCUCUUUGUCCACCAGAACCUCCUAGUUUCCCUCCAGAAAUCAUGGAUGUUACAAAGACCACAGUUGGCCUGUCCUGGUCAAGACCAAAGGAUGAUGGUGGAUCUCGUGUAACUGGAUACUAUGUUGAGAGAAAAGAGGUUUCCACUGAGAAGUGGGUGCGUCAUAACAAGACUCAUAUCACAACAACAAUGUAUACUCUCACUGGUCUCAUCCCUGAUGCAGAGUACCAGUUCCGUGUGAUUGCUCAAAAUGAUAUUGGUCAAAGUGAGCCUGGACCUGUAUCCGAGUCAGUUGUGUGCAAAGAUCCAUUUGAUAAACCAGGCCAACCCGGUGAGAUUGACAUCAUCUCUAUAACCAAGGACUGUAUAACCAUUCACUGGUUACGUCCUGAAUCUGAUGGUGGAAAAGAGAUUCUUGGGUACUGGAUUGAAUACAGGCAAGCAGGUGAAAGUGCCUGGAAGAAAUGCAACAAAGAGCGUUCUAAGGACAGACAGUUUACUAUGGGUGGACUCAUGGAAGCUACUGAGUACGAGUUCAGAGUGUUUGCUGAAAAUGAAACUGGACUGAGUAGACCACGAAGAACAGCAAUGGGCAUUAAAACCAAACUGAGUGUUGGAGAGGCUCCAUGUCUGAAAGAGGAAAUCAAAGAUACUACCACUAAACUAGGAGAAUAUGGAACAAUGGCAUGCCAAAUUAUUGGAAGACCUCUUCCUGAAAUCAAAUGGUAUAGAUAUGGAAAGGAGUUGAUCCAGAGCCGAAAAUACAAGAUGAGCUCUGAUGGACGAAAUCACUCUCUAACAGUAUUGACAGAUGAACAAGAAGAUGAAGGCUUGUACACAUGCGGAGCUAUCAAUGAGGCAGGUGAAACUGAGACCAGUGGCAAGCUCCUGUUGCAGGCUGCACCACAAUUCCAUCCUGGAUUCCCACUGAAGGAGAAAUAUUAUGCAGGUUGUGGAACAAGCCUACGUCUCCAUGUCGUCUACAUCGGUCGCCCUAUUCCACAAAUCAUGUGGUUCUAUGGCAAGAAGCCUCUCAAUCCAUCUGAGAAUGUUAUAAUUGAAAACACAGAAAGUUACACUCACUUAGUUAUCAGAAAUGUCCAGCGUAAGACAAAUGCUGGAAGAUAUAAGGUGCAAAUGAGCAACAAAUUUGGCACAGUGGAUACUGUCCUCCGUGUUGAAAUCCAAGAUAAACCUCUCAUGCCUGAAGGACCAAUUGUUGUUGAUGCUCUCUUGAAGAGUUCUGUGAUCAUUAGCUGGAAACCACCCAAGGAUGAUGGUGGAUCAAUGAUCACAAAUUACAUUGUAGAGAAACAUGAAGCAAAAGAAGGUGAACAAUGGCAUCUUGUAUCAUCAGCUGUCUCAGGAACCACAUGCCGUGUUCCAAACCUUAUUGAGAGUGCUGGAUAUUACUUCCGGGUUUCGGCGCAGAAUCAGUAUGGAAUAAGCGAACCUCUUGAGAUUCCAUCUGUUGUCAUUAUCAAGAGUCCAUUUGAGAAACCUGGAGUCCCACAACAGCCAUUUGUUUCUUCUGUAACAAAGGAUUCAUGUGUUGUUUCUUGGAAACCACCAACAAGUGAUGGAGGUGCCAAAAUUAAGAACUAUUACCUUGAAAAAAGAGAGAAGAAACAGAACAAAUGGAUUGUAGUUUCUACAAAAGAAAUCCAUGAGACGUCUUACACUGUUAAAGGCCUUCUUGAAGGUUUUGAAUAUGAAUUCCGUGUCAAAUGUGAAAAUAUAGGUGGAGAGAGUGACUGGAGUGAGAUUUCAGAACCAGUCAUUCCAAAAUCAGACACAGCUCUUCGUGCCCCAUUCUUCAAGGAAGAAUUGAGAGACAUGUGUGUCAAAUACAGGGCAACUGCAACCUUUGUCACAAAGGUUAUAGGACAUCCCAAGCCAGUGGUUAAAUGGUACAAGAAUGGCAAAGAAAUUUUACCUGAUGGAGAGAAAAUAAAGAUCCAAGAAUUCAAGGGAGGUUACUUCCAACUUGUUAUCACCAAUGCUGAUGAGAAUGAUGCAGCUGUUUACCAAAUUAGAGCUACUAAUCAGCUUGGAUCAAUCUCCAAAAGUAUGAACCUAGAGGUUGAGGUUCCUGCCAAGAUUUAUUUGCCAUUACAUCUUCAAGGCAUGGGAGCUGUUCAUGCCAUUCGUGGUGAAGUGGUUACCAUUAAGAUUCCAAUUAGUGGCAAACCUGAUCCUGUUGUGACAUGGCAAAAGGGACAAGAAAUGAUUAAUAAUACAGCUUAUCAUCAAGUAAUUAUUACAAGAUCAUUCACCUCCCUGGUGUUCCUAAGGGGAGUACAAAGGAAGGAUUCUGGCUAUUACAUCAUUUGUGCCAAAAAUCGAUUUGGUGUGGAUAAACAGACAGUUGAACUUGCUGUUGCUGAUGUCCCUGACCCACCAAAAGAUGUUAAAGUCAGUGAUAUUGCCAGAGAUACGCUCACCCUCACUUGGAGUCCUGGAAAUGAUGGUGGAAGUGAAAUCAUCAAUUACAUUAUAGAAAAGUGCCCUACCACUGGAGACAGAUGGAUUCGUGUUGCUCAGACAUCUGAGCCCCAAUAUACCGUGAUGAGUCUUUUUGGCAAAACAAAAUAUCAGUUCCGUGUGAUUGCAGAAAACCAAUUUGGCUUGAGUGCUCCAUCUGUGCCAACUGAUCCUGUGACAACAAAAGAAGACAAGUUAGCAAUUCGAAACUAUGAUGAGGAAGUGGAUGAAACAAGAGAGAUUACAAAGGAGGAGGCACCGCAUUCAAAAGUCAAGCAUCUGCCAUCUCUGUACACAAUCUCUGAGGAACUUGCACGCAAUGGACAGUUUGGCAUUGUACAUCGCUGUAUAGAAAUUAGCUCCAAGAAGACAUUCUUGGCAAAAUUCAUCAAAGUUAAAGGUGCUGAUCGAGAGCUGGUUGCAAGAGAAAUUGAGACACUCAAUAUUGCAAGACAUAAAAACAUUGUUUAUCUUCACGAAUCCUUUGAUAGCUUAGAAGAAUACAUCCUUAUCUAUGAAUUCUUAUCUGGUAUGGAUAUCUUUGAGCGUCUUGGUACAAGCUUUGACCUCACAGAGCAAGAAAUUGUUCGGUAUAUGAGACAAGUGUGUGGAGCCUUGAAGUUCUUGCACAGUCACAACUACUGUCACUUUGAUAUCAGACCUGAUAACAUUGUUUAUUCUACAAGGAAGAGCCAUACAAUCAAGAUCACUGAAAUGGGACAAGCUAGGUUGCUUACACCUGGAGAAAACAUCAGGAUUCAGUUCACUGCCCCUGAGUACUGUGCGCCUGAAAUCCACAAUAGUGAUUUUGUCACCACUGCCACUGACAUGUGGUCUGCAGGUGUUCUUGCAUAUGUCCUACUUGGUGGACUUAAUCCAUUUGCUGCUGAAUCACACCAGAAAAUGGUUGAGCACAUUUCAAAUGCAGAGUAUGUGUUUGACAGUGAAGCCUUUAAAGAAACCAGCCUUGAGGGUAUGGACUUUGUCGACAGACUGUUGACUAAAGAUCGCAAGCUACGUAUGACUGCCUCUGAAGCUUUGGAGCACCCUUGGCUCAAGAUGAAAUUGGAACAUGUUAGUUCAAAGGUCAUCAAGACUUUGAGACACAGAAGAUACUAUCAAUCACUGGUGAAAAAGGAAUGGAGCGCUGUUAUUUCAGCAGCGCGUAUUGCCUAUGGUGGUGGCUACAGAAACCAGAGAAAUGUUUCCAUUGGCAGAGUGAAAGUUGGGCAUCCUGAACAAGGCUUGAGAGCAGGUCCUGUCAUGCAUGGCUCUGCUGAAGAGGGAGGACAUGUCAGGUUUAUGUGCUGCAUUGAGAACUAUGACAGAAACACUGAAGUGACCUGGUACUUUGGUUCACGUAAACUGACUGCAAGUCACAAAUAUGAAAUCAGUUAUGCUAAUGGAGUUGCUAGCAUCUAUGUUAAGGACAUUGAAGAAUGUGACGAUGGAUUAUAUAGAUGCAAAGUUGUCAGUGAAGACAGAGAGGACAAUGCAUAUGCUGAGUUGUUUGUUGAGACUGUCAGAUCUUACAGAGAAUACUAUCUGGGACGCUCACUCAAGAAACCAAGGCGUAGAAUUGACAAAACUAAAAUUUUGCAGAGGCCACCAGAGUUUACUUUGCCAUUGUACAACCGUGCAGCAUACAUUGGUGAAGAUGUGCGCUUUGGUGUAACUAUUACAGUCCAUCCAGAGCCAAGUGUUACAUGGUUAAAGGCCGGGCACAGAAUCAAACCAGAUCCUAAAAAAUACACAUUCACAAGUGACAAGGGUCUUUAUCAACUCAUGAUACACAAUGUUGACCUCAGUGAUGAUGCUGAAUACACUGUUGUAGCAAACAACAAGUUUGGUGAGGACAGUUGCAAGGCCCGUCUCACUGUAACACCACAUGUUGUUCCUGAGGACACUAUGAGACCAAUGUUCAAACGUCUCUUAGCUAAUAUUGAGUGUGUUGAGGGUCAAAGCGUCCGCUUUGACUUAAGAGUAUCAGGAACCCCAGCACCAACUCUGAAAUGGGAGAAAAAUGGUAAACCCCUUGAGUUCAGACCACAAGUUGAAGUUGUUCAAGAGGAUGUAGAACAUCAUGUUCUUCAUAUAAGAGAAACCCUCAUAGAGGAUUCAGGUACAUACAGAGUCUCUGCAACAAAUACAGCUGGAUCAGCAAGUUGUCAAGCUACUCUCAAAGUUGAACGCCUGACAUACACAAGGAGGGAGUUCAAGAGUGAGGAAGAGAGGCAAAAGUAUGUAAGGAACCAAAUAGAAAAGACACUGAAAAUGGCACAACAGUUCUCAACAGCAGAGGUUGUUACACUUAACCCUGUGGCACAGGAAGCUUUGAAGGAAGCUGCAGAGUUAUAUAAACCUGCAGUCAGCACCAAAAAUGUGCAGGGUGAGUUUGACAUCUCUGAUAAAGAGGAUCAAGAAAUAAAGAAAAUAAAAGAGGAAGAGAAGAAGAUACGUAUGCCUUACGAAAUCCCUGAUUCUCGUGCACAUGAUCCAACUGUUCUCAGUGAAGAUAAGUUGAUCAAACACUUUGUGCCCCUAUCUGACAUGAAAUGGUACAGGAAACUACGUGACCAGUAUGAGAUUCCCGAGAGAAUGGAAAGAAUUGUUCAGAGGAGACAAAGGCGUAUUCGUCUUUCUAGAUGGGAGCAAUUUUAUGUCAUGCCAUUGCCUAGAAUAACUGAUCAGUACAGACCAAAGUGGCGCAUUCCAAAACUUACACAAGAUGAUUUAGAGACUGUUCGACCAGCAAGAAGAUCACCAUCUCCUGAGUCAGAGGUAUCAUUCAGACUGAGAAGACGCUCUCUAGGAGAUCUUUCAGAUGAGGAGCUCCUCGAUGGUGAGGACUAUCUGACACUAAAGAGAACUGAAAAAGAAAGGCAAGAGCUUGAAGAAGAGCUAGAACUUGGCUUCUCUGCCUCCCCGCCGAGUAGAAGCCCUGUCCGCUUUGAGCUGUCUUCACUGCGUCAUGUCUCACCAAGACCUGUUCACAAAGCUGAAGUGAGACACGUAGAAGAGACAAGACAUGUAACAACAACUGAGAAAGCUCGUGGCUCUCCUCCUCCAAUUUCACAUUUCAUGAGGAGGAGGAGAUCAUUGUCUCCAACAUACAUUGAACUGAUGCGCCCUGUAUCUGAACUCAUCAGACAACCUCGUGCACGCAUCUCAACAGAGGCUGGAGUUGAAAUUAUUGAAAGAAGAUCACCAACCCCUGAGAGGACACGCCCUCGAUCACCAAGUCCUGUGUCAACUGAGAGACGAUCUUCCAGAUCUUCCUCUAGAUUUGAAAGGUCUGCAAGAUUUGACAUCAUGUCUAGAUAUGAAGCAAGAAAAGCAGCUCUCAAAUCUGAGCGCACGUACCAGGUUGUGACACAGCAACCCUUCAGUCUUGACCAUGCUCCACGCAUAACAGUAAGAAUGCGUUCUCACCGUGUACCAUGUGGACAAAACACUAAAUUCACUUUGAAUGUUCAAUCAAAGCCAGAUGCUGAUAUCCAUUGGUUCCAUAAUGGGCAACAAAUACAAGAGAGCAGCAAAUACCAGUUCACAAAUAUGAGUGGAGUCUUGUCUCUUCAAAUUAAUGACUGUCAGGAAGAGGACAGUGGCACAUACCGUGUUGUCUGCACAAAUUCAAAGGGUGAAGCAUCAGACUAUGGAACUCUUGAUGUUUCAGGUGGAGCAUUUACUACAUACUCUUCAAGACGUCGAGAUGAAGAGGCUCCAACGCCAUUUGUACCUGAUAUAACGAAAACUGAUUAUUAUCAUUCAACAACAAUCAGAGCUUCCUCUGCCUCAAGAACUCACUUGGAGAUAAAAGAAACCAAAACGAAAUUGACAGAGAGACGUGAAGUUUCUGCAUUUGAAAAGUAUGAAUCGCAGAAGCUUGCAUCAUCUCCAAUUAGAUAUGCAUCCACUGAAUACUUGUCAUCAGCUUCAUAUUCAUCCUCUGAAAGACAUACAACAACUGAAAAACUUGUGUCAUCUGAAUCAAAGUUAAAAGAAUUAGAAACAACAUCUGAAGUAUCAGUAAAGAAAGUUAAAGCGACUCUUACAGCCAAAAUACUCACAAAACCACAGUCUCUGACUGUAUCUGAGGGUGACUCUGCACGAUUUGUCUGUGAUAUUGAUGGAGAGCCAGCACCAAGUGUCACGUGGAUGCAUGAGGGAAGAACAAUUAUCUCUUCACACCGUAUUCAUGUAUCUACAACACAGUAUAAGUCUAUAUUUGAAAUUUCGUCAGUUGAGCAUUCAGAUGAAGGUAGUUACACUGUAGUUGUAGAAAAUUCGGAAGGAAAGCAAGAGGCAAGGUUUACCUUAAAUAUUCAUAAACAAAUAAUUAAAGAAGAAGUUACACCUACACAAGUGAAGCCACCAGAACCCUCAGUGAUAUCUCCAGUGCCAUCAGUUAAAUCUCCAGAGCCAUCAGUUGCAUCUCCAGUGCCAUCAGUAAAGUCCCCAGAGCCCUCUGUGAAAUCCCCAGUGCCAUCGGUAAAGUCCCCAGAGCCCUCUGUGAAAUCCCCAGUGCCAUCUGUAAAGUCCCCAGAGCCCUCUGUGAAAUCCCCAGUGCCAUCGGUAAAGUCCCCAGAGCCCUCUGUGAAAUCCCCAGUGCCAUCGGUAAAGUCUCCAGAGCCUUCGGUAAAGUCUCCUGUUCCCUCGGUAAAGUCUCCUGUUCCCUCAGUAAAGUCUCCAGAACCCCAAAUUAAAUCACCAGAACCCACUCGUGUCAAGUCUCCUGAACUUCGAAUUAAAUCUCCAGAGGGUGUUAAAUCCUCAUUCAAAGUGAAGUCACCAGAGCCAGCUGCCUCUCUUCAGAGGGUAAAGUCUCCACCUCCUAUUAAGACUCCUGAACCAACCACCCCUCAAAGAGUGAAGUCUCCAACAGCACUGAAGUCUCCUGAGCCUAUAGCUUCACCUCCCAGGGUAAAAUCCCCACCUCCAAUUAAGUCUCCUGAGCCAGCUGCAUCCCCUCUGAGAGUUAAAUCCCCUACAGGACUUAAGUCUCCUGAACCUCAGAGAGCCAAAUCCCCACCAAGAGUCAAAUCUCCUGAGCCAAUCAUGUCACCUAAAAGAGUUAAAUCUCCACUUGCAGUGAAAUCCCCAACACCCUCAAAGGAAGCACCACUAAAGAUCAUUCAGCAACUCAAAGCUGAAGCUUAUGAAGACAAAAUUAAGAUGAUCUUUGUUGCUGAGAGCUCAGUAAGAGAAGUUGUGUGGUACAAGGAUAGCAGAAAACUGAGUCAAAGUAGUCGCUACCAGAUUCAUUCAUCUACAGAUGGAACUUGUUGUCUUUAUAUAUCUGAUGUCUCAGAGAGCGACCAAGGGGAGUACUCCUGUGAAAUCAUAAGUGAAGGAGGAGCAGUGUCAAGAACUUCAUUCUCUUUUGUUGGUCAAGUGUUUCAAGCAAUCUACACAAAAGUAACCGCAUUCGUGGCUACACAAAAGACAGUUCAAGAAUCCAUGUCAUCCCAAAUACGUGGGGGAAGUGAAAUGGUUCUUAAGAGGGAAAGUGCAGCUGUUAGCAGUAUGCAUGAAAGUUUUUCUUCUAAAUCCAUCCACACGGAGAGCACAAUGCAAGAGGCAUCCUUCAGCAGUUCUUCAAUGGCUGAGAUGAAAUUUGAAACUAUGUCAAUGUCUAGCAUGUCCUCUAUGACAUCGGAGUCAGUAUAUGCAAUGAGCUCAAGCAGUAUAAUGUCAAGUCAUUCACAUGUUGAAGAAUCUUCAGUUAGAGCAGCCCUCCACAGUGCUCAAGGCUUGGCUCCAAGAAUUGAAGCUCUUCCUGAAGAUAUCAGCAUUGAAACUGGAAAGGUUCUUACAGUGACCUGUGCUUUCUCUGGAGAGCCAGCUCCUCGUAUUGAGUGGUCACGUGGUGGAAAGAAACUGCCUGGUGAGGAAGAAAGCAGUAGGUUCCAUAUUGAGACCACAGAGGAUCUAACCACACUCAUCAUCACUGGUGUGAAAGAGAGUGAUGCUGGGGCAUACACACUCAAACUUUCCAAUGAGCAUGGAUCUGACAUCGCAACUGUUACCAUCAGCAUUCGAUCAAAGUAAAGCCAUAAUUUCUACCCCCACCCCUUCCUUUAUUAAGCGACUUUGUGUUUGUUAAAUGAGCGGAAAAAAAUCAUGAUAAGUACCUGGAUAUCUGUUCCUGUAAAUAUAAACUAUUUUUAUAUCAAACAUGACAUUAAUUUAUGCCAAACUAGACUAAAGUCUAAAGUUAUUAUAAAAUAUGCCAUAUUGGAUAAUUAUGACUUAGGAUUUUUGAUCCAUUUUUCUGUGACAUGUACAUAAUGUAUAUAGCCGAAUUUAACGGUUAUGGAAAAUGUAUGAAUUGUUAUUUAUAACAAUAUUAACUGAAACAAAUGGAACUAAAUGUUUAUCAGGAGAAAGUUUCACAUGGAACGAAUACCUUGAUAGACCUGAAACUAAACUCUGUGCCUCAACAAUAAGUUGAAGUCUUAAGAUUGCCUCAACAGGUAGAGAGGCUCCCUGUUGAUGUUACAUUAAAUCUGAGAGACUAAGUUAUACCUGCAUGUUUCCACAUGCAGUGAUAUUAUAACCAUACUUUUAUGCAUUGCUACUUGAAAGUAAGGCCUUGAGUGCUGUUUGCAUUUUACCCUCAUGUAAGCAGGGCGACUAGGCCUUGUGUUCAUACUGACUAUGUCAUACCACCAUUUUAUUGACAUGCUCAAGGUGCGAGCGGCCUGCACUUUAUGAGCAAAAAUGUUUAAUGUGCUCUGUUUCUGGCAAGGGACUGCUUGAAUAAACUUUCGAAAUUAACAUCUCCUGGCCAAUAAGGAAAGUAUUUCUUGUACUUCCUUGCAGAAGCAGAGCCUCCUCUUGGAGGAUUGCUUUGAAGCAUUGUGUGUUUGUGUGUUAGUUUUAGAAUUCACCUUGUCAGUUGUUGGGCAAACAUCAAGAAAGUGUGCCGCAGCAACACCACCUGCUGUGCAAUGGGAAAGAAAUGGUUUAGUAUCUAAAUGCCCUGCACUUUGGUUUGAUUUUAUGUAGAAUUGUAGUAUUAUCUAUAUAUGCAACCUCCUUGAGUAUUAAUGAUUCAAUAAAGCAUGUUCUCAGCACUA